Molecule: messenger RNA, 93063 nt
Organism: Xyrichtys novacula (pearly razorfish)
Lineage: Eukaryota; Metazoa; Chordata; Actinopteri; Labriformes; Labridae
Source: the annotation of a GenBank genome assembly
GGGCGCGAUGGGAGGGGAGCGCUCAGUGCUGCAGCUGGACGGCGGAGCGGCUCGUGCUGUGGCGGGCACGUCGAGAUGAGACGCUGCUCGUGACAGCAGCGCCGGAGUGAUAAUGAACGCCUUCAGUAAGUGCUGGGAUGGACGAGGAAGGUUUGCCGUCUGCGCGGGGCGGAAUAACAGCGUGCCGUUGUGCCUCCGGGCUCCGCGAUGGUGUCACCUCUGCGCGCUUUCCCCUCUGCUGUCCGGACAGGGGACUCUGGCGGAGAAGUGACACAGCAGCGUCGGAAUUUACACAAUCAGCAGUGUGAGCACAAACGUGCGAGGGAGUAGAGGCACUGUCAUGGAGAAACAGAGCAGAGUCAAGGAGGAAAUGCCGACAUCGAAGGAGGAGAAGCGCAAAGAGAAGAAGCCCAAACCUGGGAAGCUUUUCCGAAAGAAAUCGCUGAGGUCUGUGGGGAGUUUUAUGAACAGAAUCAUCAAAACUUUGGGCACUUUUACCCACUUUGGAGACGUUGACGCGCAUGACGCGGAGGACGACGACGGUGGGUUCCGGAAUGGCGCACCUUGCACCCUCAGCGCGAGCUCAGGGAUCAUGAAAGAGGACGUACAGGUGGUGUGGGAUCGCGUGGCCAAAAACAUUAGCACGUCCUCUACUUUGUGCACCGGCAGAGAAAAACUCCUGUAUCAGUACGGGGACAAGAUCCCGGGUGUCCUGGGGCUGAAAAACCACGGAAACACCUGCUUUAUGAACGCUGUAGUGCAGUGUUUGAGCAACACGGACCUGCUGGCGGAGUAUUUGGGGCUGGAGUGGUAUAAAUUGGACCUGAGUCAGAUCAGACUGAACGGAAUGGUGAGGAGUGAUGAGGUGAUGAGGUUUGGAAAGGGAGAGGUCACGGAGCAGUUGGCAUCACUUGUGAGGGCUCUGUGGACUCUGGAGUACACGCCACAGCUGUCUGUGGACUUUAAGGUACAAAGAGAGCAACAUUACAGUCCAAUUACACUGUCUGCAGGUAUAUGUUCAUAGGUGAUGGUUGUAUUGUGAAAGUAUCACAAACUUUUUCUCAGCCCCUAGUCAUUGGGCUUUUAAGUACAAACACAGUUAAAGAAGAGCAAAAAGUGACACUCAAUUACAACCCCAAAUGUUUAUAAAAAACUGAUUUUUUAAAGAAGAGUUCAAAGACACCAAAUCACAUGUAAAACGAAAACAAGUUGUUUUUUUUUAAAACAUAUAUACACAUUUUAACUUGAUGCCAGCACCAUGCUUCAAAACAGUUGGAACAGAAGCAUGUUUGCUGUUGUGUUGCAUCACCUCGUCUUUUAACAACUCUGUGUAAACCGCUGCAUACAAAGAUGAUCAGUUUCAAGAGUUUUGGAACUGAAUGUUGUCCCUACUGUCCCCAAUAUAAGAUUUUAGCUGCUCAACAAUUCUGGGUUUCCUGUGUUAUAAUUUUAGCAUUAGGAUACCCCUUUUUGAAGUCUUCUACUACAGACCCAAACUGUUGUAAAAGUGCAGGAUGUGGUUUGGCAUUGUUUUGGUGGAGUAUGUAGAUCUUCCCUGAAAAAGUCAUGGUCUGGGUGGCAGCAUGUAUUGCUCUAAAAUCUGUAGACAUUGCUCAGCAUUAAUGGUACGCUCCCACAUUUGGAUUAGUCAGACCACAGAACAGUUUUCUGGUUUAUCUUAAACGGGUUGAGACCCACUUCUGGAUCAUUUAUGCUUUCCUUUUGGCAUGCUACAGUUUUAACCUGCACUUUUGGAUGUAGUUAGAAAACUGAGUUCACAGACAGAGAUUUUUGAAUCUGAUUUCAAGCCCCUGCAGUGAUUUCCACUACAGAGCAAUGCCUGUUUUCAAUGCAUUUCUCUGAAUUUUUUAAUGGUAUUAUCUUCUAGAUGAUGAAUUCCCCCAGUGCUUAUAUUUGUAUGCCAAAGCACAUUAUUCUGAAGUUGUUGAGCUUUCUGCUCACACAGUCUCUCACAGUGAUGAGUCUCUCACCAUCUUUACUUCUGAGGGACUCUGGAAUGCUCUUUCUAUACCAGCUCAUGUUACCAGCCUGUUACAGAUUAACCUCAUUGGUUUGGAGAUGUUUCUCCACAAGUUUCUUUUGCAGGACACAAUUUCUUCAGUGUUUUGUUGUCUUUGUUCCAGCUUUUAAAAAAAAAAAAAAAAAACCUUUAGAUGGCAUAAAAAUUCAAAUGAGAAUUUUUUUUUUUAAAUAAUAGAAUAACUAUUGCAGAUUCAACUUUUGAUUUGUUAACCAUCAAAUUCUGUUUUAUCAACAUUUUACACUACAUGUCAGCUCUUGUAGAAUUAGAGUUUUGGGUAAACAACCAAAACACAGAAGGCAGCAGGCCCAUGAUAAACUUAAAUGACCCUAAGACAGACGAAAACAGAAACAGAGAACAGAUUGUGUUAACUCCUGUCAUAUUUAAAGAAAACUGCAGUUUUUAGAUAUAUUUUUAACUUGUUAAUUGAAUAUGUGGUAAAAGGUUGUAAAGACUCUGCUCUUAGAUGCAUGAAACAAAUUAAACUAUCCUGAGGUUUAUGAAUCGUUGAUUUAGUGUUUGGAUGAAGGUAACUGAAACGUGUUUUCUACAUGUUCAAGUAGAGUGAUUUAUUAAUAGAUAGCAUACACAUUUAAGCUUAAAAUAGAAGCGUAAUGUGUGAGCCACAGCUCUUAACUAACUACUGGCACCAAUUAACAGAGGCGUCCACUGAUGGAAACAUCUCUGACAGCUGUGAUUCAAACAAAUGGAGCCUAUGCGCUGUUUACACACUCCUGUUAUGUGUUUAAUUUCUACCCAGGUUCUUCAGUGAGUUGUUACAUUACUGCUCAGGAAAAUAUAAUAACCUGUUUUGCACACAGUAUGCCAUAAACACUGUUAUGAAGGGCCCAGAUCAGUCUGAAUAUGAUAUUUAGACAAAAUAUCAGUGUCACAAGUCUGACUUUGGCUGCUAUGAUUGCCACCAGGAGAACAAACUGCGCUCUCCUCACAUAUACUUACAAGCAUUAAACGCGCUUUACCCUGUGACUUCAGUGCCGUCCUGACAGGUGAUAAUGAGGCUGCUGCUCAGAGAGCACACAGGGUCAGCAGGUGUGAGACUGGAUCGCAGGGCUGGACUGUUUUUUCCCUUCUUUAUUUAACACUAAAAGACUGAAUUCACCACAUUUACACAGCGGUAGUUUUACUCUGAAAGACUGCUGAGUUUCAGCUACAGGUCAGCUAUAGCUACCCAAAUAUAAAACCAGGAAAAAAAAGGAUUCUUGGAGUGAAAAUGUGUAGGAACUCUAUUAGACUGGAGAGCAGCGUUUAAAACUCAUUAGCAACUGUUUGAUAAAUGCUCAUGUUAGCAUCAAACUACUCUCUAAUUAACAUUUUCAUUUGAUAUUUGGAGGCUGAUUUAAAAAUGAUGUUAGCCAGCUGCAGUUCAGAUAAACAAGGCUUUGGUUGGCUAUUUAGAGUUAGCUGGCUUGAGUAUUUUCCAGAUAUGUUGUUUGAUAACUCAUCGGUAGUGGAGAGCUGAGUCAGCUUAAUCUUCUCAUCCAAAUACAAGAUAAUAUUUUUCCCUGAAAUGAAUCUGAACAAAGUGGGAUCAUGUUUGUCCAGAACAAAGUGGCUCUAAAGUAGGUAAUGUUAAACAAUAACUGACGCAGGGUUUAGAUUUUAAGAUAAUGCUUAUUAAUGCAGGAGAGACACCAGAUAGCUGUCAAGCAGCCAAGAAAGAUGGUGUCAGAAUGUAAUAUCUGAGGCCACUAAAGUAAAAAAAAGACUUCUUUAUAAUGUGUUUCUAAAAAAAACUGCCCAAUACCAACAGACUGCAGGUUAUUUUAAUUUUAAUAGUGUUCAAACACCAAUAUCACAAGAGGUUUAUAACCAAUAUAUCCAAGGAAUGAGUGAAUGCUAUCAUGAGCCUUCAUCCAACAGAAGCUAUUAUUACUAUGUGGGUGAAAAGACACAAUGGGGAUUGCAUGAAUUAGCAGAUGGUCAUGUUAGCCAGCUAACAACAAUUUUAGCUUGGAAAUGGUUGAGUACAGGGAUGUCCCAAAGCAACUGCUUUCCUUUUUUAUGAAGAUGGCAAAUAAGAUUCAGCCUUCCCCAUGAGAAAACCCUCAGAGUGCAGUCAAAAUUAAUCAUUUUUUAAUCCAGACAAAUAUAGGAUCAGAGAGUCUGGCCAUGUAAAAUUGUGUCUACAAGUGUAGAUACCAUUAGCAGUACUAGCACCACCGGCCUUUAGUUCUCCCGCUUGCUGGUUAGUGUCUGCGUGUGUGUGCUGGUUAGACAUCGCUCAGGUUGAGUUUUUUCAUACCAGUUAGGUGUUGUUAAUGUUCGGUAAUAGUUGGUUAUAUGAAGAUGUUGAAUGAUGACUAAUGUUGAAUAGUGAGCACGUUAUUUUUUUACCUCCAGAUUUUACUGCUCUCUCCCUGCCUGCAUCUUUUCAGUAGUGGCAUGGAAGUAACAUUUUUAUGAAUUACAGCCAUGUAAAUGUGGCAAAUGCUAAAACUUCAGUGAAUAACAGAGUACAACUCCAUAAACCUUGCUAGGUGAGCUGAAUCCUAACAUCAUAGAUGCAGCUCAGAGCUCCAGUGGAUAAUUUUCCUCCUCUACCAUGAAAAAGAAAGUACUUUUUUAUUAAGAUGUAUGUUGGUGCAGGACAAGGAAGAUUUACAGUGAUAAUUUUCAGUGUAGUAUCGUCCUCACUGAGUCGAACUGUGACAGAGCUUUAUCUGGAGACCCUAAUGCUUCCAUACCCUCACUUCUGGGCAAUCAUUCUUUCUUUAUCUGCAUCUCUUUGCCUGAAUUUCUCACAUCGUCAAAGGCAAGAAGUGGAUGGUAUGGAGCCACUUAUAAAGACACUUUACAAUGGACCUAUUCCUGGAAUUUCUAAUUACUCUGUAGGGAAAGAGUCUAAUUACUUGGCUGCAGGAAAGCCUGGACCUGUAUAUUGUGUGAACUUUGAUUUUAUACCUUUGACUAGAAAAUGUAAUGAAAAAUCUGUAGAUUGUGAGUCUUUUUUUGCCCUUUUGCUCUCCUAUCUGUCAACCAAACAUGCUUUAUGUCAGGGCGGUAAGCUCAUUUGAUGUUUUAAUGUUUUAAUACUUUAAUACUUAAUUCCACAUUUAAGUGAAAUCGCAAAAUUAUUAUCACUGAACUGCUUUUUAAUUGAUUAGCGAGCGAGAUAUUGAAGAAAAGUGAAAAUCUGAGGCGAUGUCAAGUCAGGGAUACCGCAUGGUGAAUCAGCAGUUAUGCAUAUUAAAGUCUCAUAGACCCCUUAUGGGAAACAUAGUGGUCCAGUCUCACCCUGGCCUGUGAAAAAGUUAUAAACAAAUUGACACCAAAUACUGAUUUUAAGUCAGUUUUAUUUAUUUAAUAGUGAAAAAAGUACAAUUAAAAAAGUCUAUCUGAAGUCUUGCUUGGCUGUGCUCCCAUAUCUAAGGGUUCAAAUGUGACUUCCUGCUGGAGGAACAAACGACAAAUAAAAUGUUUAAAUUAAUCGACAAAGUGAGACAUUAGUGUGCUAAUAUAAAAGUCAUUGAAUUGAACAUUUUCAGUGAAGUGUGCGCUAGAAAAGGUGAAUGGGACUACUGAAGGAAUAGGUCUCGUCUGCUUAUUUGUAACUAUUCUUAUUGAAUUGUAUAUUUCAAUUGUCUUCAUUACAACAGAUUCCAAUGAGCUCUGUUGUUGGGCAAAUUAACAUAAAAGUGAACAUUUUGAUUCAUAGUCAGUGUAAAAGGUGAAAGUGCUUUUUUGUUCUUAUUCACACUAAAUUGAAUAUUUUCAGUGAUAGUAAUAUUAGACAAAGUAAAGAGGAUUUCUGCUGUAGUAUUUAUGUUGACAUUUUUCCCAUUCAGCUCCCCUUGUUCUUUUACAUAUUAAUCCUCAAAUUAAAACGAGGUUAAAGUCAUAUCACUACCUCUUAUUGCUUGAGCUAUCUUGCAGCAGUUAGUGAGUCAGAGAUGUUGCUGUCUCACAGAUUGCAGGACAGAACGUUGGAUGGAUGGGAUCCAGUACCUCCUUAGGCUGGUCUUACAUCUGUUCCCAAAUUUGUCAGUAUUUCCUCACUUUUAAGAUCAUGCUGCCUGCGAUGCAGAAUCAAGUUUUUGCCACAGUGUCAACAGGCAGAGUUGGAGCACUUUUCCAAGUAUGGAAUAAACAUGAUGCAUGCCAUCAGGUGUUCACUGGUGCUGCUUUGGCAGUUGUUUUCGUUGUUGGGGCAUUUUCUGUCUGGAGUCAUCUGGCAUACUAACCUGGGGUAGUGCUGCAUUACAACAAUAUUUGAGCCUCCCACUCUGAGUGUGACAUCAGAGGAAAACUCCCCUGCCCCGUGAAUCUGGUGAACUCCCUUGAAUACCUCUUGGGACUUAGAUGUUAUCAAGGCAACAAUCAGAGGGAGCAGCAACUCGCCAAGAUUCAUAGAUAGAUAAAAAGAAACACACCAAACACUCCCUCUUGUUUGUGAUGAAAUGUUUCCUGUGUUACAGUAGACAGACACACUCAUAGUCCUGCUUCUUGGCUGUGUUUGUGGCCGCAGGGGGAGCCGAGUUCAUGCAGCUCAGGCCUCAUAAAACUGCGUGUUGAGUAACUCCACAGCUGCCUGAAGUCCGGCAUCAAAUAAUCACAUAGCUCCAAGGAUUGCAGGCAAAUUAACACCCAAAUAAAGAAACUGUGGAUGAAAAAAAACAAACCAAAUGAUUGUCAAAGAAGCUCAGGAUUCUUUGAAAUGCACAUUAUUGAUUUUGUAAGUUAAUUACUGGAGGUUGGCAACCAUUUAUAGUCAACAAUAUCUUUUGUUGACAUGGACCGCUUUUCAUUAUGAUAGCAGCCUGAUCAGUAAAAGAUAACUUCUCAUAAAUACUUCAUUUCGACAUUUCAUUAUUCCAUUUAAAGGGGGAGAUUCGUGGUGGGAAUGUCCUAAUGACAAUCUUAACAAUAGGAUCAGAUCUGAUUUUGGCAUUUUCCAAUUGAUUGGUGUCAGGCAUCUCAUCUAGUCAUUUGUUGCUGCUGAGAAUGAGUGGGAGUGCAACCUAGCAAGCAAUUUUACCAUUGUUUUCUAUUUAUUCUUCUAUUAAGUUCAAGUCUUAUUGGGUUUUGUAUGUUAAUUUUGCUCCAUCCACCAAAUUAUUUUCCUGUUUUUACACACCAGUGUCCAGUCCGGCCUCCUGUUGUUCCUCAGUUCUGUAUGUGUCUCACCUUCAGCAGUACUCAUCUUUAUACAGACGCUCAAGCAGCACAACUUGCAUUUUAAAAUGUUUGACUCCAUGUUCUCAGACACAACAGGGAACAUGCAUGAUGAAGAGGCUUGUUAAUGACUUGCUGUUUUGCAUCAACCCAAAACCAUAGAGGUAAAUUUCUUCCCUGACUUAAUGUUUGCCAUAUUCACCAGCCAAAAAUGUAAGACUUGAGUUAAGACUCAAUUGUUUGCUCAUACCAAACAAUUCCUGUCUAAUUUGUUGCUUGUAAUAUAUUGAGAUAUAUGUUUGUCUGGAACUGUCAAGCGAAUGUGGUUUAUAUUAAGUUUCAUGAGUGGGGGUGGACCAAUUACAUUUUUUAACAGCUGAUGCCAAUACCAAUAAUGAGAGAGCAGAUUGGCCGCUAUUAAUUGCCAAUAUCUUAUUAUUGUUGAUUUUUGCAUUAAAAAAACAAUUGGAUGAUACUAUCGAGCGAGAAACAAAUUUGCAGAAUUCGAGUGAAUAUUUAUUAGAUAAAUUUAGAGAAGACAGUAUUUGGCUCAGUAAAACAUUGCCGCUGAAGACUUGUGGAUUUCUGUCCAGCUACCAGAAAUUAUUAGGAGAGGAAAAGACAAAUAUUGGAGUGACAAUUUAAAAAAAGACAGUCUUGUAGAAAUUUAAUAUUCUCUGCACAUUAAAAUUUAAUACACCCUGUGGUUAUCUGCUCUGGUAACAUAUUUUAGAUGGACUCUUACUGAAUUGAUUAAAAAGGCAAAUACACUGGAUUAUGCUGUAGAUACCAGAACAUGACGAAUAUAUCUUUCAGAAGCAAUAUGUAUUUGCAUUCUUCUAUACAUCAAAUCUGAACUCAUGUCGAACACUAUCCAGCAAGUGUUUUACAUUUGAUUUGCUGUCGUUUAGGAUGGGCAAAAUGUGUUUUUAUUUAGAAAAGAUAAUGACGAUAUCAGCCUUGUGGGAGCCAAUUAUACUAAAAUGCUGUUAAACAGUCCCGUUAAUUGGUCCAUCUCUAUUGGAGAGAUACCAUCCUCAUCCCAGAAAAGGAGAAAAAAAGUGCUCAUAGUUAUCAGGCUCAGAGCACAGAGUGAGGAGAGAUCGUCUGAGACAUUGAUUGGGUGUGAUGAUCACAUAUGGAGAAAUAAGAAAAUGGAAAACAGUUGUCGAUCAUACCAUGAGGGCUGAAAAUAUACUCGGAUGGCUUGCUAAGGUAUAUGUGGGAAAUGAUUUUAGGUGUUUUGAUACAGAAUAGGGAGGUGACAGUCCAUGGGAUUUGGGUCCAUGAACCUUUUGAAAACACUACCCAUCUUACAUUAACAGGAAUUUAUAGAAACUCAAGUGUGGAAACGAUUUGCUUUGAUGGCGUUGUCUUGAAAUUUGCUGUUCCUGUGCAUCUCUUUUGUUAGUGUAGACUCCUCCUCCUUUGAUCUGAAGUUUCUUAAGUUUAUGAAUCACUGUGGCCUCCUCUUAGGUCAGCUGGCUGCAGAGUCAGGAGAAAAACCCAAACUGAGUCCUGCUGAAUACCUGGAUUGCUGCCACAUUCCAGAACCACCUGGACCGUCUGGCAGGAGCGAGGCAGCUUUAAUAAAUGUUCGCUAAAGAUUUAGAUUCACUGCCUGAGCUGCUCUGAGAGAUUUCACUUUCCUGAUGCGUCCCGAGGUUCCUCUCUCACAGAUGUGUCUCUGACGUCACGACUGAAGGCUUGAGUUUCUUCAACCUGAGCAGCAGAUGUGUGCGUUUGAUCUGGACACUGCUGAAGCGGUUUAUGCAUCUCCCCCAGCAGGACGCUGUGUUUGCAGAGAGGGGCCAGAUCCUGAAACUCAAACAGUUACUCAACAGUCAAUUUAUCAGUUUCCACAACAGGAGAGGCCUGCAAGAAGGGAGUGAGGCUGAGUGUGAGGAGGCGGGAUGACCCAACAGGAAUGUCAUCCUCCCUGCUGGGUGUAUCGACAGGAAAUUUUUCUGGGAGCUUGAUAAACGUAGUGACGACAGAGAGCUUUCUCACAGGUAUGCGUCAAUAUUUGCGGUCACCAUGUUGAUCUUUAAUGAUUACCUAUGUGGUAGGCUGCAAAGAGCCAGACAUCCUAUAACAGUAGAUUAUUGACUUUAACCAGGGCUACUUAUACUUUGAGUGAUUCCUGCAGUCGUCAGGGGGAUGAGUGCUAAGAGUUUGGAGUAGAUACUGCCAGAUCACAACAAAAGCUAUCACUGGACUCUGAACAUAAAGAGAAUGGCGGAUCAGUUGACUGUAAUUUUAUUUAAGGGUUUUUUACAAUGAGUUUUAUUUAGUAGAAAAGAGUAAACUAUCAACGUAUUUUAAUGGUUCAAGAUUGUGUGUGCCAGGGUGAAACUAAAGCUUUCAACAUCAUAUUCAGGAGUUGACAGUUCACCAGUUACACUUUGUGUACGGAUAUGGCCAGCCAAUGGGAUAAUAAGAUAAGGGAGGGAAAUUCAAUUGUCUGUUGUCUCACAUAAUAUGUCUCUAAAACAUAUAGUAACAGUACAGAUAUGGCAAGCCAAUGGGAUGAUAUUCAGGGCGGUACAUUAGGUGAAACAAAGUGGUCAGGAAAACAGACCCAGACAGAAAGAUUCACUUGUAGUGGAACCAACGUGGCGUGACAGGUCGAUACAGAUUAUUGGCCAAACGCUGAACAACGGCUCUGAUAAUCAGCUAGUGCCAAUAAUCGGUCCAAUCCUGAGCUGGCAUACUGUUUUGGGUUCUGUUUUGCUGUAAAAAACAAUCCUGCUCCUCCCAUUGGUUUUUGCCAGAUUGGACUAUUUUUUGGCCAGUUGGGCUGUUUUUAGUUUGAUUGUUUAUGUUGAAAUGGGUUGAGGUGGGUGGACAUAAUUUCAACAGCUUUUCCAUGAGUUGGACACGUUUGUCAUGAUAGAGUAAUGGUUACCGUGCCAAUAAUAGAAAACUUUGGUAGAAGUAUGUGUACUAGUUAGAAGAUCUGAAAAUUAUGAUAACAGACAAACUUACCUUAAAGCAAAUAAACAGCAACAAUAAACAGCUGUGAUAGACAUUACAUACUUGAGGAUUAUUUGGACAAAUAAUUGGUUAUGACAAGUCUUGAGUCAAGCCCCGCCCACUCCUCAUUAGUAACAGCAAAUCGGGCCCUAAAUCUGGCAUAAAUCAUCUAGUGUGUUUGGCUAACUGGACUGUAGUUUCUGAAUAUUUUUUAAGCUAAUAAAAGGGGAAAUGGUUUGGAAAUAUUGAAUGUGGCUCAAAUGAUGAGAAGCAAAGUUAUAACGUGUGUUGCUGUGUUUUUUAAUUUGCUCUUUAUCUUUAUUUGGUUGGAUGAUUACACACAUUACAGUGCGGCCAGUGGCUGUUAUGACACAGAGAGCAGUAAUAAACACUGAGUUCUCCACAACCUCAAUUAUAUCACUGAGACAAGUACCACCUUCAACAGGCUGAUGGUAAUUACUGUUAUUACUCUUGAUGCAUGACAGCUUUAGGCUCGUAAGUGUGCACAGUUCUCAUGGUUUAUGUCAGAGCAUUUCUGCAAAGCAAUCUGUAAUAUUUAUGAGCAUGCUCUGUUCUAUGUGUUACCUUCUUAUACCCGGUCAUAUAUCAGGUCUACAGGACCAGAGGGAGGAUGCAGUAUUUCCCACAGCCUCACAUCAUUCAGAUUCUGAUUGAUUGGUAGAGUCUGGUUUUUGAUUUUGUGCUCUCUCUCGACUUUAGGUCCACUUAUUCCUGUCAGGAUGUUUUUGCUCUGUAUCUGCAUAAAACCUAAUGCUCCGCAGUUUCUGGAAUGAACCGCGGAGCAGCACUCAUUAAGCAACUGCCUGAAGCCUUCGUUAUAAACAGCCCAAGUCCUUUAAAAAAGCAUAAAAGUCUGUUAGUGAUCUUGUGAGCCCUCAGAGGAGCUGAGGCAAGCUUUACUCAGUGUUUGUAAUGACACUACACACUGACCUACCUGUUGUUGCUAGCUGCUGAUCAGAAUGGAGUCAUGUCAGGUGAGUAGACGGCGGUUCAUCAUGUUCCUGCAGUAUUUUACAAAGCCUGCCUACUUUCAGAUGAUAAAGUAUUUGUGAAAAUCCCAAAUUCUCCCAUAUCUUUGUUUUUAGUUUGGUCAGGACCUCUUUUGUCAAAUGACUGAUAAAAGAGCAGUUGUGGUUCAGUGGUACAGUUGGUCGUCUCAGUUGGAAGGUUGGUUGUCCACAUGCUGAAGUGUCCUUGGGCAAGAAACUUGACUCCACCUGCCUUAACUUUACUGGCAACAUAGCAGCCUUUGCCAGCAGUGUGUGGAUGUCGUGUCACUGGGUGAAUGUGACAUGUAAUGUAAAGAAAGAGUUAUAUUAACAGUACAUCUACCAUUCACUUCAAUGCAAUAUUUAUAUUUGGCAGUAUUGCUCCAUUCUCAGAGCUCCCUACUCUUCCUGAUGCUUACGUGGAGUUCCAAAGCCUGCAGCAAGUGAGAACACACCUGCCCUCUGUUUCAUGUGCAGAGUCCUUGCCCAGACUGGGCGUUAGGGGUGUCCCGAUACAACUUUUUUUACCUCCAAUACGAUACCGAUGUUGUAGCCUUCAAUAUUGGCCAAUACCAAUAUUGAUCCGAUUUUAGCACAAACUUGCGCAUGACAAGUUUUGUACUCAGCUGCAACGUCUUUUUCAGACUUUAGUGAAAAAUACUGCCACAGGGCCGACAUCACUCCUGCUCCUUGGUACUUUGGUACACACUGUUGUUGGGAUUUCAUGGGCUCUACAUGCUGGAUCUGGGUGCUGCAAGAUAGAGGUGCCGGAGCGGAGUCUGGAAUGGACUGUCUGUAUUGGAGUGCUGAUAUCGGAGAUUUUAGAAAGAGGCCGAUAUAAUCCAGUAUUCAAUUUUUUUUGCUGCUGAUCGACACCGUAUCAGGAUACCCCUACUAGGCGUAGCUACCUUCUCCUCACAAAGCAUUGACACACAAUAAAUAAAUGAACAUAUCUGAUAGCAUCAACAUAAUGUACCACUUCUUUAUGAGAAUGACGACUGAAACACUUGGUGUUGUGGAGCUUUUACGAUUAAAUAAGCGUGACAUCAAAAAGCGGUGUUCAUGUUUUUGUUUUGAUUUGAGAUAUGCAUGGCACCUUACAGUUUGCUCUCUAGUGCCACCUGUUGGCUUUACUUUGCAAUGCAACCAUAGUGGGUUGUGUCUCAAAUUUGAUAUCACAGAGAUUGCUGCUGUUUCAUUUCUUUAACUUGUGCCUAGGGGAACAAAUUUGCAAGGAGAACAUGAAAAUACAUCGCCAUGGCUCCGACUGAUGAGUGUAGCCACAUCUGGAAAUGAAGUUGUAGUCGUAGUUUCUGUGUGGCGCGUAUUUCACUUCAUCUGUUUCAUUUGUAUUGGCAGCUGGGUUUAUUUAUUAAUCCUUUGUGUCCUGUGACUGACUCAUCCUUAAGUUUCUAUGUCAAAUGACAACACUCUUCACUUUUUGACUUCGUGAUCCACGCUGAAAGGAAGCGGCUCUUUUUCUCUUUCAAGACGAGAUCAGAAGAGAAGAUUAGAGAACCUUAUUGCUCUGCCAAGGCUGUUUAUGAAUUUUUAUGCUCACUUUUUGCACUUGUCAGUAAGCACGUCUCAGUAACUGCUUUGAAGUUGCAGCCGUGGCUCUGCUCCCACAAUUCAUAGCUUUGCUCACAUCCCCUUUUUUAUUUUAUUUUUAUUUUUUUAAAGAAUACCUGAGCAUGCUGGUACCAUGUUUCCUGUUGUCCAAAUUGCAACGUCUGUAUCUGUCCAUUCUUAUGAGAUCUGAACUGGCAGCUUUUUAGCGACAGGCCUCUAACUUCAUCAUUAGACAUCCUCCAUCACAUUAUGGUGAGAUGGCUAGAAGAGGCAUAUCACACAUUAGUGGAUUAUGAAGCAAUGAUUACAGUCUGCUGUUCCCUCUGCUAUAAUCUCUCAUCACUGCCUGUGCUGCUCCCGCCUGCCAGCUGCGGUUCAUGCAGCUAAUUCCUGCCUAAUUGACUCGGGUGCCUUUCACAUCUGAAGUCACAUUACACUGAGUGAGAGCUUAAGUAGUCCUCAACCUACUUUGAAGGAAGAAAGUUGUUCACACCUCUUAUUUAAUGUCAGAAAUCUUCAAAUUUUCAUUCUUGAGAACAAAUGAAGGCAAAGAAAUUCUUUUAAAGAGUGAAACUUUUCCCUCCUAAGUCUCAGACAAAGGCGUGUUUCACAAAUCCAAAAUCUGUAACAACUGAUGGGAGUUAGAGCAAAUUUGCAAUUCAAGGAUUUAUCUGAUCAGCAUUGUGUGGAGAAGCCAGAAGAAGAGCCGUCCAGUGAACACCAGGGCUGCCAAAACCAGUAGAGAAGCGCUUGUGAAAACUUAACAUGGCCAUGUGAUCCUAUUUCUUCAACAUAACCACUCGUUCAAACCUCCAGACAUGACAAAUAAAGCUGGUGUGAAAAAGUGAAAAACUGCAGUUCCUCUAUUGUCCAUUUGGGGCAGGUUGUUUCAGAAAAAUAUACAGUAAACAUCUUUACAGCCUGUUCAGCUCUGAAAAGCUAGCACUUAACUACAUUACACCAGUCACUGAGUGAAGGAGUUUCUAGAAAAAUAUAACAGCCAGGCGACUCAAUGAUAUCUAGUCAAAAAAACUUAAAUUUUAGCUAGAAUAUUUGUCUUAGGUCUUGUCAAAGCAUCUCAUUAAACUUAAGUUAGACCACAGUAACAUGACAGAUUCAAUGAUAAAUCUUAUUUUAAGAAAAUUCAAGCCAAAGUUUUGCGUGAGGAUUUUAUUUUAUUUAGGAAACUUGUCAAGAAAAUUUUGCUAGCUGUACUUGAAGCUGUUUUCUCUCAUUUCAAUCACUAUAGGCACUUUUGCCUUGUAAAGCAAUCAGCUCUGCACAGUCAACCAUGAUGUGAGUGUAUGUGGGGACAGUCCAGAAAAUGCAAUACUGACAAAAGAUGCUGUAAAAACCUUCAAUCACGUCACCAUGGAUCGAUACAGAAUUAAAGUCACUUCACACAUUGGUGCUAUUGCUUAUCAUCACUGUCAGACAGAAACCUCGAAUCUCCAGAUUUCAACAUGUUAAUUUUUUACAUCAUUCAAUGUUAUCAGUCAUCCUUAUCUGACAGAGAGAUUUCUGGGUUUUCAACCAACAAAAACAGUUUAUAAAAGCUUGUAUUUGUAUUCCAUGAAGUGUUAAUUCAUUUAAAAAGCAGAUGUUUUAUAUCUUAAUGUUGUACUUUUGGAGAUAAGAGGUUUCUUCAAGACAGCAGCAUUAUAUCAACAUAAUUACUUUUGUGCUUAUGUGGGCUUCCUUAAACUGGGUAGCAUACUUCAAUUCCCCAACCCCACUGCAAUAGAUGAAAAGUUAGUGUUAAAUACUCAGUUCUUUGAGUAAAAAACUAUAAGUACUUUUUAGUUUUACUUGAGUAGAUUAACAGAGAGGCAGUUUUACUUUUACUUAUGUAAAACUUUAUUAAAGUGUACUUUUACUUUCCAUUCCUGCGUCCUCUUUUUUUUGUUGUUGCUUCUGUUACUGGUGUAAACCAGAGUAUAGUCUCUGUGUGACUUACUAUUUACAGUGAAACUGAGACUCAACAGAAACAAAUUAAAUGUGUGACUCCUAAAUACAUGUCACCCAGGAAAGGAAGCCUUAACGCGAACAAUGACUGUAGGAUUACUAAAAUGUAGCAUCUGCCCCCAGAGGUAUAUUUACUGUUCGCCAAUGAAAAAUGAUCCCUAAACUGAGCGUGCUUUCUCCUCUUCCUCUCCAGGCUAUAGUGUCCAAGUAUGGGUCACAGUUUCGUGGUAAUUCCCAACAUGACGCUCUGGAGUUCCUCUUGUGGCUGCUCGACCGAGUCCAUGAAGACGUCAACAUGGCCGUUCAUAACAACAACAACAAGAUCAAAGCUGUCGGAGAGGUAAGAAACAAGAUAGUUAAUCUCUAUAAAUCAUCACUACAGCAAAGUGUCACAUCGUGUCUGUCUUUUUUAUGCAUGGGUUAGAUCAUGUGAGAUCAUUCCAGAUCACAUCAGGUCUGGGAUUACGUCCUCCCUCACAAACAAUAAUCUCAGUAAUGGCCUGUAUCAUUAUUACUGCCGUGUAGUGUCUGCUUAGUUCAGAUUAAGAGUAGAACAUAAGUGACGUUUGCUCUGAUGUGUAAUGCAGCACAAACCAGUUGAGGUUUAAGACCUCCUGUGGUCUGAACUCAUGUCCUCCACAUCUUAAAAUUUUAAUGCAAAGGUUCAAACUGCAUGUAUGAUUGAUGCAUAUCUAAUAUAUGACUCAUAAUUGUUACAUAUAUUACAUUAGUAAUUUAGAUUUUGUGUGCCCUCAUAUAUAGGAAAAUCUCAUUGUUAGUUAUAGUGAGCGAAUGAGCUCUACUUUAUCAUCGUUUUGAAUCUUGUCGUCACGUUUUGUGUAAUCAAACCUGACUGAUAAGGAUGUUUUGAUUGGAUGUGCUGUUUUUUUUUUUUUUUUGGUGUUGUGGUUGUGUCUGUCUCUGUCUCUGUACGAAGUGAACAAGAGGUGUAAGUGUGAACUUAAUGAGCCAGAAGGAAGCAAUGGAGGAUGGUAAAAAAAAAUCAUUUAAGCCCGUAUACAAAAAUGACAUAAAAUCGAUGAAUCGCCCAGCCCUAGUUUCAGUAGAGGACAUUGUAUAGUUUUAAAACAUGUGGCAUUAAAUAUUUUGACAACUCUACUCUAUAUCUUUUUAACUAGGAGAGCUGAAGUGGAUGAUUUUCUUUUUGCACAUCCUCUUGGGACAAACCUGCAGGCAUGGUGCAUCCUGUUUCUCCUUGAGUUAAACUUUGAACUCUCUGUUGUGUACCAUUAAAAGAGACUUUCCAUGUAUUAUUAAAUAUGUUUAUACUUUUGAGAUCCAUUCCUGUUGUUGGCUUUUUUGCUCUAUCGGGGUGAUAUUCAUUGUUAUAAUGUAUGAGAGAGAAGUUUCCCCCUCGCUGUUGGUGAGUCACUGUAAUUAGAUCCCCCAUAACUCAGUGCCCUUUGUUUCCUGAGGCGAUAACUGCAGUGAUUUAUUCUGUUGUUUCAUCAUUUUUGCUCUGAAUGUCUGGAGACCAGGCAGCCCCACACUCCCAAGGCUGCACAACAAACCUUUAGUUAUGGGAAUGACCGACAUGUAACCUCCUCUGUAUUGAAUAUUUGUAUCAAUGGAGGGAGGAAAACUCUGUUUUUCUCUCAAAGAACAGUACCGCAUCGUCAGCAUGGUCUAUCAUUACAAAGUCAAGGUCAUAGUGAAACCAGGGGAAGCAACACCAGCAUCAUUUUUCUCCUCCUUCCCUCAAAUUAAAAGAGAGUGAUAGAAAUCUGGGUUUAAGACUGUCUUUCAAAGAGAAACUUGAGAUACAUCUGCUUUAGAGUCUGAAGUUUCUGUGAAAAAUACUGCAUGAGCUAAGCUUCGUUUUCUGUCUGAGCCGAGCUGCCCUUUAAUUCUGGAUAAGAGUGAAUGAUCAGAGAGGUUUGGGGGAAGGGUGGGGGGGAGUCUGCAGAGUGACUUUGAGUGCAUGUGGCUCCUCUGAGGACAUGACAGGAGGUUAGGACUGUAGAGCUGCUGAUAAGGUCUGUCAUGAUGAGUCUGCAGCACCCUGAAGAAAAUGUCACCACACCUUGUAAACAACCACGUCCUGACAGAUGUGGUUGUUGAAAACCUCUCUGAAACGAUCUUGAAAUAUACCCAGAUUUGUUUCAUGGUGGUGUCAGAACUGAUGUUUGACAAUGCUUCAUUGUCAAACAAGGUCUUAAGGUUUUUAGGUGGUGUAGCUCCAUUGUCAACAAAGAUGUAUUUGAGGGCCUUUCAAUGUGCUUUUAAUAUUUCAGGGCUGCACCAACAUGCUUUGAACAAAUUGGUCUAUCAUAAUUCACAAGAUUAAAGGAGCAUUGCAUUGUCAAGACCAACAGACCAACAGUGACCAGCAAAAGUCAUCAAGGUAAUGAGAUUUGUGAUUCAACAACCAGUCAAUAGCUGCGUUUACAUGGACACAAAUAUUCAGAAUAAAUGCCCGAUCUGAAUAAAAAUGCGUCAUUUAAACAUGUUGAUUGGAAGAUUCUGAUCCACUUCAGCUCAAUCGGAAAGAAAUUGUAUUCCAACCGAGAGCUGUGGUUUAUGCUGAUCAUUACUCCGAAACGCGUCCAUGUAAACACUUCAUGACUCUCGUACCUGACUUGAUCUUCUCUCUUUAGCCUUUGGUUUAUUUACUGAGGCUAGUACAGGAGGUUUCAUUAUUAACUCUGGCAUAAGACACAACCGCAGGUACCGUGUCUGCUCCUCCUGGUAACGUAACAAGGCGUACAUACAGCGUAAUGAUGUCACAUCUGCACGCACAGUGCAACCUUUGACAGAAGAGUAAAAUAAGUAUGCAAGGGCGCCAUCUAAUGACAACAUUUAACAGGUGGAAAACUCCUGAGUUGGAUGGAGUGAGCCACGACAGCGUUUGACAGCACAGGCGUAAAUACAACUCUUCUUCUGCGGUUGUCUUAAUGAACUCAGACAACUCUGUGCAUGUCCAAAUGCUUCUAAUCUGAAUAAAGCUUGGUGCAUGAAUACCCAUGUCAUGAUUGGAUUAUUUGAUUUUGCACCCAUAUAAACAAUGGAUUCAGAUUAUCCGAUCCCUCAGAUUUAUAAUAGGAUCAAGAAAUUUUGCCCAUGUAAACAUGGCUAAUGACAGGGAUGUUCAUUAACAUGUAGUUGAUCAGUCAUUCAAGCAGACAUUCAGCUCCAAUCAGCUGGUCCAAAAGUAAGACAAAAAAAAAGAAAAUUAAAAUAAGCAGGAAUUAUUAAACAUGGCUAAAAACAGGCUCACAAAGUCUGUGGGAGGACAGUGUGAAAUCAGUUUAAAGGUUGUGACCAACAUUAGCAGAGCUAGCACCACUAGCCUUUAGUCCCCCUCGCAGGUUAGAGUUUGCUUGUCUGUGCUGGGUAGCAAGAAACAAUCAACGAACUACUUGAUCUCAACUUUCUAGAUAAAAAUAUAAACAAACUGAGCCACACUGCUGUCAUAUGUGCUUGUUUACAUCCAGCCAGUAGAGCCUGAUAGCAUGAUGGCAGUCCUCAUAAACGGAAGUUACAGCCCCAGUUUAUAGCAGAUGGCUUCACUGCUAUUUCGAGACAUAUAAUCAGGGUUGGGUACUGUUUCGUCAAUUGUGUUUGUUGUCACUGAAAAAUUUAGGUUAUUAAAAGUAAAGCACAGACCUUAAGGAAUUUUCCUUUUCCUUCAUUUAAAUAAAUAAUCAUAACUUAAAAGAGUCAACACAGUGGUUGCAGUUGUUACAGCCUGCGCCAGAAAGCUAAAGCUGAUUCGCUCUUAUGCUAAAAUACCAGCAUGACAGUUUGUUGUGUACAUGUACCAACAGAGGCACAGACUGGUGGGAAUUUGGUGAGAGAGUGUUGUCAAAAACAGAUUAUGAAACCAGACUCUACAGGCUGAAAUUGAAAGUAUGCUGGCAGGAACCACACCAGUACUGUGAGUCCUGUAUCCAUGGUGAGUUCUUUGUCUAGCCUUGUGUUGGCGAUACUCGCUGCCGAGUCCAAAUGUCACUUUUGGUUCACUGCCUGGAUUGGCCAAUUCAUUUCCAAUAUCUGCUGUGAACUGGAGGCAUCAAAUUAACACUGACAGCCCGCCAAAGGAGGCCUCUUGUGGGAUUUUACAAAAUACAAAACUUUAGGGCUUCGAAUGAUAAAAGUAAAAAGCUGAUGUCAGGAACGAAAUUAAGAAAAACAGAACCACAAGGGAGAGUUUAACGAUUUUCAUUUGAUUGAUUAUUUUAUGAUGGCAGUGUUUCCCUCCAAGCAGCAAACACAGAAACAUAAGAGGAUUAGAAAGUUUACUCUAAAUAACAGAAAAAAAAAGGUGUUUGAUGGAGGGUGGGAUGGAGACAGGAGGCUGCAGCUGUUUCUUAUAAUUAGAAAUGAAGGGUGUAAUCUUUAUUAUAGAUAAUUAACUUUAGUAGCAGAACAUUUGUUUGUGAGCAUGUUCAUUGUCAGCUCCUACUGUCUGUCUGCUUGCGCCACCGUUUAGUUCUGAACUGAAAUUAACCUUCAACAGGCCGCUUUUUUUCCACAGUCCAAUUGAAGGUGUUUCCACGCUCUUUUAACUGAAUGCAAUUAUCCUUCUUCUGCUGCUGUAGGGUUACAACAACAUCAUCAAGGUAUACUCACAGGGUACAGAGUCUGGCUCGUGAAAGAUUCUUCUUUUAUAUCAUGAGGUUUACACAUAUAACCGUACUUUUAUGAAACCGCCAUAACUUUUAACACUCCCACAAACAAUGAAUGGAUGUACCUUUUCCCCGUUUCCCUCUGUGCUUCCUUUAUAUCCGUUCUCUAUGCUUCUAAUUUUUCAAUGGAGUCUUUUGAAUGUGCCAGCAAUAACUCAAGAACAAAGAAAACUUGACCUCUUUCACUCAUUUGUGUAAUAGAUCUUCAGUUUUCAAAAGAGGGGGUAUACAUAACAGCUGCUUUUAUCAGGGGCCGACCAACAAAAAAAUGCAAUAACAACAUUUCAGGAUUGUUUUUGAAAACUUGAAAGCCUUUAAAAAUUUGUUUUACAAUCUUAAUUUUUCAAUUACGGUCCACGUGAAAUAUCAUUUUUGAAAACUAAUGAUUAUCAACAAUCAACAGAUUACUGGAUGUUUGCCCAGUUCUGCAGGCAGGUUCCUGCGAGUGAGUCUGUGCCCACGUCAAUUGGCCUGUCUUUCCCUCGUGUACUUAAGGAAAUCACAGUGCAGCUCAUCAAUCAUGCGCCUUGACAACACAGACAUCUUUUAAAACAUGCAGACAUCUCAAACUCUGAUUAGCAGUAGAAAAAAAAAAAGGGAGAGAUACUGAUUUGCAGUCACCGACCUCAGCGGACCAGUGAGAAACCAAUAAAGAUGCCCUGUAAAAACUUUGACUUCCCCUGAAUCAUUGGGCCACAGGCAAUGUCGGAGCUCAAUUUUUAAGCAUUGAUUCAACAUGCUGAGCCUGUGAUCAGCUCUGCGCAGAGGUUUCUGUGAAAUAUUCAGCUGCAGUAGUGGUCUUCUGGGCACGAUCAAUGACUCGUCCUUUCUCUUGUUAAUCUUUUUGUCAUUUUAUUGUCCUCUGAAUAUCUCCAACUUGUUUAAUUAGGGAUCAUUUCAGGAGAACACAGUGCAGUAGUCAGAUAUUCUGGAUGAAUAUGAAUGGUCAUAGAUUGAGUGAGUGAGAGAGAGAAAAGAGAGCAGCGCUCUGGCUUCUGUCCAGGGCAGAAAAUCUCAAGUGACAGAUGUCUCUUAUGUUAGUCCAGGCCGUGUGCCAUCAGCCAGAGCAGGCUCUUUGCAGACACUGAGGUUUUCAAGGUUUCAGGUUUUAUCAGGGAGGAAACAUGUGGUCAGAUAGGCUUCUGCUUAGUAUCAGGAACGAGACUGAAAUAAUUCCAGUAAUUCUGUCUCCUCAUAAAUCACAGUCCACUUCUUUCUUCGAUCUUUGCUCUGUCUUGUUCACGGCUCUUACAUACUGUACCGAUAUAAAAAUGUACAGUAAAGCUGUGGUAAGCUGCCCACUAUCUCUGCACCACCUACUGAGGAGCUCUGUCGGGGGCAGAGAGGGCCUCGCUGAGGGCAGGAGAGGGGCAGCUGCAAGAAAAGUGUCUCAUCACAAUCUGGUGGAGCUUUGAAGAGAAAUUCAAGGUGAUUUUGGGACCUGUGGUAGUUUGUGUGAUUGCUGAAUUGUUCUUUUUUUAAGACCAGGGUCAUAAAUGCCUCUGAUAUUGCUGAGGAGGUGAUCAGGUGUCAGUGAGUAAACGCUUUUGCACUGAAAGGAAACCAGUAUUUAUAAAUUUGAAGAAAAAAAAAGAAGCUUUUUCAUGCCUGGAGCUGCAAUGAAGAACUGUUCUCUGAUGAUUCAUUACAUUACUUAAGGAAAUAGUAACAGUGCAGCCAUGGGAUAUAACUUAAAGUUAGAGCUACACUAAUGGCAUCCGUGCCAUUUUCAAUAUGUUUUUGGCAAAGUCAUAUGAAGGCCAAGGGGCUGUGAGCUGAGCUGCCACUUGAAGUUGGAUUUGUUUGCAGACAUCUGGCUCAUUUGUAAAACAGGAUAUUGUUUUCAAACCUCAUUAUGACAGCUUUUAAAACAUGAAGACUCUCGUUUAUAUUUCAUUAUAACUCAGAGUGAUGUCACAUACCUUUAAGCCCAGCAGUUGUAAACUCAUUAGCACCCAUGCACGCUCGUGAUCGCAGCUGCCUCUCUCACAAUCUGUCCCUCAAGUUUUGUGACUCCUGCUCCUCUCCCUGCUCUCCUCACUCCACCUGUGGCUGCCCGAUAGUUUGUUAAACUAUGACACAACAUGGGGCUGCAGCAGUCCACCAACGUCCUCAUGCCCUGAACUUUGUUUAAGCGUCUGGUAAAAGCUACUUGAGGGGUUACUUGUAAAGGAAGAUACCCUCCACUCAUCAUAGAGAACAAAACAAGUACAACACAACAGGCGGCACAACAGCCAUUCAGUCUAGAUGAUGGUAUCUUCAUGACUGUGGGAAGCCCUAAUCAAGAUUGAAAUUUAAAUCCCAUUAAUCUCAGCCCUAAGGCCUUCAGUAUUUCCUCCUGCUGACACAAUUCAACAACUCUAUCAAGUCUUCAUAGGGUUCAGAGCAAACAGUUGCUUAACUUUAAAGCUCUUGCAAAGAAUUUGUUUCUGUAGGUUUUGUUGCCCCCUUUGCUCUUCCUUGAGCUGCAGUCAGUUUGGACUCACCCGAGGUCUCUGUACAAACAAGCGGCUGCUGGAAGAGAGUAGGUGAGUUGUGUUUUGUCUCUUUGCUAAAGAAAUUAGGCAAAGCUAAAAAGAUGUUUGGUGGCUAGUGCUGUGCCUCGAAACCCUAUAUGUACUAUUGAUCAUGUUAGGUGCUGUUCUAAGCAUUAUUUGUGGCUAUAGAGUGGCUUUGUAGUUGAGUAUGUGGCUCCUGGGACCGCUGUGUAUUGCUAUCCUGUGGUCGUUACUAAGGUUGUUAUGACUAGAGAAGCAAGCGGUCAGCAACAAUAAUCUCUCGAGGGGGUGUCUAACUCUGUGUUACGGUGUGUUUGACCCUAAAUUAAUUUUAUGCCGGAAUAUCCGUUUAGCUGCUCUGCUAAGAUGGGAUGACUGGACCUUUACAGGCCAGCUGAUUGCAGAUACAGCCCUGAUUGAUUGAUAGACUAAAACAAAGAUGGCACCCUCUGUCUGGAAAAGUCAUGAAAAAACAAAAUGUGAAUAAUCAUUACCUUCAUUUUUGAGUAAUUGGACAGUGCAGUCUCUGAUAAUACACUGGUCUUCUCUGGGGUAUAUAUAUGUUACAGCUUUUCCUUUUUCUUAAAAAAAAAAAUUGGUUCCAAUUAAAAGAUUUUGUGAUUUAUUUCAAUUUGUCAGCCAUAAUUUCUAUAAACAGGUUAAAGAAGCAAAGUCUUGAAUCACGUUCAGCUCAGUCAUUGAUAGCAGCCCAGUUGUGAGUCAGGUAUUGGGACCGUAAAAAUAUACGGUUAGGGAAUGUUUAUUUGUUGAUUCACCUCUGAGUUAAUCCCGCUGGAGCUGUAAUGGGGGUGCAGACUGGCUGAGUCAAACAGGGUCAAAGCCAGGCCGCCUUGUUUACCAGUCCAUGCACGUCCCCUCUCACAGCCAAGGAGUCGGCACAGCUCCAUCCUCCUCUGCUGCUUAUGCUUGUUGUUUCUAGGCAUGCGUCGUUAGUUAGCGCUUGGUGCAGGAGAGACGGAGCCUGGAGAAGGAAAAGGUAGGAAAAGGGAAGAAGACCACCCCCCUACAUUUCCCCCGCUCUGUCCCCCGACCAUGUCAGGCUUUCUUGUUCGAGAGUCAGAGAAGUUAAAGCCGAUGUAUUUUGUCUUUGUAAUGGAGGGUGACAGUUCAGAAUCCUGGACACAAACAAAAAAGACACACUGGACCCCCGAUUUAACAUUUACUGUUGACUUCCCAUUGCUUUGACUCAUGUGGGGGACAUUCUCUCCCAGUUUGUUUGUCGUCCAUCACUGAGGAAACACUCUCUCUCUCCCUCUCUGUUACUCUCUCUCUCUCGGCUCUCUGAAUGUGCCUCUUUGUAAGUCACUGGAAGAAAGAGACACUUGUUGUGCAGCUCGGGUGCAGAGAAGAAGAGGUGAGAGUGGCUUUAGGUCUGGGGACAGUGAGCAGUAGUGACAGUUUGAGGAAAAAGAGAGGAGAGGAAUUCUAUGUUGAUUCUUAGAGACUAAAGUAGCUGUAGAAUCAGAAGAUGUUUUUCAUUAAGAAAUGUGUCCUGCUAAGAAAAGGCAUUGAUUUUGUAAAUAGGCCAGGCUCUUGAGGAACAGGAGGUUAUACAGAGACAGAAACACAUCUACUUUAUUGGCAUCAGAACAACAGGAACAUCUUGAAUAUGCUGUUUGCACAAGUGACUAGAUUUACUCUUUGCUACUUGCUCUAGCAUUAUAAUCAUAGACUGUAUAUACCAUGGACAACUUGGUUCCACCUUCUGCCAGUAUACAGAUUUGAAGCCGAAAAGCACUCAGUAUUUCAGGGUUUUUUUUUCCACUUACUGAAACCAACAUUGUGCAGUAGCGUUGUACACAUUCAGUGGGCAGUGGCAUCGUAUGAUAAUUGAGACUGAACAAUACUGCACUUCCUUCUGCGUCUCACUUGUUUUGUCCUAUACCCUCCCUCUCAUUCUUGCUCAUGCUCAGAUGAGCAGCAGUAAAGUUUGGGAGCGCAAGAAAGUUGAAAUAUCUUCAACAUGUUGUGCUACAGCAGUGAGAACUAUCAAGCAGCCACAGGUGGAGAGAGGAGAGUUUCUGCUUAUGUGCAUGUGUGUCUGAAAAGCCAACACAGCAACACAGGAGCAAUAGCAAUCGCAAGCAUGAGCAAGCGGUACCAAGCUAAUAUUUCCAGGUUAAACGGUGACAUCAGUCUGUAUCAUAUCAAAAUAAAUCCUUACUGACGUGUUAAAGAUGCAGACUUGAAAAAGGCUGAAUGGUAUGAUGGAGCUUUCGUCUGUGAUUAAAUUGAAGUGGUGGAAAAGCUCAGACCUUUACAUGUAAAAUCACUUUUAAAUCAAAUAUCAAAGCUGAAAAUUUAAUUGAAAUUGAAGCCCAAUAAUUAUCCAGUCCUCACUAAUAUAUGUCAGUUUGAAUCAUGAGGGUAUUUUGGCUUUACUUUUGGAGGUGGGAGUGGUGUCCAUCUUUUUAUUCGGUCAGUGCUACUCAAGAUGAAUGGUCCUCCUGUGCUGUAUGAACUCAGUAAUACAUGACUGACUUUUAAUAAUAGUUGAUGAACCUUGCCCUCCUCCUCCUCCUCAUUACCGGCACAACAAUCACUCUGUAGCCUCGCUUUGUGCUCUCCUCUCUGUCCUCUUCCUGCAGAUUUGAUUUGCACCAUGUAGGCUGUUGUGUUCUGAAAUGAGACAUUACAUCCAGACAGUGACCCAGACACCGUACCAAGCUUUUAGGCCUUCUUUUUUAGUUAUUCCUGCCGUGCAUGCCCAUAAAUGCGUCUCUAAAGCCUCAGCUGAGGCAUGCAGCAGUGUGUGUGGUCAGUGCUGCUGUCAGGGCUGGCUGCGAAUGGUUCUGUUGUGUGUUUUCUGCUCUGUGUGUUUGUUAAUGUGAGUUUCUUCCCUGCCAAGCUGAAAUGGCUUCCUGUUGCUUAGAGUCGCCCAGCUGGAAAAGCACCUUAGUGUGAAAGGGUCCGAAUAUAACUGAAUGUGUGUUUUUAGGUCCUCUCCCACCUCCAAAACAGGUCAGUGUUGAUUGGCUGAGACUUAUAGACUCCUAACAGAUGCGAUCAGAAGGAAAGUCUGCAUGUAGAUAUGAGUCUAAAAUGAACUCUGAUGUCUUUGUCUAAAAAUAGUCCCUCUCUGUGUCAGUCAAGGAGAUCUGACAACGUACUCGCCUCUUAAAAAAAAAAAGAAAAGGAGCUGGUUUUGUGUGCUCUGGUGGCUCACUGUGGCACAGACACAAUUAAGCUGCAACUGUCUGAUGGCGCCAGACAACAACAUGCAUCAGAGACGAGUUAAAGGACAUUUUUUAUAAGCUGCAGGGAGCUCAGCCCAGAGGACAUCUUCUCAUUAAGUCAUGGAUUGGCUUGUGCUUUUGUGAGACUUCUUAGAAAGGCUUCAUGGGUCUGCUGUCUGAAAAAGUUGAAUAUACUUCAGUUGGAAUUGGAGCGUCACAGUCAAUCAGAUUUAAUUGCAGUCUCAAUUUUGGCAUUCCCAAAUCCAAAAUCAUGACCGACGAUAAUGACUGAUGUUUGACCCAUGUUCUACCUAGAAAACCUCUCUGCAUGGAUGUGAUUAUUGAUUGAAAACUGGAUACAAAGACAUGCAUCACCCAUUUGAAUUCAGAAUUCAGAAAAAUCAAGGGAACACUAGACUACAUAAUUAUUAAGUUACUACAGCCUUAAAGCUAUGGUCUACGAUCUGAAAACCAGUUUGGCUGUUGAGACAGAUUUGAAAAACGCAGCCUGCCCCCCCUUCACUCACCCCUCCCCUCCGUGUUCCAAGACCCCGCCCCCCAAGCUCAUGUCGCCUCCUAACAACACACCCCCUCCGAUAGAGCAAGAAGCCGGCUGGCAGAAAAUAGUAAACAAACACGACAAUCAUCCCCCAUGUAACACACAGUGGUAGCCAUUUCAAUUGGACCGUCACGAUCAAAACCACAUAUUAGCAGGGUGAAGCGGGUCUGGCGUCGCCACUGCUAGCCAGUCAGAGCAGAGCCGAUUGUGGGCGAGGCUUUACCUUUCUCGGCGUGUCUUCACCAGCUCAAUUUACAAUGCUAAAGAUGCGUGGCUAACUCAUGCUAAAAUCUGUUGACAGAGCCUACCCGUUCCGACCACCACUACACCACCACUUUUUUUUUUAUGGCAUUUAAAUUGUGUAUAUUGUAGAAAGCUUUAUUUUUUCUUCUCCCUUUUCUAAUUUUUUUCUUAAUUAUUACAUUUAUCUAAGUUCUUAAUAUUAGGACCCUUAUUGUUAUAACUGCAUUUUUGCACUUUUUGUCUUGUCUGUGAUGCUGCUGUGACAAAAAAAUUUCUCCCAUGGGGGAUCAAUAAAGGAAUAUUCUAUUCUAUUCUAUUCUAUUCAACAACAUUCAGUCAUUAGCCAGUAUAGGCAAAGACUAACCAGAGUUAUUCAGCAGACAUCUCCCACUGUAGUAAACAAAGUAAUUACCUGUUCAACAAAAAUUUGGCUGUUUCAGCGUCAGUUUUCAGUCCCAAAUCCUUCUGCAGCUUUUUCCACCAGUCGUACGUUUCUCCAAUGUAGACUCUCCGUUGGCACCUGUUUCACUCAUAUUUCUUCCUUACUUCAACCUUUUCCUUGAAACUUUUACGUUUCCUUCCCUUUGAUGUGGAGGGCAACAGAAUCGGCCUUCUGGUUUUGGUGUUUGUCUUCUCUGGUUCCAUUACGCUUCCCGCAUGGGCGGGACGGUGCGGAGCAGGGGAGACGGGGGAUUGGAUGGACUCCUGGACCAAUCCGAACUGCAGGGGGUACGGCAGUUCGGAUUGGUCGAUUAGUAUGCCUUUUUGCAGCGGAUAUACUGAAUGGAUUUUUUUCGUUCUUUUUUAACUUUAUAUUGCAUAGAUCAGACCAUAGUACCAUAACUAUAAAUGGUGUUAUUAAUAAGUACACAUACAUAUUAAACAGACUUAUGUACAUGCAGAUAAUAAGACAAGUGAUGAAGAGGUGCAAAGACCUUCGGAGUGGAUUAAUCUCUACAGUGCAUAAAUAAAAUCAAUUUAGUCCAAAAAAAAGGGAGGAAAAUAAAAUAAAAAUCAUUUUAAAGAAAAAAAAAAGACAUAAACUAGAGUGAUUGGGGCCAAAAAUGCCAAAGCAGACUUUUUUUCCUCAGUUAGAGCAAAAUAAUAAAUAAAUAAUGGUUAUCAUUUGACUGCAAUCAUGAAGGCACAGAAAAAAGUACCAGUCUGCAGCACACAAAGCUUGGAGAGUUAUUGUUCAAACUCUCACUGAUCUAUUAACUUUGCCCGCGGAGUCAAACAAAGCUCUCCAUCUUGUUUCAAAGUGAAAUCAACAGCCUGAUUCUUCAUUAAAUGUAAAGAAAUACCCUCACACACACAAAUCAUUCCCGUCUCUGCUGGGUCUGACUUUCAGACAGUUUAAGUGAAUCAGAUCUGCUGAGUGGAGGCUUUCCAGAGAGAGAGAGAGUGUGUCAAUUCAAUUGGCUGAAAGGAGGCUGACUGCAAUGAUUUAAACAGUUGUUGAUAGAAAUAAUUUAAGCAGGGAGGUGCGCCUUUCACGCCAAGUCCACUUUUAAUGUGUUAUCUGGAGUUAAAUUGAAUCUGCCUGAGAAGAUGAAUGGAUUUUUAAAAUGCAAUUAUUAUCAGCCCAGACUCACCAACAAAUGCCAAUUUAGAUUUGGAGAUUCAAUCGAAUAACCUUUGUUAAGUUUGUAUUUCUGUAAUGUCGAACACAUGUGUUGCAGAGUGUGAUGGCCAUUACAGCUCCUCUUAACAGACAGGUAACAGAGGCUCCUAUGUGUCUCUGCUGACUGAUGUGUGCAGUCAUCUUAUCCUCCUCUGUGUCAACGCAGUCAUCACAUCAGCUGCAGAGGCAGGAGGGUAAUAAUAAAGCUCAUCAGCUCAGGAGGACGACCCGCCUUCAUUAGAAUUAAUUUCCCCGUCAGCCUCUCCUGCUGCUCUCUUCGAGGUGAGAUAAAUCCUCUUGAGAGACGUCACACAAAGUCAAAGUUAGCAGGAACAUCUCUACAUGACUUUAGCCAAGUUUGCUCCCAGAUUUUAAAUGUUUAAAAAGUUCAUUCUUUGAAAGGAGGCUUAUUAAGUACUUUUUAAAGGUCCUGAGAGGGGUUGUCAUGAUUUGUUGAUGGUGGUUUUCUACUCGUUUUCCAGGAUUUUUCCCAAGAGCUCCAUCGCCAACAGAUGUGCAAACAAAACUAUAUUCUUAUGGAAACAUGCCAUUGAUUACAGCCAGGAACAUUUUGAGUUUGUUUUUUUUAAAGCAUCAAGCUGUUAUUUUCAACCGUUUGACUUUUUUUUGUCUCCAGUUAAAACCACUAAGUCACAUUGUAUAGAGCCCUAUAAGGCUGGUAUGAUGAGCUGUUUACAUGAUGUAGUCUAUUAGCCCAUCAGGGUUAUAAACUCCUGUGUUUUACUUCUGUUUCUGACAUGUUCUUGAAUCUUGUUCACUUUGACACUCUACAUGAGCCAAAACAAAACAGUAGACUGACCUCAGUGCUGCAACCAAGACAUGAGAGAAUCAAAUAUACCUAUAUUUACGCCUAAUACUAAACUCAGACGGUGCUAGUGAAGGAGCAAGAGAGGCAGGGACUCAGAGCUCCUGUUCAUUUCUAGAUAGUUCCAGGAGUUCAUAUAAAAAUGAGGCAUUAGAGAAACCUAUUUCAAGGACCUCUCACAUUGUUGUCAUGAUCAAAACAAGUGCUUUCAUUCUACUCACUCACUCCUCUUGUUUUCUCAGCUUUAGUCAUUGUCCUCUUAUGACUCAGUCUGAGGUCAGAUCACUAAAGUGAUAAGCUAAAAGCUUUGGUCAUCUCCAGUCAUCCUACCUGUGAAUCAUCCAUAUCACACCCAAAACAAAGACUAUUUGCAGCUUAUUGUUCUGCACUUUUCCACCAACUUUCUCCACAGCAUUGUCUGUCAAAGUCUGCUUACGGUGCAUCUAGACUUUUCCAGCCGCAUGAACGAGUCUCCACCACCUUUUCUGUCUGAUCCGCCUUUUUUCCCCUCUGUCUCAUCAUUCCUCUUGUUGAAAGCCAUUUCACUUCAAUCUAGCGGUGAUAAAAUUCAUUUUGAGGCUGUGCUCUCUCGUCCUUACCUCUAAGGGUGAAGAAAGGGAGCACACAGACUACCUCCAUGAUGUUUAUUACCUGAUGUCUCUCACCUCCAAAGGGUUGGAUUUAAUGAACAGCCUUUGAAUCUGGCCAAACUACCAAUAAGAAGUGUCAACGUUGUGAUGUUCCAGUUUGAAACCACACUGAACUUUUCCAUUACCUGUUCCUUUGAUUAAACAUUGAUCUCGCCUUUUUGAAAAAUUCUCUACUUCUCUUUUGUCUGGAGUGUAUCGCCCAAUAGUUCCUAAAUUACUGAGAGUGUGUAACAUCAAAAAGGCUGAGUAUGUUUUAGUUUUUUUUUUUGUAAAAUAAAGUGAAAUCAGUAAUGAUUGUUAAAAACUUCUACCUGAGCCACUUCAGGUAGAUUGGUUUGUCUUUCAUAAGUCCAGUUGUAUUACCGGGUGUAAUCUUUGCCAUUGUAAUUUCUCACCUCUAAUAUGAAAGUCUAAGAGGUGUGACUUUUCGGACCACAUUUUUCGGCCAGCUUUGGAAGUAGAGAAGAGGUAAGACAUGAUCACUGCACAGGCUGUUGGUGCUAGUUCUGCUAUUUAGCCACUCUCAGGAAACCUAUUUGGCUUUUUUUUUUUACACCCAGACUCUGUAACCCUGUAUUGAGCCAUGUAAAAUAAAAUGUGCCCAAAGAUGAGACAGGAUCACCUGACAGGCCAAUGCGUCAUUUCUACUGAUGCUGACCACUGUAGGCUCCACAGCUCAAGGCAGAACAUUUAUGAUCAUUACUUUAUCAUUUCCUUGAAGUAAUAAUCAUCAUAUUAAUAAAUUUUGCCUUAAGGUCCUUACACACUGCAGCCGACGCGAAUAUAGAACGUGAAGUUACGAAACAAUAGGAGAAUUUUGACACGCCUGACGAUACACAUCAAGCCCGAUGCGAUUUUGCGACUUUCCGGGGGGGAAAAAGACGCGUCGUGGGUGGAAGCAAGACGACUGAAACAACAGCAGACUGAGUGUUUUCAGUUCUAAUAAGACACUAGUGUUGAGAUGGCUGUGUGUAGCAUGUAGUAUACUAUUCUGCUGGACUAUGGAUAGCAACUGAGUCGGGCCAGUAGCAGAUAGGCACAUUAAGCUAUAAUCCAUAAACGUAAGGUAACAACCAAGACCUAACGGUGCUGUGACAGCUACAUGAUUGAGUUUGAGACAGUGAAAAUGCAUAUGGUAUGUUGUAUCUGAACAGGUUAGCUUACGAGCUAAAGUUACUUAGCACAGAUGAAAGUUAAAACAAAGACGUUUAGCAAACUGUUAAAGCACACAAAACAUCGUCAUAUGAGAAAUCCGACGCCAUGACGCUCCACAAGUUGUCCUUCAGGUCGUUAUCUUUGUAAUAUUUGUGUUUUUUAUCAAAAAGCACUCUGUUCUCCAACACGUAAACAAUUAGCCGGUCGGCCAUGUUGGAUAUACCAAUGAAUCAGACGUUGCAACAACACAGAAUCUGAUUGGUCAGAAGUGUACACACAGUAAACGAAACUUUAGAAAAAUCCCCCCAAAAAAUUUCACAGGAUGGGAAAACGUCGCUGAUGUGAACACUUGUAUUGACAGGAUACGGGUUCGAAAAAAAUAUUGACGUCUGAAAUAAUCCCAUGUAAAAAAUGGUCAGCUGGUGUGAAAGGACCUUCAACGUCUCGGUCUAAUCGCAUUUCCAUGAAGAAAUGAUCAUAAAUGUUCUUCCUCGAGCUGCAUCACCCCACUGCAGUCGAUAAUGGACUAGUCGAGGUCUUGCUAUAAACAAGCGGCUGCUGGAAGAGAGUAGGUGAGUUGUGUUUAGUCUCUUUAGGCAAAGCGAAAAAGAUGUUUGGUAGCAACUGCUAUGGCUGGGACUCUAUAUGUACCUUGAUUAAGGUGCUGCUCUGAGCAGUAUUUGUGGCUAUAGAGUGGCGUUUUGGUUGAGGUUUGUUUAUGGCUCCUCAGACCACUGUGUGUUGCUAUCUUGCGGUUGUUACUUGCUGGUAUAAGCUGGUAUAAAUAGAGAAGCAAGCGGUCAACAUUCAUCUCUCGAGGGAGUGUCUAACUCAGUGUUACGGUGUGUUUGACCCUAAUUAAUUUUACGCCGGAAUAUCCCUUUAAUGUUGGCUAAAUUCAACCACCCAACCUAGCUGCGCAAUUGUAGUAACGAACCUUAGAUGAGUUAACCCACAGGAUUCAUUUUUACAACAUCCAUUUCCCAGCCUGUCCAUCAACAAUGUGCAGAGAGGAAAGGGUGGCUCCACAAAAAUGACCAUUGAAUGUGACCACUUCUGACAAAUUGCGCUGAUUACGUCAUCUGGAGCCAGAGUCUGCUAAAAUGUCACAGUGAAGUCACUGUAUUGACAUCCAGCACUCUUUACUUCCCAAAGCACACAUUUGACUUACUGAUUAGUCCACAGCAGAACAGAUUAUCAUGUUGGUUGGAAGCAGACGCUCGCAGAUAUGGAAAGUCCAAAGGCGCUUGUGUUGGUUUUUAUGUUCUCUCCCCAUGUUCUGCCUCUUCUCUGAUUAUCUUGUGCGCACAGGAGCCUCAUUUGUCAACAGAGCCGUCAAUCAAGAUUUAUACCCAUUUGCAUAUCAUCAAAAAAAUGGACAAAAAUGAAGUUCCUGCAAAAAUGAACACUUGUGUAUAAAUUAGAAUGAUAAGAACUGACUUAUCAUGUUUGAGAAAAAUUUAAUUGACUUCAGUGUUUGACGCAUGUCCCAUCUGUUAACAUGAGGGAAGUCCCACACUGCAGCCAGUCACCAGAGAGAGCUCUUAAGUGUUUUGGCCUUAUUUUUGAGGAGCUGUCACAGUGUGUGUCUGUACAUUUAUUGUCCUGUCAGUCAAAAUUUUGAGUAGUUUGGACUCAGAAAACUCUUAUAACUGCUGUACUUUCACAAAACACAAUCUGAGGUCACUUUGAGUCCACGCAGCGAUGCCUCUGCACUGUGCAGGUCCGUACAAACCCACCUCCACCCGCAGGGAAUAAUGGACCAAAGAGAAAAGCCUCCAUUCUCGGUAUCAUUGGGACUAUUUAUAGCGAGGUACACACGCCACAGGAGGGAGUGUUAAAGAAGACUGUCCAUUAUUUAUCACAGCUCUGUGUGUCAGCUGUGUGCACUUACUUUGACUUUUCUGAGCCGUUCAGAUACUCUGCUCUUUUCUCGCUCUAUCUCCCGCUGUCUAUAUAUCGAUAUACACACACAAGCAGCUUCUUCAUACCUCCUCCUGCGUCUCUCUUUCUCUGUUACGAUCACCGUGGGGGUUCAGGUGCUGCUGGCUCUUGUUCUCAAUCACUCCACUAUAGUGCUUUUACUCCAGCUGCAGCACAUGUCCAUCCCUGUGUGUUUGAAUUAUUCACAAUCAGGACCAUUACUAGGAACACUCACCCCUUCUAGCCCCCUCCCCGCAACCCCCUGUUACUAUCCCCCUGAAAAACCCAUCAGGAUGAGAAAGGUGGUCUGUGAAGAUGGGGGGCACAUUUCCUGGAUUUUCUAGCGCAUGAGUUCCUGCUCACAGAGAUGAAUCACUCCCGGCUACAUUUUUGGGGGUGAAUUAUUGAAAGCCUCCCUGAUGGGACAAAGUGCACUGUUAAUAUGUGCGAUUUUAGGCUUUCAGGCAGAUGACCAGGAGUCUUUGAUUUAACAAGACAUGGUGGUGGCUCCUCUGUGUUUGUGUCCUCACUUUUCAGAUGUAUAAAUAGUAGGGGGAGUAAAGGUGCACGUAUUCAUACCAAACCUUUUGAGUGCGCCACUUUUGGUUCAGUUAAGAUGUUCAUGGAACUGUUGGGUGCUGAACUUUUUAAUAUGGUACUUUGAGACCACAACAUCCUAUGUUAGUAUUCAGCAAGGGAUGGGCAUGAUUUCUUUGUCCAAACAAUGGGACAUAGUCACUAGCGUUUCCCCUAGAAUUAUUUUCAGUAGCGGGGCUGGGGUGCCCGUGGGGAGGGGGAUUUUCACUACUACCCCCACUCUCUUGCCACUCAAGGAGCUACGCUGUUAUGUUCACAUGAUGUUUAUGUUGCCUGCACUACUCGCAAUAUAGACCGCGUAUAAGCUUGAACAUUACAAUUCACAUCCAUGAUAAAGGGUCUGACAGGAUUUGAUGCGCACUUUGAUGACUCAAAACAAGCAGAAAACAACGUUGUUUGUUGUUGUGCUGACACAGUGCGAAUGGGAAUCAUUAGUAGCACAUUGAUAUUGAUGAUCAUGUAUAAUUUCAGUGGCGGCGCAUUUUGAGUGUUUCCUUUCCUUUGAAAUAGUCAUAAUUUAAACUCUGAUUGCAAGGACUUUUAUUACAUUGAAACCUCUUAUAUAAUCAAACUUUAGUAACCAUAGUGACUGAAUACCCAGGCCAUAACCAGAAGUAGUGUAGUACACAUUUAUCCAAGUUGUCCAAAGACUUCAGACUUUUACUAGGACAUCUUAGAGGGCUUUAAAAAAGGUUGAUAUCUUUGUCCACUUUGACAUGCCCUUUCUCAGGAGUGAAUUUUUUUUUUAUCAGUUGGACUUUUCUAAAGACUAGUAAAAAUAUGUUAAGCUAAUGUGAGAUCCAGUGGAUCACAUGAAAGGCAUGUUAAUACCAAGCGUGAAUUGGUUUUGGGGAAACGGAACCUUUUCUUCUUUUUCACUGCAGAUAACUACAAAAGUAGAUUCUGUUGAUUUUUCUUUAAAGGUCCCACUUGCCUGAAAAUACAUUUUCCUUGGCUGGACAUAAACUGAAAUUGUCCCUCCAGUAACAGUUGUUUCAUGUUUGGGGUUAGAUUCAGGAUUAUAUGGCACAGGUUCUCCUGAGGCACUUUCACAAUGUUUAUUUUAGUGUUUUUCCACCUCUACAUCCAAGGGCAUUGGUUUGCACCCUUCCCCUUUACACAGCCAAUUAGCCCAACACCUCAUUAUUAUCUCAGCGUCUCCACCUGCUUAAAUCACUCAGAUGCUGCAAGUCACAGAGGUGGCAUUUGUUAUUUUUUUAAGAAGCACAACGCUUAAAAGAUAGCUACGCCGCGGUCUAUAAAGAGCUAAAAAUAGCGUUAUAUGGGACCAGUUUUCAAUGCUGCUCUUUGAUCUGCACAACAAUGUGCUUAUCACGUGUAGCUCUCUCCAUCACUCUCUCUUUCUCUUAUAGUCAGCUUAAAAAUCACAGCUUAUGAACCCAGGCGUCCUGCCGAAGAUGCUGAGCCAACACUCAAGCUCCAGCCCGCCACUCAGUUGCAUGUUUUAUCUUUGUCAUUUAUCUAAAUCCCAGAAAUCAAUUACCACACGCUGAGGUGCCAGGGUGAGGGAUUUGGGUUUUUAAUUUUGUCCUUGCGCCUCUCCUGGCAUGGAGGCUUUUGGAUUAAACAGAGGUAGACCAUCUCUAGCUCUGCAUAUCUUGAACCUGUAGCUGUUGCACAUUUUUGUGUUUAUAUUUUCUAUAUAACCUUUGCAGAAGGGAGUAACUAUUGUAUGACCACAGAAUGGCGCAUAAAGAGAAAUCUUCUGUAUUUUUUUUCAUGGUAAGUUCUCUCCUGAGGUAGCUGAUCCUAAUGGUGGUCGACUGUGUCAUACAUGUGUUUAACUAAAAAAAUAGCUCUUACUUCCUCUCUUUUAUGGCCUGCCUGUCUACUACCGCUUUAUCAGCUUGAAGUUGGCAUAUUUUUCUGACAACCAAUUUCAAAGAUAGCAUCUCAAUUUCAGACUGGCUCAUGACACCUUUUGAGAGAAACCCAGUCCUGCCUGUGGCCGCUUCACAACCUGUAAUACAUUUUCUCUCUGGCCAGCGGCGAUCAUAGCUUCCUCCAGGGGAUUUUCUAUCUGUGGCCAUGAUCGUUGAGGUGUCUGAGUCCUUAUCAGAACCACAUGUCAGUGGGUGUGUAACCUGUCCCACUUUCCCACUGUGAUUAAAGGCCUUCAACAGCCGCUGUUAACACCCAGCUGAGGCCUGGCAGUCUUUUGACAUGGCAGAGCUGGGCAAGGAUUUCUGAGAAGUGAUAAGACCGACUGUGUUUGCACUCUAUAGCCUCACUGUUACUUUUGUUAUCGCUACAUAAAGAUAGCAGUGGAAUCCAUUACCAAGUAUGUAGAGGAAAAAAAGAGGGUGAAACGCAGGGCAGGAUGUUAGUGAUUAGAAAAAUCUGAAAGGCUGCACUCUUAACAUCUCUCACUUACUUUCCAACACUGAACAUGUUGAAGCUGAACCAGAAACAAGCCCAGCUGAGUUUGACCUCCUCCUCUGGCAGUCCUGACAUUUCGGGAGAAUGGAAGUAAUCAGUGGAAAACCCCUCUCAUCCAGGCCAAAUGGAAAUAACAAGAGAGGUCAAGAGUUUUUCUAGUAUGACUGGCUGUUUUUCCAAGCAGACAGUAAGCAUUGCUAACCAGCUUUGUGAAGAGAACUAAAUCUACUACCCCACUUUCACGAUGGCAGAAACAACGUGGUCCAAAAAACCAAAACCUGAGAUUCUCUUUGGAAAUCUUGGAUGCUGCCACCUCUGCCCUGAAUAAGAGAGAGGGACCACCUGCCCUGUUAUUAGUGCACACUUGAAAAGCCAGCGGGACCACUCCUGACGUUUAUCGAGGUUGUGACUAAGUGGUUCCAAACUCCUGACAGGAAAGUGCAUCAGAGGAGGACCAGAUUGUCAUUGUUCGUGCUUGUUGAAGCACAUUGAGGCAGGAAAGUCAGGUUUCACACUCUGCCCCUGCAAAGCUCAACUGCUCGUAGAAGAAUGGACUCAGGAUUUCAAAUGGAGGUGAACUGUAAAGGACUCUCCUGUUUCUGUGCAUGUCCUCGUCUCACACUGAUUCCUGUGACACACACUCACGCCCUGCGCUCCCCUCUCCCAUCUAGAAACUCUAAACCUCCUUUCAGCUCCGGUUGUGAGCGGAGGUCAUGGUCGGGCUGCCAGCCUGCAAACAGUGGCGGCCAGUAUGAGGCCAGGCUGGAAAUCAGAGGAAUAGUAAACAGAGAGAGAGGGAGAGAGAGAGAGAUGUGUCAACAGAGAAGACUCCCAGGGUGCAUUUCUGUUUGGCCCAAGCAGCCCGGUGUAAAAGCACAGCUGAAAUGAUACGAUGACUUAAUGCAUUCUCAAGUGCCAGGCUUUUAUGCAGGCUAUUGUGGGGCUGAUAUGUGCAGAGCAGAGAAAUACUCACAAGGUGCUUGUAUUCCACAUUAUGACCUUUUAGUAGAUCCACCCGAUAACGGGAAGAGUGUUUUUCAGGAAAGGUGUGAUUGAGUUGAAACUGUAUCGAGAAAGGCUUAAGUAUAACUGCUUAGAAUGACUUUUAAUGCCUUAAUAAUAAUUCCUCUGCACAAUCACCUCAUCAAAAAGUAUCAUAUUGAAGAGCAAGUCUGUAGUCAUCUUUGCAUUUGAUCAAAUAAGAGGGACCAAGCAACCAGGAAAAGGACAAAAGUGUGAAAAAAGAUCGCAAUCCUUUAAUUUUUCUCAAAAAACAGAAAUUAAUAAGAAAAUAUCCAACUUAAUGUGGUAGAAAAUCAACAAAAUCUGGGCCCACACAAAAGGAAGUUACAACCUAACAAACAUGAUCAAACAGACCUCCUGAGUAAUACAAGUCAGGGGUUUAAAUAGACAAAGGAUGAGUCCAACAUAAACGCAAGGGGGAAACUAAGGUGACGACAAACUAAACAUCUAGCAAUCUAAAAAAAAUAAACAACAUCAAAUCAUCCAAACCAACUCUUUACAGAAAAAAACUAAAUACUCUGUUCUGACUGAAAGAAUAAAGACAAAAGUUUUAUUAAGAAUCAAACAUCCAAGCUUCUCCUGCUUCACCGUUGAUGGUCUGUCCCACUUCCUGUUGGUAGGGCUUAAGAGGCCAUCUUGGAGCUGCAGACAGCCCAGACAAACAAAAAGAUAAGUGUUACUUUGAAAUGACAUAAACUCAAAUUAAAUCAUGAUGUAGAAAAUUAAACCAUGUGACAAUUUAUUAACUAAAUGGUGUGCACCCGAAUUAGCAAACAACUGCCAUAAGUGCAAUAAAAGUGAAUUUAUCUCAACCAAAAAAGUGUAUCAUGUGAUUUUUUUAAACUGAAACAAAUUUACUAUGUUAAAACCCAAAGACAAAGAAAUUUUAACACGAGGAGACCGUUUGAAAAUGCCAUUUAAUGACUUACAAAACUGAAGGCUGAGACUCUCCCUGCCUUGGUUUAUUUAUAUAUAACUGUCGGUUAUAACUCUUAAUGCCUGAUGUUUUAUCCUCUGCACAAUGGCUUUAUAUAAAAAGGAGUCUGGCCUUGUGCAACAUGAUUUUCUGGGGUAUAGUAGAGGUUGAACAUAAUAGUUGUUUGUUCAUUUAAUGUAAGAGCAGGUCAACCUCUGGCCAGAAUGCUGAUAUCCUGUUUCCUCCCUGCCUUGUCUUUUCAUGUAUGCACAUAUAUGUAGUUUACAUUUAAUGAGCCAUGACACAUAGAUAACCUUUUCAUUGCAUCGCAAAGCUGAUGCCAAAGGUUUUUCUGUGGACUCUGUGUUAUUCACGCAGUGCAGCCUCUAAGAGACACUCCCUAUGUGUGAAAUCCCACACACAUUUUUUCGUGACCUUGCAAGUUUUUCAGUGAUCAGUCUUUGUUAUCUUUUGUUUCUGCUUCUCUUUUAUCUUUAUUCGAGGCCAGUUUCCCGUUUUGUUCUUAGGUGAGUCGAUUAAAGAUUAAAGACAGUUAAUUCCCAGGAGGUUCUGUUCACGUCCGUGCUUCCCACUACUGCUGAAUAUUAAUCCCAAGAAAAAGCUAAAAUGAGCCAAACCUGUUUAAUAUUGGUGCUUCGAGAAAACAUGUGUUCGCAGUAUGUGUUUCUUCUUUCUCACUCUGAUGAUGGCCUCCUCUUUGCUGCAGGUCCAAGGUGAGGCUGAGGAGGCGCCGUCUCCUGACCCAUCCCAGUCUCAGAACCCUGGAGUCCAGCACAGCUUUGUCCAGGAACAUUUCCAAGCACAGUACAAGUGAGUUUCCUAUCCUGACAUACCACACUGUGAUUCCCAUUAUUCGUAACAAGGCUCCUUUUCUUUGGAACAGGGGUCCUUUGAGUGCUGUACACAGACAAGUAGAGAUGUUCUGCGAAGCCUCUGCACUGUGUGAAAACUGAUAUUGCAGCUAUUAAUUCAAACUCUAUUUCAGACUUUAAGGGCCUGAUCUACUGAGACCCCAUGGAGUUGCACAUAUUGUUUUGGGGAACUGCAUAAAAGACAAGCAAUGCAAGUUUAUUUGUAUAGCACCAUUCAUACAAAAGCAAACUCGAAGUGCUUUAAAGAUACAAGAGGAUAUACUAGAAAUCAAAAAAGGAAUUAAAACGAUUAAAAUCAAUAAGACAAACAGAUAUUUUUUUUCUCUGUUCUUUUUUGGACAAGGAUCAUGGUUUCUAUCAUGGCACCUCUGCAUCCUUCUCCCCACAAUGACCGUGCGUAAUGCUGUGCCGGUUUGCACGUGCCUUUCAAACGUGCUAAAUAUAGAUGCAAAAGAGUUCGAUAAAUCACAUUGCGGGUGCUAAAUGAUUCUAUUUGCAUCUGCUCCUCCCAGAAUUUGACGCAGCCUGAUGAUCUACGUACAUUCUGCAUAUUCAUGAAAGCAAACACACAAUAGCGAUUGCGCGUGCUGCUUGGCUCAUUUGACAGACGCAAUCCUCGGUGCACCUGGUUCACAGAUCAGGUUUGCACGCACUAUCAAAUUUGCACGUGUUUUUGCACAAGCAAACCUUUAGUAGAUCAGGCCCUUAGUCUUUAUAAAGGACAAAAAAUCACACAAGGUAUACAAAAGAACAUAAAAAGUUCAUACUUUGCAUAAACCAUAUAAAACUGUCUUUACAAUGAUUCAGUAGUUCUAAUAAAUAGAAAAAGAAGAAAAACACAAUCUAUAUGGCCCAAAUCAACAGUACCUAUGAUACAGUAUCAUGUGAUUUAUGUUCACUGUACAGCAGUUUAAUGCUGUCAGAUGAACGUGAGAUUGCCCUGAGAGAAAAAGGGCAGCGACUGAAAUUUAAUUCAACCACAUCUUUCCAAUAACAGUCCCAGUUUUCCUUGAUUCCCACACAUGCGUAAGUGGCUAAAACAGGAUUGUGAAAAAUCCUGCACAGAGACAAGUCAACACCACACAGCCUGCCUGAGCUUAUGUGGUAUUUAGGCUUCAUUGAUCAGAUUAGAGUGUCUUUGCUACAUACAGCUGAUGUAAUGACGACACCCGAAGAGACACAGAUGCCUGACUUGAAAAGCGGUAAAUCUACACAGCCUCCACUGUAAUUACCGAGUAGAAAAGUGGAGAAGUGAUUCAAAUGUAGCUGAAGGACUGUCUCUGUACCCUAACAUAUAUGUCUGUUAGUUCCAAUGGUAGCUGGAUUUAUUCAAAGUUCUUACCUACUCUGCUAAAACAUUUUAAUAAAUGUUUUUUUAACAGCAUCAGUGGUCAAGUACUCUCACCCCCUGGUGGACCUGAUGAAUAUAUCUGGUGUAUUUGAAUCUCAAAGAGUUAUUUUUCUUUGCUAAUCAGUUUGUGUUGCUCUGUGUGGGCUCACAAAGACAAAAAAAAAGAACCCAGGCUUUUCACUCGCCUGUGUUAUCACCAUUUCUGUCUGUAGCAGCUGGAUCUCCUCAUGACUCCCAUCAAUCAGUCAUCCAGGAAAGAAAGAGGAUGUUAUUUUUUUACAUAAUAAAUGCAUCUGUCAGCUGUGGCCCACUAGGAGAAGAGCCUCACUCAGAUGUCGAAUCAAUUACUCUGUUCUUUUUUUUUUUUUUGAUGUUUCGAGGACUGCAUCUAUACACUUUCAGUCUUUUCAAAACUCUGAGUCUCUUAGUUUGCAUCAUCCAGUGAGUUUGAUUUAAUGUAUCGCAGAGUUUCUCUCAUAUCCACCUCAGUGAUGAUUUAUAAUCUUUUUUUUUUCAUUUAUUUUCAUAAAUACAUUCUACCGUAACAAAGAGAUGGGGAAAACAAAAACAGGCAAAGACAUGCUGUAUCAAGAAUAUGCUGACUCUCUCCAGUUUGGGAAAAAAUGCUGAUUCUCAUCAGAAGUCCACAAUUGCACAAAGAAAGUCUUCAGAGGGAAGAUCUCCCCUUGCUGCAAGAAAGGAGGUCCAUUUUCUAGUCAACACUGUUUUUUUUUUAAUCUUUAAAAUUUUGCAGUAUGAUACAGUAGGACUUGAGGUGAGAUGAUUACAUAGGAUUUGAUGUGAUAUGAUGCGACAUGACACGACACCAUACGAUAUGAUAUGAUAUAACAUGAUAUGACACAAUAUGGACAUAUUUAAUUUGGGAUUAAUUUGAGAUUAAAUAUCCCAAUAAGGACUUGACACAACUCUAUAUGAUAUGACAUGGUACGACAGACUUGAGGCUAUACAGCACAGCAUGAGACAACACUAUAUGGUGCAGUACAUUAAGAUCUGAUACCAUACAACUGAUCAUCUGAUGUGAUGUGAUCUAAACUGAUCAUGGUAUGAUAUGUCAUGUCAUGUCAUGUCAUGGCAUGUCAUGGCAUGACAAGAUUCGAUACAAUACAACAUACACAAAAUAAUAUAAUAUGACAUGAUACAGUGCAAUGCUAUAUGAUGAGAUAUGCUGUGAUAGGAUAAAGUAGGAUACAAUGCAGUGCAAUAUUAUAUGACAUGAUACGAUACAGAGUGGUAUGAUUUGAUUCCAUACAAUAGGCAGCACCAACCCACAGUAAUAAUGAUAUUUCGAAACAGCAAUACUGCAAGAAUUAGUCAUUGCAAAAUAAUCGUAAACAUCAUGAUCUCUAAUUAACUAAAUCAUACAAAAUGGAAAAGGCAAGGCAAAGUGCAGGAAUUCAGUUCACUUGUGUUUGGUUCAAGUGAGAGGAGACACUGCACAUGUUUUUAUUUUGUAUGUUGAGUUUGCUAAAUGACAGAACAACGUAAAAAAUAAUGUGUAAAAUCUUGUUUCUUGUUGUCAUGCUUCUCAGCAAAGGAUUGCUGGUUUGAAUUCCCUGGCCGGGCACAGACCUCUCUGUGUGGAGUUUGCAUGUUCUCCCUGAACAUAUGUGGGUUUUCACUGAAUACUUCAGCUUCCUCCCACGGUCAGAAAACCUGCCCCUGUGGUCAAGUGGUCAGUGUAAAUUGCCUGUAGGCGUAACUGUGCUUAUACAUGGUUGUUAGUGAACUGAAGAUAUUGAUAUCUAGACGUGUUUUUUUUUUCUACCUUUUUUUUAAAUAAUCUUUUUUUGAUAGCAAUAAAUGCCAACUUACACUGAUACCACUCUGUUUAAAUCACAUCCUAUCUCAGUGCAGCAAGUUGUAUGAGCUUACCCCACAGUCACAUGGAGGUUAGAUAAAUCUACAGGCCAGAAAUCCUUGUGCGAAGUGUCAGUGAAAAGAUAUAAGACUUAGUGUUUAGUGGAUUUUUUUUAGGCCAUAAAGAAAUGUUUUUGUGACUAAUCCAUCAAAUGACUCAGUCCAAAGCCAAAACUGUGAAAUACUCUGAACUGUGAGCUAGAGUGAUCCAUUUUACACCCAAAAUUCAGACAUUAAAUAUCCCAAAAUCAGAGUUUGACAUUCAGGAUAGUACUCCAGAAUGCCCAGACUUCAGACAUGACCAAAAGAUGAAGGACUAACGAGCUUCCAUGUGGCAUUUUUCUGUCUCUGUAGGUUAAUCAGCAGUAUCUUCUGUGUCACCAAACAUGCCAACCACACUCCUUGAACUACUGACCAAACUGGCCAACCAUUAAUGUCCUUUAAGCAACACAAGACCUGAUUUGUGUUUAAAACAGUUUCCCAAAGCAGUCCCUGCAGUCUGAUCUCCUUACAUCUUGUUUGUCAGCGCUUCCAUCUGCCAAAUCCUCAGCAAACUGUCAGCUCUGUGUGACUGCCAGUAAUACAUCUGUCAGAGCUCAUCUCUUAAUUAUUCCCCUCACUGUCAAAUGUUUCAGCUCUGACACUUUGGGUGUGUCUAUACAGGAAGCAGCAGCCUGGCAGACAAAAUUUGCUCCUCUCACCCACUCGAGUGCUGCGCCAUCAGGGAGAAGGAGGGUGAGAUGUCAGAGAGAGAAACAGCCCAAAACUAGAAUCACAUACACAGAGUAGUUGUGGGGUCCAUUUAACAAUAAAAACAGCCACACAAUGAAAUGGAGAUAAGUGUAUUACUGAUGUUUCAUCUUGUGGCUCAGACUUUCAAAGAUAUUCUGAUUAGACUAAAACUGACAUAUUGACUCCUAAGUAAAACAAGACUCUUAAAUUUGUCAAAACAAGAUUAUUCAGUUUUAGUCCGUAUUUUGAUUUAACCUACGUUUAUGUGAUCAAGAACAAAGUGUUGUAAGACUGAGUCAUUAUAAUUUAAAUUGAUCCAAUAAAAACAGAUUUAUCAUGAGGUAUUUACUGAGUAUAAUUACCAUUAUUUUCCACCGGCUGCGCCGCUAUAUGAACAUACUGAUUAAACAGGUAUAAGGCAAAUAAAUGCAUCAAACAAAAGCUUAAACUGUUCUAGACAAGACACUUAAGCACCUGGACUCUUCUACUUCAGAGUCAUACUUUUUUCAAUAUGUGCAGAAUAUAGUUCAACAUUGUCUUUCUGGCAGCAUAAAACUUGUUUACAUUGUUCAGCAUUAAUGAUGUCUUACCAGAUGUGUAAGCUGCCCCUGCUGUGAGCUAUACAUCCUCAUACUAUCAUGGAUGCUGGCUUUCAAACUCUGCACACAGAGCUGAAGACAUGGCGUCCUUGAUCUCAAAAAAGACAUGGACUGAUUUAUAAACCAUCACAGUUGUUGUUGUUGUUUUUUUUUGAUCAACAAUUCACAAGGCACAACUUUUCAAAGUAAAAUUGUAUGUUAAGAGUCAAUAACAUUUCUUUUUUUAUAUUAGAGCGAACCAUUAAUCGGUGAAGGAAUUAAAACUAAUCAAAGAACUGCAUAAAAGUAAAUGAAACAUACAUAUAAUCCUGGAUACCAGAAACUAUGACUCCCAGAUAUGAUUCAGCCUAAUUUCUUUGAACUACAGGGUGUGCGGGAUUGGACCUUGAACAAAUAUUUCCUGACUCCUGUACCUUCCUUUUUCUCUGAGACCUGAGGCCUCACCACUGCCUGUAAAACGCUCACAGUGUCUGAUGUGAUUCAACAUCCAGAGUUGACAGAGCGGAGAAUUCUUCUUGUAAUAGCUGCAUUUGUCGCCAUGCAAUCAUCACAGCUAUUAAAACAUGUUCAAACAAGUUAAACCCAAGCCAAGCCGAGAGUAAUUAGAACUUAAUUUAUGCUUUCUGUCACCACAUGCUGGAGCUGAUCACAAUCAGAGCUGAACUGGCACUCUAUAUUUAUUUGAGCGGCGUUUAUGUUGCUCUCAGUGCAUAGCUCUUACCUAUGUGUCAGGUUAGAUUUAUCCCUACAGUUCUGAUUUAUACAUCUAUUACUCUUUGAUGGAGUGAGUAAAUCCUAUAUUAGAUCAACGAUGCUGAUCUUUGUCUGUGCGGGUGAGUCACAGGCUGCAGUCGGUAGAGACGCCAAUGAAAAUGUCUGUCAGUCAAACACUGUUUAUUCAGUGGAGCUUAGUGACGGCAGGCCGAGUCUUUCAGAUUAUGAUCUGUGCAGCGUUACCUCACUGUUGGGGCUCUCUCUACAGAACACCUUCAACCUAGUCGAUAAUAACAGUUGAGUCUAGCAUUUUCUUCUAAUAAGCUAACUUACUCAUAUUAAACCAGACAUUUCCACAUAUAAUUAAGAAAAACAAGGUUAACAAGGCUGCAGGAAAUCAGUGCACCUGAUUGAGUUUUCCUGUCACAUCAGAGUCUAUGACAUUUCUUUGACGUUUAUAAGACCUUAAACACUGCUUCUUCCCACGCCAUGUACUUUUAACUGUGGGCUUCAUGUGAUAGAUUUCAAAGUUGUAGCUCACAGUUUUUGAAUCUCUACUCUGCCCUGUACUUUCUCUGCUUUUUUAAAAUCUUUUUCUAUUUUCCAUAAACAAAUCAAUGGCAAAUUAACCAAACUGACAUUGCAUUAUAGAAUUAUAAUUAGUCCCCUGAAGUAUGUGACUGGAGCUAUAUCUAUAGCAACAGCCUGCUCUUUAAAGCGACAGCAACCGGAGUUGACAGCGUUCCAGUUAACAAGAUGGAAAACUAAGAUGGAUGCCUACAGUUAGCCAUUUUUUGGCCGUUUUUUACAAUCGUCAGCUGUCGUAAGCCGUUGUCAUUUGUUGUUAGCUGUUGUCAGCUGUUGUUAGUUGUUGUUUGCUAUACCAGUUGUAGACAAGUAUAACACAGUAUUUUACUCGUACAAACACCAUAGCACCGUGUUCACAGUUAGAAGUUGGGCAGUACAACAUAAACCACUUAUUUAAUUUCACAAAAACAAAACAGAAGUGUUAAUAAAUAAUACAUUUCGAGAGCUUUUACUGCUACUCUUAACUGUUGAUGCACUGCGCUGCCAUCUUGGAUUUUAACGUCAUAAAGUCGGGGUUGGUGAGGAUCAUCCAACUUUCUGAGUUGGAAAUCCAACUUCAGGGGGGCGUUCCAGAUGAAUUUCCAACUCGGAGCUCGGAAAUUCCGACUCUCGAGUACAACAGGAAUGCAGCAUAAGUAAGCGAUGAUGUGUAGUGACCAGGUGGUUAUGCAAAUUAGAGACUGUGAUGUCAAGUGUAAGGUCUCACCCACUCUGAUGUCAUCUAAUUUGCCGUAUACAAACCAGACAUAAACAAAUUGAUUAAGAUAUUAGUUAGAUAAAUCGACUGUCGAAAAUUCCUCACAGGAGCUUUAAGUUCGUUUUUAGAGAUCAGCAACUUCAAGACACUCUCAUCAACUGUGCUGCCACAGCAUGGAUGACAGGACAGGAUCUCCCUCCACUUUUCCCAAUCGGAGAUGGUUGUGGUCCAUUACCUCCUCUUGCUGCUCUCACAUCUGUGCCUAAAAGCUACCAUUAUAUCUUCACUCUGAAGACAAGCCCAGUUUGGAAACUAAUCGUUUCGUUCUCUUUUUAAAAUAAUGUGUCACUUUAAGAUUGAGAAUCUGUAUAAUUUGCAUUUUCAAAGAUGUAAGACUAUGCUUUGAUACUUAAUUCCUCCUUAUUCAUCUCAGUGUUUGUAAUUUUCCCUUACACCGCUUUUGAUGAUCAAUAAAUGUAUUCAAAAUACAAAUGCAGUAAGUAACUUUGGUGAGUUAUUUUGUGAUUAUACUUUCUCCGUCAGAGUGGGUACAUGUAUCGCUCCAGUCUAGUCCUCCUGUGGGAUCAACACAUAGAUCCUGACCUCUAAAUCUCUCACUUUGUUUUUAUUGUCUCUCUUGAUUGAUAUGUUCUGAUUUAAAAGGCUAAUUGUGUGACUGAUACUUCAAAGUUUAUGAGCCCUGUAAUGGAUCUGUUUAUUAUGUGUUUAUUGUAAUUUCAAUCAGUGAAUCAUGAGGCACGCAUUAAAUUUAAUACCUUUUCCAUCUCAGAGCAUUAGCAUGCUGAAUGAAGCUCCAUUCACCCUUCAUCAGAGGAAAGCUGCCAGCCGUGCUGAGAAGAAUUCCCUGCCAAUCUAUUUGAUUUUAAUCUAUUGAGACUUCUUGUUUUUUAAUUGUGUCUCUCAGGAAAGAAAAUCAAUGACAUAAAGAUACCUGAGUGAUGCAUCACAGGGGAAAUUCAAUGCGUAGGCAGAGUGCCGGGAACGAGUCUUUUUCGGCAUGGCUGCAUCUCAGACAGGAGGACACAUACCUUUCAACAGUGGCACGCUUCCUCCAUUAGAGCAUCACCAGAAUAUCACCUCCUGCUUCACUCAUUUUCUUUAUUCUAAGUGUUUCAGAGCAGAGAGAGGACAUUUAUGUUUUAGUGGAGCCUGAGUGUGAUUUGUAUGCGUGGAGUGCAGUUAGCCUCGCUGUUUCCUGGCGAGAAUAAGACAUCCGUAGGGCGGCUGGUCUGCUCUGCCAAGAGGGAGAGAUCCACUCAGAGCCAGUGUCAGCUGGGUUUGCUUGAAUAGAGCUUUAUUCUCACCCCCCAGCCUCCCCCACCAGGCUCUGUCAGGUGCCUCUCUUUAAGGAAAACAUUUGAAAGUUCAUUUAUGUCUUUAUUUCCCUUGCUAGGAGGGCAUAUGAGGGUUUUAAAUGUCAAACAUAUUUGAGUUACGGUAGUUAAAUGAAAAACAUGAGAAUAAGGAAAAGGACAGAAGUAUGCUAAAGCAUUUUGGGGACUAGAAAAGAGGAUCUGAGAUGUGAAUUGACUGAAUUACUUUGAUUUGAUUUAUGCUUAUUGCCUCUAUGUUUAUUACCAUACAUAAAACAUAUGUCAUCUUUGUGAAUUUAACUUUCCUGGAGUACUGGCACUCAGUAAAUCAGUCUCUACACUUUGAAGCUGUUGGGUUCUGCUUCACACAACUCUAUUAUCAGUCUGUUGUGAUGCUUUCAUACAUCAUACAGCAGUAUCAGUCGUGCAUCAUCAUAUUCAUCUGGUACAGCUUACGGCCAUGUUGUACUCUGAAAAAUCUUUUUUAUUUCCCUUUUUUGAAGAAAUGUUCUUGUUUUUCUUUCUAGUUUGGUCAACAAACUAACAAGCUGUCACACAUAAGGCAGCUUACCCGAUCUCUGUGCUUCCAACAGGCCCAUGGAAACGACAUUACAUGUUUUUAUGUUAAGACACCAUUCAUGCGUUUACUUCUGCUUAUUUGGAGCAGAGUCAUGGUAACAGCAGGCUAAGCGAGAUACCUCAAACAUCCUUCCCCACAGCUUUCCAGCUCAUUUUGGGGGGGUUCCAGGGUGUUUCUAUAUCAGAUGGGAUACACAAAUCCCUUCUGCUAGUUCUUGGUCAGUCCCAGGAUCUGUCCCUAGUUGGACAUGCCUGGAAAACCUCCAAAGGGAAGGGCUAAGGAGGGACUGUUACCAGAUGUCCAAAUCACCUGAACUGGCUCCUUUUGAUGCAAAGUAGUAGCAAUACUACGUCAUCACCACUCAGCUGCUAUGAAUGCUGUGAAUUUUGUCAUUAAGUAGCCUCCCUUGGUAAUGUCCGGACAAAUUCAGGAGUGUAUGUGUCAAAAGUGCCUAAAUGGAAAGUAAAGUCCUUAAUUGUCCAUCAUUGGUUUGACUCGAUCCCUCGGCCCUUUGCUGCAUGUCUCCCCUGCUCUCCACUCCCUACAUUUCCCUUCUCUCCUCAGCGUCUUAUCCAAUAAUAAGAUAAUAAUAAAACAAAAAUGUUGCAGGGGUUUAACUUUUGGGGCUUGACUUGGCACAGUCAGCUACUAUUUUAGACUUACAGUAUAAUUAAAUAUCACUUUCUUUCAGCCAACCACUUGUACUGUUCUGUAUAACUUAGAGCUGUCUCUUUUCAUAUGCCUGACCAGUGAAUGCCAAAUCUACCUGUGAAUUUUCAGCUGAUGCUUCUUCUUGUCUUGUUAAGGCUGAAAUAACCCCGAGUUUAUUUAUUGCAUGUCUUAUUCCUUAAAUUCUCCUUGGUUUAACUCUAAAUUCUGGACAAAAGACUGAAUUUAGCUUCAGGUUUACUGAAUCACUUCCAGCAAUCAGCCCGGCGUCACCUUUAAUGGACUCCACCACUCUUUAUUCGGAUAAUUAGCUAACUGGAGGUUAAUCAAGUGAGAUUCAUUAAAACAGGUUCAAUCAGAGGGAAAAGUCUUUUAAUGGAAAACUGUUUUAACAGAAAAUCUCCACUGUAGCAUCACGGUCAUUUUCCUUUGCCCUUACAGACAGGGGAAGAAUCACUUAAGAACCUGAAUACUUUAACUUCCUUUCUGGCACCACAUAAGCAUUAACAGCACGGUGAAAGUGAUGCAACAACAUAGAAACCUCAUCUUCAAGUCCCCGUUUAUAGACGUGAUCACCUCAGGAGGUUUCCGCUACUACUUACCACACCCACACCCCCAACCCGACCCCUCGUCUCUUUCAUUCCCACCAGUUACAUCACACAUCCCCUCCGUUCUCACAUUCAGAUCAAGGCCUUCUGUAAGGAACACCCUGUUCAUUUUUGACUUUGGAGUAACUAGAUUAAGACAUCUCCUCUCCUGUCAGAUGUGAUCAGGAGGACUUCAAGCUUCAUUCUGAAUUCUAGUCAAGUCAACCUGAUGUUACUUUCUCUCCUCAGAUCAUCCCUGACGUGCCCCCACUGUCUGAAACAGAGCAACACCUUCGACCCUUUCCUCUGCAUCUCGCUCCCCAUUCCUCUUCGUCAGACCAGGUGAGACUUUUGAUCCAAUAGAAACAGUGAUUCAUCUCAGUCAGACAAAGAAGUGAUCACAACAUUUUAAGGUUGUAAUUUGACCUGAGUUUGAUCCCGGAAACAACAUCAGUGUUUCUCAAAGAACGACGAUACACGUCUGUUCUGGGCUUGAGGGACUGUUAACAUAUAUAAAUUGCACAAAAACAUGUUCCUGCAAUUUGAAUAUACCUGUAAUUAAAAUAUUUCAUUGUUCUGCAGCAUUUACUGGUGCACUUUUUUCCUCUUCAUGCCUCUUUCUGUUUACAUUUACUAUGCAUUAUAUCACAUGCUGUGUUAAUCUGGAAACACUUUAUUUGACGCCUAUCUCUAUGACGCAUUAUAAAUAUAUUUAUAAUGCGUCAUAAUGAUAUUAUAGAACUGUAUAACUAUAGUUAUAAACACUCAUAAAUGAUCAUAAUGCUUUAUAGUAAUAAUCAUAACACAUUAUAAAACAUAUUAUUGUGGCUUAUAAGUUAUUAUUAAGUAUUAAUAAUUAGUAUAAGUAUUAGUAUAAUUAGUAAGUAUUAUUAUAAUGUGUUAUAACUGUUAACAGUUGCAUUGCGUUAUCUGUGUCGGCACUGUCAGUGAGUUGUUAAGAGUUAUAACACAUUAUAAUACCUGACCUUGUAAGUCAUGAUAAAAUGCUUUAUAAUGUGUUAUGAUUAUUGCUAUAAAGCAAGGGUGGGCAAUUAAUUUUUACAUUUGGCCACAUGAGAAACCUGAACUGUGUUGGAGGGCUGACUUCUGAGAGAAACUACAAGCGACUACUGAGAGAAACAAGCUUAGUCUUUUAUAAUAAGCGGACUCAACAACUCUAAGGCGUCUACGAAUAUUUUGCCGAUGUUUAAACUUGUCUCUCUUCACAAAUGCAGAUCUAGGAUGUACGCACAUGUGUCCAAACGGAAAUAAAACAACAGCUAGGUUUUCAAAAUAAAAGCGACACAUUUUUAUAGCAUGUUGAUGAUUUGAUUGAUGGACCUCACGAAGGGCCGGGCAGGGACAUCUAAAGGGCUGGAUGUGGCCCUCAGGCCGUAAAAUACCCAGGUCUGCUAUAAAGCAUUAUUAUCAUUUAUGAGUGUUUAUAACUAUAGUUAUACAGUGCUAUAACCUCAUUAUAACACAUUAUACAUGUAUUUAUAUUGCGCUAUAGAGAGAGGCAUCAAAUAAAGUGUUACUGUUAAUCUUAUUGGCUGUAGGGCUAUACAACACUUCUUAUGCGACUGUUGUCAACACCUCUUUGAAAAACAGAAUUAACUGAGGGGUUCCAACCCAUUCGCCAAGGUGUGGCAGCACCUAAAGAUAUCUCUUUGACUUCAUUCUGAUCCUUUUCAUACAUAACUGAUCUAUAAACACACACCUUGUGGUGUCGCCUAGACACAUCGACAGUGAGGUGACCUGGGGUCGUUGGGUGUUUCUGGUCAUUAAUUUAAAAACAUUCACAAACAUCUAGAGUUUAUCACUUCUUGUGUUUCUGCUCUGUUUUAGCCACGCAUAAUUUAUUAAACUGUACCUUUGUAAAGGCAACUAUUUUUAUUUCAUUUAUAGUUUAGUAUGAUGAAUCUGGGUUUACUUUAGUUUUGUUGUCCGAAACACAAACAUCAGAACACAACAAUUUUAUCAGAAUUUGAUUAACUUCUGUGAGUCAUGAUAUUACUGUCAGAACUCGGGUGUGUUUUUAGAUAUAUUAGGUAGUUUUUCCUGAAGGUCAGGACAAAGUUUAAUGACAUAGCGUUGACGUUACCAUGGUGAGUCAUUGCACUGACCCUGCACUGAUGAAAGGAAAGCUGCUUUGCUGUUUAUUGGCAUCACUUUGAGGAGCAUGCACCCUAAUGACUGGACCGUUAACAGUGAAUUUAAUUUGACUUAACAGCUGAGCGUACAGAUACUGUUUGCAAAUGUAUGCCAGGGUGCAGAGAGCAAGAGCACUCUGUUUUUAAGAAUGAACAGGUAAAAAAUAGUUGCAUGUUGUGAAAAGUUCAUGAUUUAGACAGCUCCUGGCUCGAACUGUUGAUUUGCUUAUUUAACUCAAAGCAUGAACGAGCUUUUAACAAUACGAAUGUUAUGAAUGAAUUAUGAAUUGAAGCAGAAAAACAAACCAAACAAUGUCUUUGAGUUUUAAAAUAGAAAAAAAAAGUUACACUAAAUCAAAACAGGCGAGACAACACCCAGCUGUGUGCACAGAGAAAGCACAUAGGUAAUAGUGAACCUGACGGCUGGUAUCACAAAGGAAAAGCUGGUGGAAACUCCUGUCAGCAUUCAGGAACAAUGUCUUAUUCAAGUUUACAUCACAACACCCACUCAGUCUCCAUGCCAGGUUAAGUGGGGUCAGCCUGUUCAGGAAAUCCUGACAUUUUCCAGAGGGAGACCCCAUUCACUGCAGCUCUUUUACAGCUGAUCACUAUCUGACUUUAAGCAUGUGGUUGACCUCAUGCAUGAAAAAACACGGCCACAUUUGGGAACACAAGCUUUUACCAAGUUUUUUGUUUGUCUCUAGUUUUUGUUGCUCUGUUGGGAGCUUCAAUGCUCUGGCUAACGCAAUAGAAUAAAUGAUGUAAUUGUAAAGUAUCAGACAGCACAAAACACACCAAACAUCAUUUAUAAUCUACAUCUGAGCCUAAGUGUUCAGUAGAGCCUAUUAGACAGAGGUGUGUGAUCACUCUCUUGGUUUUCCAGCUCUGGUUAUUUCCUUCCUUCAGUUUUUAGUUUCUGUAAUAAGUCAUCAAGGUUCAGCCAACAUCCUUUCUAAUUUAGGAAACAGUUUUAAGAGCUCUCCUCUGACCACGAGCCAAAUGAGAAUAUUCAGUCACCCUCAUCUUUCUACAGUGUGGCAGAAAAACACUUCAGAGGGGAUAAACAGAAGGGAAACAGAUGGAUUGUCUUUAAAAAAACAUUUUUUUAAAUAUAUUUUUAUGUGUGGAAGGUUGAACUCUUUCCAAGCGAAGACUUCUCUGUGAGCUGUAAACACAAACGUCAUGUUACCAAAACAAUUUUUCCUCUGCCCGGCAGUCUAAACGCCGGACUCUCUCCUCUGGCUCCUCAAAUAUGUGAAGCUCUGAACUCUGCAGAGAUCCUCGUUCUUUAUACCAAUCCUUGGUUAAUUAACUUUAUCUAUUUUUGGAGGGGUAUAAAUAUCUUCCGGCAGUGUUGCUGUUUACAGGAAUCACUGAAGGGUAAUUUUGUUGUGACAAAAACCAACACACAGAGAGAAAAUCACUCUCUAAAUACAGAUGUUCAAAACAAAGACUUUCAGUGAAUGUCUUCAGCGCUUUAAAGUCCACAGAGUUGUUUGAGCAAUUCACUGUUUUCUUAACACUGCUAUGGAAAUCUGAAUUAGCAUAAAGUGGAGACACCUCCCCGAGCUGCGGUUUGAUUAGUGCUGCCACUUGCUGUACUCUGUCUCCUGUGCUCUUUUGAAGUCCCCAACACCACUCAGAGGAAGAGGAGUAAACAUGUCAGAGCACUGUACCUGGGCUGAACAAACACCAGCACAGAGACAUGUUGUAUUGUUCAAUCCUGAAACUCUUCUUCUGAGAGUUCAGUCUUCAAAUUGUCUCCUGCUACUCUGUUGAUACUCAGCCCUCUUUGGCUAAAAGACUUUCAUAUAUGCUUUAAUAUAAACCAAGUCCUUGAACCUGAGUCAGGGCCAUUACCAGAUUUUCCCUUAAAUCUGAUUCACCUCCUGGACUUUUCUGUUCACUCGCUGUUUGUUUCUUCAAUACACUGUCUAAAUUCCAGUGAAUUUAAAGGCACAUUCAUACCAGGACUGUUUAGUUUGGUCUAAAAGGACCAUGGUCCCCUUACUCCUUUGGCCGGGUGGUAUGAACACAUAGGCGAACUGUGGUCCGGAUCAAACUAACAGAUCAUGGUCCUCUUGAAAAUGCAGGACUCUAUCCCCUUCCAAACAAACCAUGGUCCGGUGUGUGGCGGGUGUGAAUGCAGUGCUGAUGCAGCUGGACGUUUUAUAUGUCAAUAUGAUAAAAUAAUAAAGCUGGGAAACGAUGCCCGGCCAGAGGCUGCAGUAAAUGGGGACAGCCGGUCAAAACACCGGACUGUCCAUAAAACUGGACGAAUGGAAGAGGGUUUGUGUUGAUAUUAAAUACCUGGAUGUUCUUCUAUUCAACAAAUAUGCUGACAAUGUUAUAGGCAUUGCUGUCUCUGGUCGGCUACUGUUGUGGGACAUUGAAGAAAAAAAAUUCUCUCUUUUUUUAACCAUUUGGUUCGCUUAGCUAAAGUCCCACAUGAACGCUAACCGGUUCAAAUGUAAAAUGCAACAAUGUAAACAUUUGGUUUAAGGUGAGAAAGGCCCCUAAAUUGACUAAUCACGCUGCCUUGCUCCUAAAUGUGCUGGUUCUCACCCCAGCUGCAAACCACCCUAAUGCAUGCUGGAGGUCCCAGCCUGAAAAUCCCAACAAAAUGGCAAUCAUCUGCAUAAGGCAGAGAUGGACCCCCAAAGUGAAGACCAUCAUCCAUGCUACUGCAAUUUGACAUAAAAUACUGCCACACAGCCGACAUUACUCCUACUCCUUGCUACUUUGUUAGUACCCCAGUACACACUGUCGUUGGGAACACGUGGGCUCUGCAUGCUGGAUCUGGGUGCUGCUAGCUAGAGGUGCCGGAGUGGAGUCUGGAAUGGACUGCUUGUAUCGGAGUGCCGGAGGAGAUUUUAGAUGCAGGCCGAUAUAAUCCAAUAUUUGUUUUUUGGUUGAUAUCGGACACAACUGAUAUCAAUAUCGUAUUGGGAUAGCCCUAGUGUUUUUGUCCUAGUAUUCAAUGAUGUAAAUGCUGUUGUGAGGAUGAUUGGGACACGGUUGGGUUGAUUGGUGAUGAAUUACUCCAAACAUUGAGUUUUCUGUGGAAGUUAGACAUAAAACAAAGAGCUGUUAUAUUAGUGUAGUUUUUCUCUGUUUUUAUGUCCUUAAGUCUUAAUUUCUUGUUUUAUUAUUUUGCAGGUUUUAUGGUUGCACUCGUAAAUACGUCCAGUGAUGGGAUCAUUUCAGAUCCCCCCUGGCUAUUCUAUCUCUGCUCGCUGUUGUUAUUCCUUUAUUAGGAUAAAAACAUCGUGAACUCAGCUGCAGUUUAGUGGUUAUCGGACAAAAUUUAUUUCCUCUGAUAUCUUCAGCUACAACUCUUCACUUUCAUUACUCAGAUCCUGAUUGUGCGACCACCAAGAACUCAUCCACUCUUUAAAUCUUAGAGGUUUCAUGUUCAGCUGUGAUUAUAUCACAUUUAUAUUCCAGACAAAGUGUUCUGCUCUUCAUGUACAAGUAAAAUUCAUCUUUUUUUUCAGCCUCCCAGAUUAAUUCAUCUUUUUAAUGUUACUUAACUUUAUCAAUGCAAAGGUUCUGCUGCUUUCUCUUGCUGCUGUGACACUUUAGUAUCCCCUCGAGGCAUCAUUAAAGUUUAUCUCUCUUCUGAAAUUACUUUUAUUACACCACGCUCUGCCAGAAAAUAGUAAAAAGUUCCAUAUAAUUUCUCUUUGCCACAAGCUACAGUGUCCAAGCGACACACUCCCACAGGUACCUGAUGGAGUUCCUCUGUAUUUCCUUAGUGUGCUGUUAUUUAAAGAGGCCAUAAAGUCCUGAGCACCCCGCUCAUGUCGGGCAGAGAGGUCAGAGCCAAGUGUUCCUGUUUUAAAAAUGCAAUAGAGAUUCCAUUAUUUGGCACACAUGAAACUAAGUCCGAAUGAUCCAUUAUUAAUGUUAAAAUGUUUUGAUUUAUUCAUGAACAGCUUGUUUUGUCCCCUCCUGGUGGUGGAGGAGGCUGCUGCAGGAACAGCACUAAAAAAAACACAAAAAAACAAGUUGCUCUGUGUCCGUCUAUCACUGACUGUGUGCCAUCAUGUCUGCAGGCCGAUGUGUGUGAUCCUGGUGUUCAGCACUAAAGGACAGAGGUACCUGCGGGUCGGGCUGGCUGUGCCUUUGUUCGGUUCUAUGGCGUGCCUGAGGAGGAUGGUAGCUGACGAGGGGAAAAUUUCUCCAGACCAGGUAACAUAAAACAGUGUGCAAACACUUACAAGGGAAUCUGCUGAGGAGAGAUUGUGGAUGCUGAUAGCAGAAAGGAUUGCGCAUCAGUUGCUCCCGCUUUCCGCUCUAUCUUGAAGAGAACUCAGCAAAAACACAGAUUAAGUUUGCGGCAUUGUACAGUUUGCUCUUGUUUUGCAUCCAAAAAUGAACUGUCAGCAUCUCCACUCCCUGCUUCAGAGAUCUUCACUGUGCACUUUCAUCCUAACAGAGCUCUAAUCUGUCCAGAGGGAUGGAGAGGUCAAGUCUAAACAGUUUUUAGAGAGAAUCUGUCAAAAGAUCUGGUACAAUUUACAAAAGCUCUCUUAAGUGAGUCAGCGCAACUUAUCUGAAUAGCAAGUGUAGUUUAAAUUUUUGCGACAGGCCUACUUUGCAUAAAAAUGAGCCAAAAUUGCCCUCUAAAGUUUUGCAUCUUUUAGAAAGAUGUGCAAACAUCACCAAAGCACAGAGAUACUAGUUGUUGUGCAACAGAAUCUUGGGUGCAAAUAGCUCCUUGCUUUAGCUUUAAAGUAGUUUUGUGCGUGCAAAAGUUGCUUUGUCAAUCGCACCCUUUAAGUCUCUGUGAGGAGCUUUUCUUAAUGGUUUUGAAACAGACUGAACUUUAUAGUGAAGCUACAAAGGCAUAUGGGGCAAUCAGCGAUAUGACUGGAAAAUGCUGAAGAGGCAGCCAUUGUCAAUGUUUUCUGAAACAGAAAUCCACAGUUGGUGAUACAAUUGUUGUUAAAAGAGAGCAGGGUAGCUGAACUGAAAGACUGGUGCAUGGCGUGCUCAGAACUGGUUCCUCAGUCUCUUCAACUUGCAUAGAAACAUUUGGACUCAAACAUCUUGUGAAUCUCUAAAUUUUAACACAAAGUGAAAAUGAUUGAUGUCAGCAAGUGCUUUGGCGUAAUUAAGCCUGCUCAAUUUGUGACAUCACUAGUUGGCCCAUCUCCUUACAAAGGUGUAAACAGCAACGUCCUGAGCUGUUCUUUUGUGGAGGAGGAUUCUUUUUAUAUCCAUUACUGGUUUAAUUUAGUCCAAAACAUAUGGCCAUAGUUCCGUGUUUGUCAUUUUAAAUAGGGAAACAUGACUUAUUAAUGAAUGAUAAAAAUGAAAAGAAACAGAGAGAGAUAAUGGAAGAAAAGGAAAUGUAUGUCCUGGAUAAUUUCCUUUGUUAAAACAGCUGUUACAGAGCAGCACAUCUCCUCACAAGUACAGGAUUACACAUUUUUGUAUAUUUUGCAUGCCUCUCACUCAAAUUUUCUCUUUCCCUCCUGGAUGAAAACAUAGUAAGCUGGAUGUUUUGUAUUGUUAAAUAUUCUGACUCAAACAUGUGUUUUGUUUUUGGCCUGCAGGUGAUCCUGACCGAGGUUUACCCCACAGGUUUCCAUCGCUCCUUCUUCGAUGAGGAGGAUCUGACGUGCAUAGCUGAGAAUGACAUCAUCUAUGCUUUCCAGGCUCCGCCCCUUUACAUCAGAGGAGGCUCUGCAAGGAUUUCAGGUAGCUGCAUGACUAAAGAGAGACCAAAUAAUGUGCCCUGCUCACCCUGUUGAUGCAUAACCAACCAUUCGCCAUACAUUGUCGCCCCUCGUUUUCCAGCCCCCAAACUGCCACAUAAUGUUAAUUUUAAGGCUCAUUAUCAAAUCAAAAAUGACUUGAUAAUACAGCGGAAAAAACAAAUCCGAUUCUGCUGUCACUUCCCUGACAUUAAGCCUCCCUGUAGGAUGAAUUAAGAUAUAAAAACUUCUACUUUUGUCCUGUUACAGAUCAUUUUGAAUGUAAUCGACUGUUGUGCUACAUUAGUAUUUUCCCCCUGCUUUAAAGUGAUUCUACACUCAGAUCUGUAAGCAAACAAACCAAUUUUAUUAAUGUUCUUUGCUUAAUGAAAGCCUCAAGGAAUGCAGCAUCCUGUAGGGGGUCCUUUGGGAGCACAUUAAGGAGAAUAUAACUCCUCACGGAGCUCCGUGAAUAACAUCCCCCAUGUGGAGUUUUUCUUGCAGUAUCAAAUUUAUGCCUUCACUUCAUGUGUUUUUCAGCCUGUGAUGUAAAAUGUGUUCUCAGAAGUACUUCAGUGCAUAGCGUCCCCUUGUUUCUUGCUUUGUGGUGUAAACAAACAGGUUCUGCUCACAGGGCUGUUAAUUGUAGCCCCGACAGUGUGUCAGCGCUGCAGUUCUACCUUCAAAAUGCGACUUUUAGUGCUUGAAUUUAUCGCGCUCAGUGGAGACUCAGAGCUGUGCUGUCGAAAAAGAGGCCCCACUGACUGUCUGCAUGCUGGCACAGGCAGGACCCCCCCUUUCUCUCUCUCUCUCUCCUGGGACCCCAGUGGCUGAGUCUGCAGGGUUGAUAUGAUGAGCCUAUAUCACAACUCAACACUUUCAGUGCACUGCGGAUUGUCUUGUCUUUUUGUGGCUGUUUGCACUGUAUGAGUUUCUGAUAUUGUUAUGUAGUGGCUGAUAACCAUAGGUUGCACUUGUUGGUUUUAAGAAAAGGACUUCAAGAAGUCAUACUGAUAACUUUUUAUGGUAAACAAAUGCAAACAAGAACAGCAGUAAAAAGACUGAUUAUUUCACAUAGUACUUUUUAAGGCCUUAAACUGAUGUAGGGGUGUCUUUGGAGCCACUGAGGAAACAGACCCCCAUUUUUUUUACUUCUUUGACAUGAAACAUUUCCAGAAAGUGAUAUAUCUGACUGUCAUAAGUCAGGAGGAUGAGAUUUUUCCGUUAGACAGUACUAAUCUUCAGUAAUAAGAAAAGGUUAUCUUGCCCACAGGAGGCUGUAAAAGUGCAGAGUUUGAUUUCAUCUUGUUGCUCCUUUCCUGCAUGUCGCUCCUCACUCUCCCGGCCCAUUUCUCGCUCUAUCCACUGGCCUGUCCUCUCGAACAAAGGCACAGAAAAUGAAAUAAAAUUAUUACAAACAGCACCUUGCCACGAAAGACCAUCUGUCAUCUGUGCAUGUUAACAUCAAGGUAGUAAAACAUUACAGCUUUAUAGUAUUAUGGCAGUUGGCAUUAAUGCAGCUGAAGCCCUGACUGGUAAUGGAUGACUACUCUAAAGCUGAAUAUAUGACAGACAUUUCAAGCCUAUACAAAAACCUAACACAUCGUCCUGUGUUAGGUUUUCAUCUGCUCCUGAAGCAAACAGAAAUGAGCACUAAAGCUGCGCUAUAAUCUAUAGAAAGAGUAACAUGACUGAUUAUAUCCAGGUGGUUAUUUUAAUGGCAUAAGAUCCCACCGGUGUGGGUUAGGUGUCUGUUGAUGAAAUGUUGGACUAAGGAGGUAGAGCGGUUGUCCAGUAGCCGGAAGGUUGGCAAUUCGAUUCCCCCCUUUCCUGAGUCUGUCUGUUGUCUCCUUGGACAAGACACUUAACCCACCUCACUCCCAGUGUGUGUCCUCCACUGGUGUAUAAUUGUGAGUGUUGUGUGGUGGUGGUCGGAGCGGCCGUAUGCGCAAACUGGCAGCCAUGUUUCCGUCACUCUACCCAAGGGCAGCUGUGACUACUAAGAUAGUUUACCACCACUAAAGUGUGACUGUGUGAGCGAAUGAAUUAUGUAUCCAAUGUAAAGCGCUCUGAGGGUCUCUGAUAAAGCGCUAUAUGAAAUCUGAUGUAUUAUUAUUAUUAGUUCAGUGAUACAUUAUAGAGAUGAAAUGAUACAUGUACAGCACAGGAUCAUCAAAGAGAUAAAAGGUACGGCUUUGUUCACAGGGGCGCCAACAUGAAAAGUGAAAGUUCUUCACAGGACCUUUAAGUUUAUCAUUACUUUUUAUAUCGCCUCUCCCCUUUUCCUAUAGAAGUAACUGUGUGGUCAAACUUAAAGCUUUGCGCUUAAUGAAGGGCAGGACCUAUAUAAAAUUAAUCCAAGUCUGCAUUUGCGCUGCAGAAGCUCUGACAUGAAACCUCUGAUUGCAGUGUCCUGACCCCGAGAGUGAGCGUAAUGAUAAGUAGGCCCAGCUUUCAUUAUUAAUGUCACUCUAAUCAAGCAUGUGAUAAAACUUAUGUAAAUCACAUGCAGCAAUUUACAUGAGAAAAGUCCUCUGACAGCUACAGGAAUGAUUCAUAGGAAGAAAAAUAUCCUCUCAAAUGUUCAGCGUAACAUGUUCAUAAAACAGCAGUAACACACAGAGGUCACCUCAGCUGAUUUAUACCGCACAGAGAUGCUGGGGCGGACACCUCCCUUCGUCACUGCUCAUUAAAUCAGGUUUUUAUGGCUCGCUGUCAAAAACUCUACUGUUUCUCCACACUUUUUUAUGGCUGCCUUCUGCUUUUUUUACCUUGUUUACAAGAUGAAUAAUAGAGGGAAUAUGAUAUGUAAGUGUGUGCCGGUGAGUCUCCACAGCAAACAACGGGAGUAAAGUGAACUUUUUUCAGCCGACAUACCUGUGGACUCUAAUCUCUUCCCAUCAAAAGGCCUCUGACUAAUUCUAAGAAACCGCAGGAGUCUGUGAACUCAUUUCUCUGCUCUCUCAGGCUUUCUCAUUGUCAAACAGACACGCAGGACGAGCCAGACUAAACCCGACCAGUCCAUGUGAAAGCCUAUAAUUAAACACCUCUGCCCCAACAGGGAUCUACCGCAGCCACAGUACCCCCCAUCCCAUUAACUGUCUGCACCAUCACGCUCAAGGACUCUGAACAGAAAUGUGUAAAAUGAAAAAAAACAACCUCUAUUUAGUUGUAGAGGGCAUUUAUGUGCCACACAGAGUCACUGCGGUCACAUUCACUGAGUUGUAGACAACAUAUAGAACAAGAGAGCACUAAGAAGCAGAGUGCUCUCAGCUAAAAGACACAAGAGUCCCAAAUUAAGAGCUGAACGAGAUUAAAAAGGAAAAAACAGGAUUGUUGAUUUUUUGUGAGUCAGUGACACAAACAUGAGCAAAAUUUGUUGUCUGGGUAUUUAUAAUAAUAAUAUAAUAAAAACUAUAUUUAUAUGUCACCUUUAAAAAUAUGUUUACAAAGUGCUUUAACAGAAGAAGCAAACAGAAGCAAACAAAAGAAAAUGGACGGUUGGUGGUUGACAGCGUCACAUCAGGAAGGUGAAAAAGAAGACAUUGGAUAGAGGACAGAUUAAAGAGAAAAAGAAAUAAAUACACAGGUAAUAAAAUAAGGUAAAAUAAGAGUGAUAAAUCAAAUUUAACAUUUGGCUAAAUUUUGUAACUUUAACUCACAUUUGCAGGACAAACUUAUUGGAGAACUUAACAUUGAAUUCAGCCAUGACAGGCACAUAUCAUUUCUGUUGUUCAACCUCAUCCCCCUUCGUUACCACAGGAAAGCAGGGAUUACAACCGAUACUGCAGCCAGCCAUUAGAGGGUAGCUCUAAAUCUCUUGAUAACUACAGUGUGAAUCACAUGGUUAGUUGCUGAAUCUGUAUCAUCAGUGUAUCUGGACAAUGUUUUGAGAUAUGUGUCGUAUUGACCUCACAUCAGAGAUGCCCAAUGCUCAUAUACUCAGUCGUAGCCAAGACUACUCAGAGUCCCUGAAAAAAAAGGAGAAAACCCCAAAACUCAACUUUGAUGACAGAUCUGAUUUUUAAUGAACAUUACAUAGAAAGUUGAACUCUUUCUCUGUUUGCAACAGAGAUAAAAGAAAAGAGGAAUGAAUACUUAACCAAGAAUGCCAGUUUUCCAUUUCCAAAUUUUCCUUGGCAGGUGAUCGCACAUUCAAGCCUCGUUCUUGGCACCAGAAAGCGAUAUUGUGCUUCUUCAUUUCUGUCAGUGUAAUGUCAAAUCCCACACAGAAAAAAAUCUCCUUUCUGUGAUUAAACUUCUGAACAACACUUUAAGAUUUUAUAUCUUAUUAUUACUUCAUAUAAAACCUGAAAACUUGAAGCCAGACAGAAGUAAUGAUCCAAAUUCACAGCUCACAAAGGAGAGGUAAACAGUGUCAAAGCAAUCAGGGUCAGAAGAAGUAAAGGGCUCAACAGAGACUAGUCUGAAAGCAACAGCAUGUAAAUCAUUCACCUGACAUCCAUUAGGCACUGCUGUAUUUAAAGAAGUGCAUGUCGAUUGCUAAAGCAGACAGCAAAUACCUGCCUGUCAUGGCCACAAUAUGACCCUAUAGGGCAGCAACAGACUGUUAAGUUCAGUCCCCAAAUAGCUUGUUCAGGAACUUUUAGGUACUUUUUUAUUGUGAUACACCAGAGGAUCACAAGCCAAGUAGAAGGCGUUGGUUUUGGAGCAAGAGGGAGGCUUGUUGCAUGGUCAAAAUGUGAGCCACACAGUUAGUAGGCAGAGUUUGUUGAAUUGGAAUCUGAAUCUUGAUGGUUCUUUUUUAGCUCCCCAGCUCUGUCGUACAUCUCCACCUCUCUGACACAUUUGCAUCACGCUCUUCCUGCAACAAUCCUCCUCAGCGCAAGAUUUCAGAGGAAGACUGCCACCAGAGCUGAAGUUCAUCUUCUGGUCAAAUAUUCUGGGAAUCCUCUCUGAAUUCAUGUCAUACAGCUAAAAGUAAAAAUCUGAGCCAGUCAGUGACAAAAACAAGAACUUUCAGGGGACCUUUGUGUUGAGCGUGUCCCCCAUCCAGCUGUCUUACAUCCACUGAUGAACUAUUGCUCUCUGACAUUUUUGGUACUCUGCUAAAAAUGUGUUUCAUUCUACUCUUCAAUAUGAGCCUUAAUGGAGUGUCUUUAGCUUUUGGGGCAAUCCCCAAGUGGACAUUUGUGGAAUUGCACUUACAACUAUCUCAAAGUCCCACUUCAAUCAUUUUUGUUUUUUUUUUACGACUUGAAAGUGUUACCAGUGGUCUUUAAGUUGUGAUUAUGAAGUUUUAGCCAAAAUAACCUGUGUCAUUUUCAAGGGCUUUUCUUCUGCAGAGCUCCAGUAGCUCAUUAGUAAUUCCCCUCUGAGUCGUGGGCGGAGACAUCACUGCUCUGCACACUCCUCUUCACGCUAGCUUGUAGCCUAACAUUACCGGUGCAGCAGAAGAAGCAGGUAACAUAGGAGCUAUUUAGCUCUCGGACACUAAUGUCUAUAGGGACAUGAUGAAAGUUAAUAUCAUAAUUAGCUUUCUUACGAGCAUUGCAAUCUGCUAACACACACGCUUGUUCCACGAUCAUCCUCUCUAUUUCUCUAAGUGUGGCCUGCAUAGCCAAGCUCUCACCGUAUCUGAACCUGCCGUUUGGGUCUGCCAGAGAUUCACAGCGAUUUAAAUGAAGAAAUACUCAGAAAUGCAAUUUCACACUUAUUUUUCUCACGAUAUGUCCUGUAGCAUCAGAAAAAUGCCAUAUGAACAUAUAGACAACAAGAAAAACAUGAUUUUCAUCUGAGUGGGUCUUUAAUUUUCAACACUGAAGCAUAAAGUCUGUUCUUGUGCUUGUUUGUUCUCUUUUUACCAUCAGGAUGCAAACAUGUGUUACCUGAAAAAAUGAAUCGCUUAUCCCCGCUGCAGCUAGAUUAGCAAAUAAGCUUUUAUGUCUUUUUCACAGUCUUUAUAUCCUUGUAAGAGCCUUUGUUCGACUGAUUCUGUUUAAUUUAUUCAAAUGUGUUUAUUUGGUUAUCAGUCUGCUUAAAAUCAGGGCUCAUUUUUAAUCCUUUCUCAGAUUUGAGCUCAUCUGUAUAAUUUGUCUGUGUUUGUCAGUUAUGUACAAGCUGCCUCAAACCAAACGCUCCUAAAGGGAUUAAUAAAGCUGUUGAGUAUAAUCAAAUCAAAGGCUUUCACUUUGCAAGCGUCUCUGUAACAGGAUGUUCAGCUGCGGCAUUUGCUGUGUCAGUGAUGAAUCAGUCGUCAGGUGUGAAAAACAGUGUUUAAUGAAACAUUUGGGGAAGGCACAGCCGCCUCACUCAAUCAAUACCCUCUCGUCCGUGUCUGCGAGUCUUAUUUACCGUGUGAUUUAUGGCUGUGAACUUCUGAGGGAGUGACCUGCGUAUCAAACCCAGAGGUUGAGUGAAGCUCUGCUGACGUCACUUUUCACAGAUAUGUUAUAAUCACAGCUUUUCGCUCAGCCAGUCAGUCACACUCCUCGGAGGAGUGGUGCUGCCUGGCACCCCACCAGGACAGGAUGUGGAGCAGUAGCUGCAUCAGAUAAUACCUCCUGCUGAGAGUGCAGGCAGCCAUUGGUCCAUCUGUUCUCCCCUCUGAAUCACUGUUCCCCAAAUAGAAAGCUGCUGUCUUGCCACUUUAUAUAUCUCGGUUCUUCUCCUCUCUGCUUGUUAGAGGUGUUAAGUUUCAUGUACAAGUUCUCGAAACGUAAAAUCAGGUCAUUUUCCUGUCAGGAGGAGACGGUGAUGGUCAUAAAGUUCAUCCUGUUAGAUCUCUGAAACCAUCAGCUGUCCUACUUUGAAGGUUUAUCAUAGCAGCUUAAAAUCUGGUCAGCAUCAGCAGAAUUUACUGAGGGAACUGUGACUGUUUCCUUCUUGCACUUUCUUAUACACUGCAUCCACUCUGGCAUCAAGGAUAUUACACUUUAAAUUCAUUCAUUGUCUUUUGUUUGUUAUGUUUUUACUUUUGGCCAAACAGUGAGACAAAAUCCUUUGCACUGCCAUCAUAUUUGCGCCCCCUAUGGAUGGAGUCUUGAAUUAUCAUUUACAGUAUAGACUUAACUGUGUUAAGGAUUUAUGUCUCCAAGGUGCUUUUGCAUCAGAUCAGCAGCUCCAGGAAGAAAUCAUGAACUAUCAGAGAUUCACUUUUUAUAAUACCUCUGGAUCGUACAGUUUUAAGAAUGGACUACUUGACAGUGCAGAGCAGUUUCACUCUAAAAUGUGCGAGCUCAAUGUUCAGUUCACGUAGAAGUUUGUGUCGUCACUCAUGUUGUUUCCUUCGGUUAAGAUCUUUGCAUUUGCUAAACGACUGCUCUUGCUGCUUCCUUCAAAACCAGCCUCCACUUCACCUUCUUUUUCUCUGCAAUGUCUGAUCUUACCAAUGUCAUAUUGUCACUGCUGUCAGCUCUGUUGUGUUUUAGGUUUUUGCUGCUGCUUUUAUAAAACAGAGAGAAGGUUUACUCUCAUAGCUGAAAGAAAUACAACUUCACUUGUGUAGGACUUAUUACAAGAACAUGUUCAAGUGAAUGUGAAAUGUUUAAAAGGGGACUGGGGAAAAAGAAUUAGGAAUAAAAAUAGCAAAGGACAUCCUAGACAAGGGUCUGGGGAAUGUGAAUAUUUGUUACCUUAAUGCAAGACACUGAUGAGAUUUUAAAAAUUGCAUAGGUUAUAUUAUUCAAAGGCCAAACUGCAUAAAAUCGUCCCAGAAAUAUUAUCCAUCUGUGAAAAAAUGUAACCAGGCAGAUCCAGAUCCACUACAUAGUUUUGCACUAUGCUGUGGUCUCGUGAGACUCUUGGUAGCAAACUUGUCCUUCUUUACAAAUGUUUUUAGGCCUGGAUCUACUGAGUGCUUUAGAGAAAUAUCAUAAGACUACCUUUCAUCUGAUGGCAUCAUACAUGUUAGUAAACUCUGGAAAAAGUACUAAAGCAAAUAAUAAACUCUGAUGGCAAAAUGCUGAAAAUUUUCUCAAUGAAGUACACACUUAAACUGAGACAAGUGUUUGGGUUGCACUCUCAAAAAAUUGGAGAAAUAGGAUUCAGCCCCAUUUUCAGACAACUGUAUCCUAGCUCAGUGGCAUUUUUUUCAGACUGUUUUUCAUAAAAGAGGCCGCGCUGACUAGCGACCAUUGUGGCUAAUGCUGUUACUAGUGAUGUGUAACUCAUACAACUUCUGAAAUAUCCCUUUAAGUCACACUUGUGAUGCGGGUAUUCUUCAAAAACCUUGAUGUCUUCUUUUGGUGAAGUUAUGUUAUUAUUUUCCUAAGAGUCUUUUUGUCCUCUAACCUCCAUCAGGUUACCAUCACAGCCUCCCAUCGUCCCCGUACUCCACUGGUCCCGAGGGUCAAAGGUUACCUUCAUCGGGAGCGUUGUCAUCAGAGUUCCUCAACCAAGGCGUUCCUGUGAAGAUCCUGCUGCUGGUGUGCAACGCUGCGGGGGCAGGCCAGCAAAUAGUGAGGUAAUUAUCUCAAUUGACCCUUUGCAGAAAACCUGUCAUCAAAUAAAGCUGAUCUAAAAAUAACCUCGCAGCAGUAACAAAGCAAGAAAAGAUCAUCUGUUUUGGAUUUUUCGUCAUGUUUAAAGGUUUGCGUGCACGGGGCUGUCAUGAAAAAAGUUAUUUUCAUUAAGUCAGAAGCUUAGAGGGUGGUUUCUAUUUUUACCUUCUGCAUACAAAAGAGAUAACAGUAUCUGAUCUUUUUACAAAAGCUGCAAACAUUAGUGUGCCCGAUUACUACUUCUGACAGUAACAGCAUUAAACACAAGAGGUCUAUCAUUUUCUAACAGCACCAUUUUGUUGAGUAUAAGCCAUUUCAGCACCUGAUGUUUAAUAGGUUUUAACUGUCUCCACAUGCUGUUGAUAACACGACCUUUGAUGAAGAUGUGCCCUGUGAGAGGUUUGUCAGCUGAUCCAUAUUUGAACUGAAGUUUUAUGAUAGAUCUACGUCUGAGAAGCGUUUGAAGACACAUGAUCCGUCAAGGUAUGAGGGGCUGCUCGUGACAGUUCCUGCUGCUUUCACUGCACACAGCUUCUUGUCAGGUGUGAAAUCUAUUUACAGUUGCUCAGUUCACAUUAUACCCAACAUGCUUUAGUGUAGUAAGUCAAGGUCAUGUCAGCUCCAUGUAACAGAAAAGGACUCGUAUCUCACUGUGGGAUGAGUUUCAGAUCAAUUGUCCGAGGACUCGGACACAUGGCAUGAUAUAGAGCUCCAACAUUCAUCUCCCUGAUAAAUGUGCGGAGAGAUCGAUAAAGGAGAGCUCGCCAGCUCGGCUGUGGGAAAGUCCACUCCCAUCCUGGUAUCAGUUUCUCCUUCAAAUGCCUCACUGUCGUCCAUCAAACCUCCCACCUCUCUUUCUCUUUCAUCAGAUGACAGCUGGAGGACUCGUCUCUGCCAAGAAAAUGACAUUGAAUUCACUUAGUUUUUUUUUUUUUUUUCCACUCUGCUUGUCUGUAGAAGAGGAUCUCAGGUGCAUUUCUGAGAGGCAGCAAAGUGUGAAAGCUUCAGUUUUUUAUUUUAAGAACUAUGAGCAACAGCAAACGCAGUGAUAAGCUUUAAAAUGCACUGUUCGGAUUAUUGAACUGAUUUUGCCCUUUGAAAGCAAAUAAACCUGUCAGGAGAAAGAGUGACACGAUGAAAAGUAGAGGAACAUCAGGGACACAAAACUCAGACGCUGGAAUACUCACAGGACUCUAAGGUGUUGGGAAAUGUGUAAUAUGCCCGUACUCACAAGAAGAUGGACACUGUGGGAAUAUGGUCUUCAUUUCUAACCAGUUACUCACAAUCAUACAACAAGGUGGUUUACAAACGACUUCCUCCUCAUCCGUCCUUUUUUGAAAUUUUGUCUCGCUCUCCCUAAAACUUUGAAGUUUGAUUGGGUAACAGAAUAUGUUAUGUAAAAAGACUUGGCAUAAGAAGCCCGAGCUUCAGCCCACACCUCUCCAGUAGGUUUGAUCUGAAUCAGUUUCCACCCAGACUUCAUUCUGUGUUCACUUUGAGGUUGAAGAAGCUAAAACACCCCUUGAAAGUCUUUAAAUCUGCACUUACUCCAUGUGUCACAAACUUAAACACUUAGCAGACGGGUGGAAUUGUUUGGUCUUUUGCUGUGGAGCAGUUUCCAAAUGGAUUCAGUCAUUUUCCUUCAUUUCUUUGUACGGCUUGUCUCUUCCAUGUCUUGUUAUAGUUCCUGUAGCCGCUAUGGCAUGUUAAUGGUUACCAUCUUGAGCAGUAAUCCAGUUUAAUUUGUUUUAAGGAUCUCUGUGGUACAUUUAUGUGGGACGUUGUAUGUGGAUUAGUCAGAUUUUUGCUGUUUGUAUCCGCAUCUCUAAGAAUCUUGAGAAAAAAACAAACAAUGAAAAAGACAAUUUUGCUUCUACCCUUACACCAAAGCCUCUGUUUCAUUCAUUACACUCCGCCAGAUUAAUCUACGGUUUCACAGCACCCUGCAGUCAUUUUGUAAGAGCCUGUGUGAGUCUUUGUUUUUCUCUCUAUGCACAUACACGUGAUACAUUUCAUACUAAUAAAUCUCAAGCAUACAAUGGAGGGCUGCCCUCAAUUAAAUAUGUGUUAUGAUGACUGAAGCUAUCAUUUCAGAGGGAGGGUCGCCCCCUUCCUCAGCAGCUAUUUUCACUUCUUAUUAUCUCUCUGUGUCCCUCCAUAGAUAUCCUGUAAUGAGAAUCCUACUCCAAUGCUGAUAAUGCUAAUACAUUAGUAUUUACAUUACAAUGGGAUGAGGAGACACGUGAGCUGAGCAGGGUGUAUGCCAAGUGGCUGAGGAGGGUAAUGAGCUGUAUUUUAAAGAAAAUGUAUCUGUUUCUGAUCGAGGUUUGGACCCCCAUUCCUGAUGAGGGAGGACCGGUCAAUUUCCUGGGACCAGCUGCAGCAGAGCAUCCUCAGCAAACUUUAUUAUCUGAUGAUCAAUGGAGCUCAGGCACAGGUACCAAAUGACUGCCAAUGAUAAAAUGGUAAUGCAUAAAUGUAAAGAGAGUCUGAAUUUUUUAUGUCUUGAUGACUUUGAGAUGAUAAAAAUUCAUUGACUCGCAUGGAGACCAUCCAGCACUGCAGUUUCUUGAAUCAGUGUUUCCUAGUAAAAACCCUUCCUGCACAUUGAGUCACCCACAUCCAAUUAUGAGACCUAAAUUGAUAUGAAACCUAAAUUUAUAAGUAUAAAAUAAUAUUAAUAAAGCGAUCUUGGAAAUCUCUGAUAGGGAAGAAAAAUGUGUGACAUAUUUAAAGUGCUCAAUAAAAUUGAGCUCAAGAAUAAGAGUCCAAAAAAACUACCACAUUGUUUAGAUGUACUUUGAUUUGCUUGGCCAUAUUAAAAGACUGUGGUUUGUGCUGUACAACUUUAUGGACCAACAAGUAGAAUUUCAUUUCCUUUUGCUUUUUUCUCCAUCAAAAUGUUUAUAGUCAAGUGUAUCAUAGUCAAGAAUGUAUCAUCAGCGUAAAAAUCAUAUUUAUUGUUCUCAUAGUAAGCUAUUGAAGCACAGAAGAGACUGUACAUAAUGGAAAAUGAAUAGAACCUGGAAGACUUCCCAAUUUAUUAUCAGCAAACUGGUGAUAUUUGAUGUUUUCAUGUACUUUAGUUCAACUAAGAGUGAGAAUAUGUAGAGAAAAAAGUAAAGGACCCGUAAUGCUUCCCUGAGGAGCGCCAUUUUUCACUUCAAAAAAAGGGAGAGAGCCCAGAACUCAUCUCUGAGGUACACCACUUUUAAGUCUAAAGUGACUUAAAAAAGAAAUCACAAAGUAUUUCUUUUUAUCAGCACAACAGUGAUAUUUUAAUAUUAUACCAGAAAAUGACAACUACUUUCACAUUAUUCAGGAUAUAUUAUAAAGUAUGGAAAAGGCACAGUAUGUAAUGUAUGUUGAACUCCUAUAACCAUAUGAAUGCCAUAUAGUGUAUCAUCUACACUGAUGAUAUUAUGAUGUGUACCAUAAUUUAAAGUCUGGUUAUUUUAUUUCCAGACACUGCAAAUCAACUAUACUGUUUUAAUUUUUUAUAUUUUCUACAUUAUUUUAUAGCUUAUGUUUUAUUAUCUGAAGCACAGGAACAAAACUUGUGAGCUAGUUGCCUUUCAGCCAUUGGUAAUAAAUCAGUGGUAAUUGUUCCACAAUGCUUGUAAAACUUACAUUUAAUGGCCGUGUCAUGUGGGCGGGCUUGUUAUUGAGCACAGACUGGAGGCAGAGAGGGGACACAGCUCCCUCCUGCUGUGCUGGCUGGCACACCUGUUCCAGGACAGGUUUAUUGGCUCGAGAUAGAGCAGAGUGUGCCCACACAUCGACGCUGUGUGGUACAGGGGGGAAGAGCUCAAAAUGCCAGCUGGAGGCUGAACGGAGUCUACUUCCUCUCGAUGCAAAUACCAUUACACUGGACCAGAGUCAGGAUAGGUGUCUUUUUUUUCUUAAGUCUAAUGUGAUUUUAAUGAGUGCAAGAGCUCCAUAAAAAUGCUUCAUUAAUAAUUUGUGUUUAUUUUGUAAACGCUGCCUCUUCUAUUGGAGAGCUCUGUUCAACACCACUGCAGUGACUGUCACAAGCACUGGUCAUUUUCACCCCAGGAGAAAAUUGUGUUUGUCCACUCAUCUUCAAGAGUUUUUGGCUUUUUGCUGUGCCAGUUUCUUUUCCCUUUUACUGUCUAUAUGAAGAGUAAAUAUUGGGCUUUUUCUACUGAUUUAAGCUAUUUCCAGUAAGUGAAAUUUAACCUGUCUUCAGUCUGUGAGAGUAAAUAAAGAAUUCUAAACUGAAUACACAGGAUGGAAAAAAAAGUACAAAAACAAUCAUCAAUAUUUGACCUAAAACAGGUGAAUAAGUCUUCUAUUAGUAAAGGUCAAUGCUUUUAAGCAGUGUGUGAAGCGCUGGAGUUUCGUAAUCGUAGCCAAAAUGUGGAUGAUGAAAUAUUAUCUGCUUUAAGGACUUCAUAGCUUAACUAAGGGAAACAAGUGCAAACAGAAGAGGAUGUGACACCAUCGGAUCAUGGUGGGUACAGGAGUGGUGAUCACUGGUGAUCACAGAACUUAAUAGGUUUUGACCAAUCUGACUCAAGCCAGGAAAAAUUGAGCAAGGAUAAGUUUAAUAUGCCUCAGAAAAGAAGAAAUUUACUUCUUUUAUUUAUCAUUUACUCUCUAAUCUGUAUUUCUUUGUUCCUGCUGCUCAUUGUUUAUUGUUUUCUGUUGCAUCCUUUAACCAAACAAAGCCCUGGUCAAUUUCUGUUGCUUUGGAGACAACAAACCCACAGAUGUAAUAAAGACUUGCAUACAGCGUGGUUUGUAAAAGAAAACUGUCGACCGGCUUGCUGCAUAUGACUCAGUGUUCCUUCAAAAGAGCACAGGAGAGGGAGGAAUAGAGGAGUCAGGUGCAACAUUUUCAGAAACUCAGCUGGAAAUCUGAAGUCUCCUUCGUCCCCCAUGCUGUCAGCGAUUUAAUUAAAACCGGGCUCAUACAGUAUAAUCAGUUUUCUGGAGCCGAACUCUGCCAAGAAAAGAGAGCAGAUGUUUGCUCUUCAUCUUUCAGCUUAACAGAAUCUGUAGUUUUCCUGAAUCGAUGAAUUACACUCACAAGUGGAGUCUAAUUUUAGCUGCAGAAAAGAUGCAAUUCAAAAACAAAAGACUCGGCUGCUCUGACAGCCAUUUUUCCUGCUGUUGACAUCACUUGACAUCUUAAUUCAAGCUUUUUCUGAUUGAUGCUCAGCCAUAUAAUACACUCCAUCACAGUGAUGGCUGCACAUUAAUCUAUAGUGUUUUCAUUAACAGCAGAGGAGAGCUUUUUUCACACAAUAACACCUACUCUAGAGAAGCUUUUCAUCAGACUACAAAUACAUUUACAGCAUGGAGUGUUUUAACAGGAAUCAAGGGUAGUAAAUGUGUUAAACAGAUAAACAGGCAAAGUAGUGUGCUAAAACACUGCAUACACUAAAAAUGUAAAAACCCUUCACACACACACACACACACAAACAGAGAAAGCUUACAGUAACAACAUAAUGAAAGCCUGUGUUUUUUGCAUGGGCAGUAAUUGGAGAUCUUUUGCCCUGUCAGGCACAAACAAUGCCACAAACAUUCCUCCCCACACACCACCCUCCCUGAACACACAAAGUGAUUAACCUUGGUUGAAAGCAUGACCAAGGACUUUCCCAUGGAGGGGAACACUGCAAACGUUCCCCUCGGAAAGAUGCUUUAAUGACUUUUUCCUUCUCCACUUCCCGAACACACACACACACACACACACACACACACACAGAAGGCAGUGACAUUGCAGAGUUUAAACACAUCUUUGAUGCCUGUUAGUUCACUCUUCAUCUUUCUCACACUUACCAUCCAUCAAACACAUGCAGUGAUGUGUUUACACCACCGACCCUGCACCCUCCCACCUCCCACCACCACCACCCUGUUUGCCUCAUACUCCCCUUCAUGAGCUUCUGCUGGGUAAAGACAUAAUCUGAACACACUAACAUCUACUGAGCACUCUCAACUCAAAAGUUUGUUUGACAAAGAGUUCUGGCUCAUCCGGUCAUAAAAAUCAACCCCCUGCAAGAUACAAGUGCUUUUUGAACUGGUUUAAAUGUGGAUCAAACAAACAAAACUCAAAGUUAUAAAACAGCAAUCAGGCAAUAAAGUAGUGAUGUCACAAUUUAGCAUACAACUGGGUUUCUGUAGAAAGAGAGAGGACAGACAGACACUUCACUUCACUUACUUACCUAACAUACUUACUUUACCAACUAUUCAUACUAAACAUCCUUUUUGACGUACUUAACUACUUUUACUUGUUUUACUUACUUUAUGCAUUUAAAACUUACUCUACUUAUAUUUUUUACUCACGUUUAUGUUAACUUUGCUCCCUUGCUCGCACUCACCUGUUUUACUUUUCCCACUUAACCUUCUUUCUCGACUAACAUACUUAAUUUUUUUUACUUCUUUUACUUUUGUGCCUAACUUCCUCCUUUACUUAUUUUUUUUACUUACACUUUUCUCUUUGCACCUAAUACAUCUGCAACAACCUGUUGAGACUGUCCGAACAUCCCUGCAAACAGUACACAUGCAAUUUUACGCUAAUAAGUUAUUACAUUCUUGUUUUUAAGUCCACUGAUCCACAGGUGCCCCCAUGAUCUCCUUACUUCGCAUAGGCAGAAGCUGUCUGGCUGGUUGAGCUUGGACUGACGUCAUGAUCUUUCUUGUCACCAAAACACAUAUUAAAUCUGUUGAUAAAAUAUUGAAGAUCCCUCAGGUGGGUACAGUCCACAGCAGGACAGAUUCCUGUGUGGAUUUGAGGCAAAGUCAGGGUUAUGGAAAGUUCAGUUGUGCAAGUGUUUGUUAAGUUAUCUCUCACUGUUCCACCUUUGCUAUGGCAAUCAGGUACAGGGUGCUAAAAGAGGAGCACCACUAGCCUAAGGUCUAAGCCUGCUCUGUCCAGGCAGCCUGAGUUCAAUUCCGGCCUGUAUCUCCUUCCCCAUUUAAUACUAAUUUAUUAAAAAGACAAAGACCAUGAUUUAAGAAAAGCACUUUGAGGUUUAUUUUGAAUUUAUAAAUUGACCAAGUGGCAAGAUCUGGUCCUGAGAAAUGAAGCUGAUGCAAAAGUGUGAAAAACUGCAGUUCCCCAAGUGUCCACUAGAAGCUCGCAGCAGAAGCACUGGAGACCACAUGCACAAGAAAAAAAAAUCAAUUUUAGAACAAACCCACUGGAGGGGAAGUGUUACUUUUUGUAACGCAUUUGUGUCAAUGCUAUUGAGGUUCAGGAUAGACAAAUCAGAGGAACUGCUUACAUGACCAACUGGCAGUCAAACUGAUAGAGGCUAAAGGCGGCUGCCUCUGGUAGGUUGAACAAAAGUAAGUUUGAGUCAAUAUUACCAAUAUGGUGACCACCAAUAAAGGUUUGGUGGCAAACAAAUGGGUAGCACUACAUUCAUUUAUCAUACAGUCAUAUAUCAUAUCGUUUCGUAUCGUAUCAUAUCAUAUUAUGAGUUUAAGCCAUACCCCAUCUGUUAUGAUAGAGGAGGCAGGGUUUAUGACCUAUACUGCAGCCAGUCAGUAGGGGGAGCUUCAGAUUUUUUUACUUCACUUUUUCUGAGUCAUUGUGCAAUCCCUCCUUCUAAAGAGUCGUCAGUUUUAGCAAAGACCUGUUGUUUCUGUUUCUUUUAGCUUCAGCAUGAUUGCCACUGAAAGAUAGAAAAUUGUCUCAAAUAUACUCCGCUGGAGUUUGUGUUUGUAACACAUAAAAAAAAAAAAAAACAGAGAAGCUUAACUUGGUAGGCCUCUUUGGGUGGUCUGUACAAGUAAACACAAGUCUUUCAUUGAAAGUCACAGUGAGUCUCAGUGAGACAGCAAUGAAAAGAUGGCAGAGUUAGUGUUUAUACUUGUCAGGGGGUUUUUAUUCUUCAGAUCGAAAGUGAACAUGCAGAAAAGUCGAUGAGUUCUCUGGAAAGUGAUACAGGACAGCUCAGCACCACGGGGAAGUUCGAUGUCUGCAGCGUAGAUAAACACAUGAGGCUGAAGAAAAAGCAAUGAAGUCUCUGCUACACAGCUCUGCAUGUAAACUCGCAGGCUGACUGACACUUGUAAUACUGAAAAUAGGCAUGUAUAUUGCACACAUGAGGCUGUAAUUCAGAUAGAUUAUGUAACUCCCCCUCAGGGUUUGGAUUCCACUGCGUUCAUGUGUUCAGAAUAUCAAUAUUGCUGUGUGCUUUGGUGUGAUCCUCGUCAUCAGAGAUCCCCUGCUGGAUCAAACCUUCCUCCCAGGACUCCGAGCAAGUGUUUGUGUUUGAGCUCCGCCAGAAGCUACACACCAGAUUUCAGUAGAACAAGAAGAGAUCAUUUUAUUUUUGUAAAGCACUCCUUCAUUCCUAAAGACAACCCCAAUCUCAGAGUAAUAAAAGUGUGCUCAAAAGGAGAGGGGUAAAUAACACAAGUACAGUGUUUUGACUUUUCUGUCUUCAUCAGCUUCUCAGUCCAAUAGACAAUGAUAUGAGGGACUAGUGUGAUUUUCUGUAUUUAUAUUAUUUUUGUCUGAAAAUUAUUCCUAUAAAAAUACCAACUAAACUUUGAUAUAGUGGCUAUGAGCUCCAAAAGUCAGGUGCAUUAUUUCACGACACCCAUUUUUGUUUUUCUCCAUCAUUGGGUCUUUUAGGAUGAAACAGUUCGAGGGACUUUUUCAAGAGUGACUUCACACCAUGUGGGCUUUCUCUUUCUGUCUGGCAUCACACUGUCAUGGUGAUGGCCAAUAUAAACCUUGAAACGACAUGAACUGGCUGACAGUUGUCAGAGUAACAUCACUUAUGCAACUCAACUGAGAAUAAACAGAACAUUUAUAACACUCUUAGAGCUUUUAGCAACUACUCAUCACUGUUAUUUUAUUAACAUUCACCGUGGGAUUUAAAAGUGGCAGUUGUUGGCCAAUUGGCAUACCUUCAUUCAUAGACCAAGAACAAGUACCUACUCUAAAGCAGGGCCUAAAGAGCUCUUCUGAGCUCUUACAGUUCCUGCAGUGUGGAUUCCUAAAGCUUUGGAAAUAAAAAGUUCCUGCCCCUUCAAGCAUACAUAGUCCUAGACAGGAACUAAAAACAUUAAUCUUGAUGGAGUUUAACAAAUUACUUUCUGUGGUGCAAAAUCUAUAAAAAGGGGGAGGGUUCCUACAGUUCCUAGAGCUAUAAAAAGUUCCUUUGGUCUGAAAAGGCUAGUUUUUAACUGAGAGAUAUACGUAUCUUUAUGCAAACACGGAUAAUUCUGCAAUUUUGUAGCCUCCCAAUUUUUUAGCCUCAUUAACCAUGCAGUGAUAGAAGCCCUUUUUCAGAUACUCGAUCUAGAAUUGUGGGUCAGUAUUCUGCUGACACCCAACAGAAUCAGAUCAGUGCAUCCUUGUGAAAAACCUCACUGAAAAUCUCGUAUUGAUGAAAGCUGUCAAAGCUCUGUCUUUACAGAUUUUGCUCCUUUUAUUUCAGAAUCACAGAGUCUUGUUCAACAUCCGAGUGGUGGGAGGAUCAGCGUUUUACAGCUACUUGUCCCCUCAGGAUGGAAGACCCCUCUACCACCCUGCUGUGGACAGGUGAGUCUCUGAGUUUAUUCUGUUCUGUUUUUCAGUCAAUCAUUUCAGUUCGAGACGAAUCCUGUAACUUCAAAUCCAAGUAAACAGCCAAUCCAUGCAAAAAAGCUCUUUUUUUCUUAAAGGAACAGUACGGUCACAUGUUCAUUAACAAAGCACAGGCAUGAGGCGCCGGUUUGGCUCCGUGGCAAAGUUGUUCGCCUCAUGUACAAAGGCUAGAGUCAUCAAGCAGGCGGCCCAAUCCAAACUAUAGCCCCUUCAUCUCGUGUCCCUCCUCACUCUCCCUCCCAGUUUCCCGCUCUUUCCAGGAAACAUCCUAUCCACUCUGAAUAAAGACAAAAAUAGCUUCAAAAUACUGUAUAACAAAAAAUCUCAGUCUGUGAAUUUCAGCCUCUUGGCAAUGUCUACGUUUUGUUCCCAUGAACAGAAAUGCAAAACUAAAUUGCAUAAUUGAUGCAUAAGCACAAAGAAAAAAAAAGGUUUUCUCAAGUUCAUUAAGGACUUGUAGCUGCUUGUUUUGGAACAUCUGUUUAGUCAUUUUGGACAUUACCUAGAUUACAGUGUAGAAGACAAAGGCAGAAAGCGCAGCAUACAACAACAGCAACAAAAGAAACAAAUCAAAGACACUAUACUGAUUCAGAUCCAUAAAAUCUGACUAACAAUACAGGUAAUUACAGAUUAUUGAAGUUCAUUCUACCCAGUAAACACUUUAAAACAUUCACUAAAUCGCACAAACUUGUUUCCAUGAUUCAUGAGGUUUAAAAUUGAGGUCUUCUCAGAUUUCCAGGGCUGUCGGAACAGUUUGUGGGCUCGUGGUGAGGCGAGAAUGACAGUGAAAUAAGUAACUCACUGUGAAUAUUUGCUUUCAGAAAGUAACAUCAGACUCUUUCUUCAGACUGCUGUGAAUCCUCAGGUUUAACACCGACCCACCUGACAGCAGCUACAAUGUUAGAAGGGAUUUCAUCAUAAUUGUCACUCAUUUCAUCGACGUUCUUGUUUGCCUCUGUGGGUCACAAAGAGUCAUAACUGCUCAUUGAAGCCCUAAUGCUGUAGUAAAAAGAGAGAGGAUUCAGAGGGAAAGUGAAUAAAUAAUAUUUCAAUUUGAUUAAAAAAGAAGAAACACAGUAAAGACGAAUGAGAGGAUUAAAAUAAUUAUGAAUGGGUCUGAAUCACAACUGAAAAAAAGAAAUAUCUGGCAUUUUUCUGUUGUAUUCAGAUAAAGAUUCUUGUUUAAUUUAAUAGUUUCUAUUUUUUUAAAUCUAUUUCUCAGUAGUAUGACCAUUUUAUACCAGUGAAGGGGGCCUGCUCUUGAUUUUCAAGCAAAUACGAUAAAUACACCCUUCACUCUCUAUAAAGCAUGUUUCUGUAAAUAAUGUGAGCACCAGAGUGACUGUCUGACUUUCUUGGUGUUUCAUUUUUCUAUUGUUAGACCUUUGGAUUAUUAGAUUAUUUUAAUGUGUUAUUUUGUCACAGGAUUAAAAAGGUUAUAGUCCAAACUUUCAGCACUGAAGUAACCCCAUGUUCCUGCAGAAUCCGUCAGAUUUGAUGUAAUGUGAUUGUUUGUAAUAUAAUUUAACUCUGCUCUCCUCUAAUGAAGACUCUCCAGAGAGGCAGACAGCCAGGCAGCGAGGACAUUAUGACAUAAAAAAAACACCUUACACAGGAGUAUGACUGUUAAAGGUGUCCAUUUUACUGUUUCAAAUAAAUAGCUAUGUCUAUAUACAGAUGCUCUUAAGCCAAACUUCAUUUCUUAUCUUGUUUCAGCCAUUACAUCCAGAUUGUAAAGGUUAGACAGUUUUGAUUUCCCAGCAUCUCUUGAAACAUGCAGACCUUUUUUCCCCCCCUUUUUCAUAACGGCUCAUCUGGCUUUCAUUUGAAGAGGUGAUUGGCUUUUUCAAAAGGGCCUUUUGGUGACAUUUUGAAAGGACUUCGAUUUGUGCAGCUGCUGAGAACAGAUCAUUCAGAGGCUGAAUGAUGCUGAUGGGACAAGUGCUUUUAAAAAUCUUUUGAAACAUAAAUGUGCGGCACGCUCAGUCUCAGAAACUAAUGUGAUGAUGGUGCUGGACUUGAAUGAUUCAGACAUGUGUGCUGUUCUGAAGUCAGCCCACAUCAGACUGAAAAAGACUGCAAAUUGUCUGUAUGGAGCACCAGCAAUGUUAAAUAGGUGGGUUGGUUACUCUGAGCCUGUGGAAAUGCAAAUAACAAGUACUGCACUGAGUCUAAUGAACCAUAUUGCAUGGUGGUAAUGCGGCUUUGCCAUGUUUUUUUUACUGAUAACAUACUACAACUUUUGUACCAGCCAUUCUGAGAAUUUUACUCCAACCCUGUAUUCAAUUACAUCUGGUGCAAAGGCAGGCCAGCACUUGCUAAAUAGCGAAAAAUGGUGCAAAGCUGAGGGUCAUGGGAAAGUCAGAAGUCAUGCAAGGAUUUGGUUCAGUAAAGAGCUCGGUAUCCAUCCAGAGCACGUCCAACAUUUUGGGUUCUUUCUCUUUAACAUGUGGAUGUUUAUAACAAGAAGAAGACGAGCAUCUACUUCCACGUACCAUGAAACUCAGAAAUGAGAAAAUCACAAGCUCCAACACAAAACUUUGCUUGAAUGCUUUUAACAAAUGUUCAAUCAAAACUGGAACUUUCAACACCAUAUAGAGGAUUUAAUUGUUUACACUUUGAGCAGAGCUACAUCACACCAUCAUGUGACUUUGGGUCAGUCAGACAGUGUUGUAGCUGAGACAUCAGGUAAGACAGAGUGAUGCAAGAAAGCAGACAUGAAGGGGAAGCAAAAGCAGCAGUGGAGCCAAAGAAGAAUUGGCUUAUUUUAACUGCCAUCUGUACGAUUAAAGGCAAAUACAGGUAAUCAGCCGAUGACAAACAUCAGCCUCAAUAAUCAGCCAUGAUCAAUCUUAAAACAUGUCAUUCUUGCGCAGGAGAGGUUUAAUAUAGCAUUGCUGACACCCUGUGUUCAAACAGCAUCAUUGCAGGCACACAGAACCACUUAUCUUAAAACUGUAUGUACUGCAAACUCUAUUAAACUAUGAGAAUGUGAAGGUCAUCUGAGACCAAUAUGAUUUUCCUUUUUGGUGACCUUUGACCUCUGUGUUCCCCAGAGCUCUGAAGCUGUGCGGCUCUGGAGGGCCUCCACACGUGAAGCUCAUCAUCGAGUGGGAGCACAGAAUCAAAGACUGGUCAGUUUGAUUUCUGUUUCAGAUCAGCGCUUCUCUAAUCUCUGCUUCAGUCUCUCUUAAUCUGACAUCAAGUUUUCACUAUAAUCUCCUCGGCUGCAGCCUGUUUGGAAACAUCCGCGAGGAGGUGGUGAAGGAUGCGGACAGCGUGAGGAAUCAGCAGCAGCAGCACGUCCAGCAGUACAGCUGCACGCUCGAUGAGUGCUUCCAGCUGUACACCAAAGAGGAGCAGGUCAGCCUGAUACUAUUAACAACCUUAUUAAGGCCACCCUAAAUGUUGUUUUUAACGCUGUUUCCAUAGCAACAACAGUGAGCGAUAACUGUCCCCCCUUGAGAUGUGCUGUUUCUUUUUUUUAACUUGAGCAUUUCAGUUCUUUGAUGAGAACACUUUUGCCACUUAGCAGCAGUUAUAACCAUUUAUUUAAUACUUAUUUUGAGUCUGGCUGAGCAGAGUUUGAUGAAAUAGUUGCAUGUUAGAGUGUUUCAUAAUUGCUAAGACACAUUUUUGAGACUCUCCACCCUUCUCUUUAAACUUUGAACACAUAGCUAUGUUUUCAAACGUUCAAAUUUUACUGCCAAAAUCUUCACAGACUCUCCUAGACCUAAAAGUUACACUCAGUUGUUACCCCGGUGGUUCUCAAGUCCAGUCCAGUCAGGUGUGCUCCAACACACCUGAUUUAAAUGAUCAGCUCGUUAUCAAGCUCUGGAAUGGCUUAAUAACGAGCUAAUCAUUUGAAUCAGGUGUGUUGGAGCAGGGAAACAUCCAAAACAUGCAGGACUGGAUUGAGAACCACUGCGUUACCCAAACAGGGCUUUAAGUCUGACCACUGUGAAUGGCUGAACUUUAAAUCAGUCAAAACUUUCAGCUCUAAGCCAGACGAACAAUUACGUACGCCCAGCUGAUGCGCCAAGCCGCCCUGGCUCACAGCUCAGAAAGUUUGGGUCAUAAAGAUCUUUCUUCAGUACAUAACAAUGGAAUAGUUUUUUUUUUUUCUUUCAAAAUAAUGAUUGUUUGUGACGUACAGUAACUAACUCAAAUUUGUAUGAUUUUAUAUGACUUCAUGGAUGCUCAGACUCCUCCUGAUAGGAGAUGGGCUCCCAUUGAACUUGAAACAAACAUACAUUUGUGGACACCCUUCCCCUGUGAACCCUGCUGUUUUCAUUUUGCAGCAAGUAAAUAUGAUUUUUUACAGCAAAAUUCACAGAAUGAUCUUCGAGUAAAUAGUUCCCAACAUAUCACUCAAGUCAUCCUUAGAUGUUUCCAGGCCUGGUUCCUGCUACAGUUUCUGUUUAACUUUGACAGUCGAGUGAUUUGGGGUUUCUCUCCCAUCAUAAGUUAACAAUAGUUCAUAUGAACAUUGACAGUAACAGUGCAGAGACAUGAUGGUAUUUGCAUUUUAAAGCAAGAAAAAAAACAGCAUUUGUCAGAUGUGUCAAUCAGUGUCAUUUUAAAUAAAGUUGGCUGCUUCUCCAAGCGGCCUUCUUUGCCCUUUUACACCACUAGGUGGGGCUGGAGGAGUAAGAAUUGAGACUUCAUUCUCAACCAUGAAGUGUUGCUUUUUUUUUAGAAAAUCAUACUCAGCAAAUUAUUGAUAACAUAUUCAUAAAUACUGCAUACGCAGUGUAAAGAUUUCUUUCGCAGCAUCUAAAAAUAAGAAAAUGUUUCUUUUUCGGAUCAUUAAUGAUUCAUUGAUGAUGGUCUCGGAAAAGGAGAUAUUUUUUCUGUCUUUUUUCUUGGUGUUGCUCUAAAAGCGCUUCAUUCAGCCACAUUUAAAUGUUUCCUCUCACUGUUUCUCCUUUUCUCUAAUAACCACAACAUAUGAGACUCGUUUGGUAAGAUGCCUGUCAAUCACUUCUAAGCAUAAAUUACAACAAACUUCUCAGAAAAAUGAACGUGUACAUAAAUCAACAUGAUAAAAGCUGAGCUACCAUCCUUACUAUGGGAUGCGUGUUUUCGCUCAUGCUGUCUUCAACUUGAGUGUUGAUAAUUUAUAAACUAAAAAUUUGUUUUGCAAAAGUUGCAACCACAUACAGUUUUGCACAGACACAAAUAUAACCCCAAAACACUGUCUGUAUGCAAAUGUUCAGUUUUUGUGGUGCAGUUGUUUACUUCAAAAAAUUUGCCUCAGUGUUUGGGUGAAGUUCAGCCUUCUUCUUUAGAUCCUGCUGGCGGCAGACUCUGUCCUGCUGCUUCUGUGCCAGGAGAAAUUCUUUGAACUAAAUUUAUUCAUCUGUUUUGUCUCUAUCGUCCAGCUGGCCCCGGACGAUGCCUGGAAGUGCCCUCACUGUAAGCAGCUGCAACAGGGCAUGGUGAAGAUGAGCCUGUGGACACUCCCAGACAUCCUCAUCCUCCACCUGAAGCGCUUCAGGCAGGUGGGCGAGCGGAGGAACAAACUCACCACGUUCGUACACUUUCCUCUGACCGGCCUGGACAUGACACCGCACAUGGUGAACCGUGGCCAUAUUACCCAUCAGCCCUCAUUGCAGCCGGGCUGGAAACAGUCGAGAAGACCUGACCUGGCUCCCCCUGACUUCCUUUACGAUCUGUAUGCUGUUUGCAACCACCAUGGAGGGAUGCACGGAGGACAUUACACAGGUCUGGAAAGUAACACAUUUUCAUGAGAGGGCUAGAGGUCUGUGAUAAGCUGCAGAGUGUAGGUAAAGAAGAGUCGACUUUAGAUUGAGUAUAGUUUUGAAAAAUACUGGUAUGAUACUUGAAACUCAAAAAACAAUGCAAGUCCGAUACUACAACUAGAGGCAGGAUUCCGACAGGGAUUAGUUACAUUUAGAUUUCUUUUUUUUUUAAAUAGUUACAACUGUACUACAAUAGGAAACUUCCAUGUUUUACUAAGGUUAGCAUGUUAUUUAAAGGGAUAUUCCAGCGUAAAAUUAAUUUAGGUCAAACACAUCGUAACACAGAGAUGAAUGUUGCCGUUUGCUUCUCUAGUUUCUCCAACUCGAGUAACGACUGCAGGAUAGCAAUACACAGCGGUCUGAGGAGCCAUAAACAAACCUCAACCAAAACGCCACUCUAUAGCCACAAAUAAUGCUCAGAACAGCACCUAACUUCAUCAACAGUACAUAUAGGGUCCCAACCACAGCACUAGCCACCAAACAUCUUUUUAGCUUUGCCUAAUUUCUUUAGCAAAGAGACUAAACACAACUCACCCACUCUCUUCCAGCAGCCACUUGUUUCAGUGAGACCUCGGCCAGUCUGUUACGGACUGCUGCAGGGUGACGCAGCUCAAGGAAGAACAUUUAUGAUCAAUAUUUUAUCAUUGUCUUGAAGUAAUAUUACCAUAAUUAUCAUUUUGCACUUCAGACGCGGUAGUUCUUCUGCCUAAGCGUCUCGGUCUGAUUGCAAAUUAUCAUAAAUGUUCUUCCUUGAGCUGAGUCACCCCUCGGUGUUACGCCGGAAUAUCCCUUUAAGAAGCAUGGUGGGUCUGGUAUUGACAUGCUAAACAAAAAAUGCAAUGAAACAGCUCAUAUAAUCAUGCUAGCAGAUCAGCCAGCAAGCUCAAAUGCUAACUUUACUCCUUGAAGAGGUCUGAGUGUCCAUCAUCCAGGGUUUUCAUAACAUUGUUUUGAUGUAUCUUUACAGCGUGGCUUUGGGUUGUGAGUGAAAUCGCUGUAAGAGGUGGCUGUGUAGGCUAAGUACUUACAGGAGACUCUGCAAGUGAAGGAGGUAUCCUAUCAGGAGAUGACUCAUUAUUUUUAUCGGUGGUGGACAUGUUAAGACAGAGGCAUUGCUUUUCUUUAUUGUGAAUGAGUGGCAGGUCAAUCGUGUACACCUCCAUUCCCACCAGUCUGAUACUGCCACCUUGUGGAGAUGCAGCUAUUAAUGUUUCGUCCUCUCAGUCUUGAAAUUGCUAACAGUCACAAGUAUUAAACAUCAGAGGGCCUAACAUCAUACUCAUUAGAAAUUGUGAAGUUACAAUAAAGCACCAAAAAUCCUCUACACCGUGUGCUGCAGUAGUAUUCUUGGCAGGGGAAAUAAUCAGCCGAAAGGAGAGGUUUUGAAUUGUUUUUGUUCUGCAGUCUUACAGCUUUGGGGAAUAAACUGGGGGAUUUUUGUAUCUGUUUUUCUUUUUGUUUUUGUUUUUUUCGUCUUUUUGGAUUUUCUUAUUUUUGUUAAUGUACAGCAGCUUCCAAUGCAGGGCAUGGAGAUAAAAGAAAACAAAGGGCUUUAUAAUCCUCUGCAGUUCUACCUCUUUUAGGAUUAGAAAACCUCUAUACAGUCUGAGACAGAUAAAAUGUUUAUUUCAGAAUAUCCAGAAGCAUAUCAGGGAGAAAUCAAAGACAGAGAAUGAAACACAGAACUAAAGUUUACACAGUGAUACUGGGUCUUUGACUGGUGAGUUCCAAAAAUCUGUCCACAGGGGUUUUACGUAACAUAAAUAUCAUCUACUAUAUUAAUCCACUCCUGUAUUGUAGGGGAUUUUAAAGGCAACCGACAUCAAAUCAAAAUGACAACUAGACAGUCAGUGGGCGCAAAUGUCUGACAGGAAUGGCUAUCACUGCACUCAAUAAGACAAGUUCUUUAACAUAAAGAAGUAGUAUAACAAAAAUAGGUGCCGAUGUUUAUCUGCUGUAAUAGAUUAAAAUGUAAGAACUUAAACUUUGUUGAAAAUAUCAGAUCAGAAGUCUUCCAGUAGCUUCCACAGAAAACAGACAAACAAAAUCAAAUAACUUCAAGAUAAGACUUCAUACAUCCCAGACAUUUUCAUCUUCUUCUGUUUUCGUGGUGUCUACAGCUUUCUGCAGGAACUCUGUGGACGGUCAAUGGUACAGUUAUGAUGACAGCAGCGCUGAGCCGGUUCCAGAGGCGGAGGUGUGCACACGGGGAGCCUACAUCCUCUUUUAUCAGAGAAGAAACACCAUCCCUCUAUGGUCUGCCAGCUCCUCACUCACUGGUUUGUGCUUUUCAAAUCUUCUGAAGCUGCUUCCCAUGAAGAUAACAGUCAGCUGAAACCUGCUUUAGAGAGAAUGGUGAAAUAAUAGAGGUGUUAUGGGAGGAUCAUCACAGCUCAACAAACACAAUUUCAGAAUUUCCUGCAAAAAGUUGUUUUUGUUUUUUUGUCUCUCUUUUAAAGAUGUUUGAAGUACUUUUUUCUCUGAAAUGUACUUUUUCUAAAUGUACUUUUAGAGUUCUCUCUGUCUACUUUCAGACAGUAAAUCAAGAGAAAAACUAACCUGUUAUCCAAGUUUUAUCAGCGCUGUGAAUAUAGUAACAGAGAGAUAAAAAGAUGUUUGGUGGCUAGUGCUGUGGCUAGGAAUCUAUAUGUACUGUUGAUGUAGUUAGGUGCUGUUCUGAGCAUUAUUUGUGGCUAUAGAGUGGUGUUUUGGUUGAGGUUUGUUUAUGGCUCCUCAGACCGCUGUGUAUUGCUAUCAUGCGGUCGUUACUAAAGUUGGUGUAACCAGAGAAGCAAGCGGCCGGUGACAUUUAUCUUUUAAGGGGGUGUCUAACUCAGUGUGUUUGACCCUAACUUAAUUUUAUGCCGGAAUAUCCCUUUAAGUGAGAGAAUGGAUGGAGGUACAGAACCAGUAAGGAGAGCUUUAUGUACGAAUUUUAGUCACAGAUGUUUCUGUAGGGUCAUUUGUCUGAGAUUUGAACAAUUUACAUCUAUUUUCAAGGGUUAUGACAAAAAAACUUUUACCUUGUGAUUUGAAACUUAGCAUGCAUCUAGUAUGGACACCAAACUUUGUAACUUCUAGGCAGCUCACACCCAAGUUUUCAAAUACUGCUUGUUUUGAGCCACUAAUCCUUUGGUCAAGGUUCAUGUGCGCCGCAGUGCUCUGUGAUGGUUUACCAGUAGCUUUUGCCAGCAGAGCCGCAGGCAGAUCGCCUUAAGAGCCUGAUCCUGACUUAAGGUGGAAGACUCAAAAGUCAUAUAUCACCCUUUUUUAACUGCAAAUUCAAAGAUGAACUUUUUACUAUCUGUUCUAAUUGUGAAUUUCAGUUCACUUAAUAUAAUACUUAAUACUUAAUACUUAAUAUAAUGCUUCAAAAUUUGUUUGUCAAGCAGAGCAACUGACCGUUAAAACCUGCCAGAAGAGUUUCAGUCAGAGAAUAAUUGUCAGGUUAUGUAUUACAUCAAAUAUCAAAGUAAGUCUUUGUUGCUCUGACUCGAUGGGGAGGAAGUUUUGAGUGCAGAGAAUUUCUGAUCUGAGUAGCAGCAGGAAAAUCCCUCCAUGGAGUCCAGAUACCGUCUGUGGUGGUGGUGGACUGGCUGGAUAAUGAAUGAGGACUGAUUAUCCUACAGAGACCAGGCGUGGAGAUGGAGAAGCUUGCAUGUUUCUUCAGCGUAAAAGAACAGCCGCGGAGCAAGAAUCAUAGUUAAAAAGAGAAAAGUGAUGAGCUAACAAUGAAGGAGUGCUGCUGGGCUAUUUGCUGAGGAGGCUACAGAUGAAAAGGCUGAUAAACCAAUCACAGCAGCGACAAAAUGAAAGAGUAUGCAUGAGUGGGGAAAAAAGAGCACCAGGAAGCUACUGAAAUGCAAAACAGUCUUCCUGCCUGAAUCCAAGCUGGAGCUACAUUUUAUGCAUCUGAUGAACUGACCUUGUGUUAUGGUCUGCUCAACUGAAUGUAAAUAUUUCUGGACCCUCACAUGUUUCAAAAAAUCUAUCUUUUUAGAGUUAAAUAUGCAGCCUUGUGGGUCACUUUGGUCCUUUAGAUAAAUGAUUUAUAAAUUGAAAAAAAGCAGCAUGUCAAGGUUGGGCAAAUGCAGAGUUCGUUUCUGUCCAAAUAAAAAGGAGUUUUUCAACUUUUUGUCUGUUGGGGAAAUAAAUCAGUUCACUUCAAUGCAGCAUAAGUAACCAUUACAGUAAUCCAACAGCUCAUCCAGGAGUGAUCAGCUGACAAGGUCAUCUUAAGUGGAUGCAUUUUUUUUCUUCCUCUCUUCAUUUUCUUACAUCAGGAGUUUAAUCUUAGGGGUAAAGUCGGAGGCAGUUUUGAUCCCAUAUGUUUGGGUUAGAGUGGCAGUUAUGAGCCGUGACACCAAGCUGUCACAGCCAGACCCACUGAAUAUUUUUCACAAGCUUCAAACAUAUCUUUGUUUAAAAAAAAAACUUUCUGGCUGUACAAAAAGGAAAUAAGCAUGUGGGAGAAAUUCACCCAAGUGAUACCCAUAGACUGUAUAUACUAUGGACAACUUGGUUCCGCUUUCUGCCAGUAUACAGAUUUGAAGUAGAAAAUAUCUCAGUAUUUCCGUGAUUUUUCUCCAUUUCCUUAAAACAACAUUGUGCAGUAGCCUUGUACGUAUUCGGCGGGAGAGUCGCCAAGAGUCGCUGUGAUGACACUCGACUCAAACAGCGUAUCCCGCAAUCUUCGUACGCCCAUAGGCUGUAUCAAGUGUCAAUCAUAGAAAACAUGAACCCCCUAAUGAAUUUUAAAAAUGGACCUUCACAGAAAAAAGAGGACUUGAGCACAAACCAGUCUUACGGUAACUACUUUGUCAACAUCGCAAGCAGGGGGAGAAAAAUUUAGAUUCUGUGUAAUUGGUUUAUAAAGUUUGUCCACAGCGCCAUAAGGAUUGCUGGCGGAGGCGGGAUUUAUGACCUAUACUGCAGCCCGUCACCAGAGGGUGCUGUUCUCGGAGUGGCUUCACCCAGCGUGGAGGCAGAUGGCGUCCAUUCUUUAUACAGUCUAUGGUGAUACCCAAAGAAAUGACAGGAAGAGGAAAAAGUUUUUCAGAUGUCAAACUUGAGUGAGCCACUCCAGCCCUGGCCUUUAAUUUUUACCAAAAACAAAUUGAUUAAUCAUCACUGAGGCGUCUUCUUAGUGUCAAAAAAAUACAGUGUGGAGCUGUAGAGCCAAUUUAACCUGUAGAUGUUCAAAGCUACAAAUAAUAUCGUAUUCUCAGAGCCCAAUAGACCUGCAAUAAAUCAAAAGUUUUGAAGAGUUAUUUUUCAAACAGAAAAAUAAUCCUGGGUCUGUUGUCCCAGUUGGUGCUCGAGCCCUAAUUAGGCCUUCAUGUUUGUUACUCUCUACAAGUCUGGCUUACUUUAGUAGGAGAAAAUCUAGUGGGAAGGAUUUUAGGUACAUCAAUCAUUUUUUUAUCGUCUUAUUUGUUUCUCAGAUUCUCGUACAGAUACAGUUUGUAGCAUAAAGUCUCUGUGUUUGACCCCAGUGUGUGAGUGACAGAUCUAAUGAGCCCUGAGUUAUUCUUAGUUUCCAAAGCAUGUUGUAAAACUGUCGCAAUAUCACUGUGAUGAUUUCAGAGAUGGAAAGUCAUCCCAAUCUAAUUACUGCAAUACUGCAAAGACUGAUUUGCAUACUUUCAUUUCCUUCAGGUUCCACCAGCUCCUCCACCUCUGACCACUGGCUGGUCCGGCUGGCGGGAGGCAGUAAAAGAGGAAGCAUAGGGUCAGGAGGGCCUGUUCUCGGACCAUCAGUGCCAACACCGGCCCCCGAGUCUCCUGAGCUGCCUGUGUUUGGAGAUGAACCUGUUAGAUCACAAGAAACAAGUCAGUGUCUGGAGCCUGUGCAGCAUAUUUUACCGUGCUUGUAACAUGUUCUAUAUCCGUCUCACAUAAAGUGAAAAGUCGGGAUGUUGUGUGAACUUAAGAUUAAAACAGAAUUCGAUGGUUUGCAAUCAUUCAAACCCGACAUCUAACUGAAUGUGGUAAAAAGAGAACUUAUCAAAUGUUGAAACUGAAAAGUUUUAUGGUUUUGUGAAAUAGUUAUGAGCAUUUAAAAUUUGAUGUGUUACAAAACAGAAAACUGAAAAAGAUCGUGUUAAUCAUUGUGUUGUGUCACCCCUCUUUUGAUAACACUGUAAAUGAUUUGGGGACCAAGAAAUGGAGUCCCAUCUUUCCCUGAUAUGAGAUUACAGUAGUUUGGGGUCUCCAUCAUUGUGUUUGUCAUUUCAAGAUGAGCUAAAUGUCUUCAAUGGGUGAUAUGUCAGGACUGCAAUUCAGCACCCAGACUCUGCUACUACUAUUGAUAAAGUAUCCACUCACACAGUCUCUUUGAAAUGCCUUUUUUACACCCUAUCAUGCCACAAACCAGUUGAAAAAUACCUAUUUUGUGUGGGGGGUGCUCCUUGAGAUGUUUUUUCAACAUUAAGCAACUUUUUUCAGCAUUUUGUUGUCAUGAUCUCAAGUUUUCUGAAAUCCCAACUUCACAAAACAAAGACAAUUUAAAUUUUUAAUAUUUGGUAUUUUGCCUCUGUUUUUGUGUAAAUACAGAUGGUCAGAUGAAUUUUAAACCACCAAUUCCGUCUUUAUCAACAUUUUACUCAGCGUCUGAGUUUUUAGAAUCGAGGUUUUAGUUACUGGAGGAAACAGCAGGUCUACUUUGGCAGCAUAACAAACACGUGAAAAGAACAGGUGUGUCUCACUUAACUAAAUUUAAUUUGAUGUUUUUUUCAAAAAUAAAUGCAGCCACAUUCCGACUUAAUUAUUCACACAUCUGUUUUCACAGACAGAACAGUGUGUCCAAAUUUGGUGCAUGAAAAAUUAAAAUAGAACCAGAAAUGAAGACAAACCAGAUGAAGAAAGGGAAUCUCAGGAGUUUUAACUUUAAAGCUCCUAUAAGGAACUUUUGGUCUGUGAUGAUUUUGGCUCCCCCUGUGGACAUAAUUGUUUUUGCUUUUCAUGUUCUCAACAAAAUUUAACAGCUGACUCAGGCACUCAAGUUUAUCAUUUAGUGUGAAUAUUUUAUGUGGAAGUUAUAAAAGCAGGGCUGUUUCUACCCUCUCACCGCCAGUUUCAAGCAUUAAAAAUUGAAGUUUAGAAACUGUCAGUCUUGACAGCGAUGGUCUUGUUUGCUUUUGUGUGUCAGAAAACAGCAUCAGUAUGAAUUUCAGUCGAUUACAUAAACAUCCAAAAAGCUGUCAAAGGAGCUUUACUUUAUUAUUUUAAAAUAAAUAUUUUAUGACUUGUUUCAUCCAGUUUAAAGGGCAUGUUUUUUUGUAACAUUAUGUCCCAAGAGUUCCAAAAUGCAAAUGAGUUUAAGUUGAAUAAUUCAGUCUGUGAUUUAGCUUUAAAGUGAUUUAAAAUGCUCUUUAACUCUGAGCAUUUGCCUUAAUUUUAUGCUUAUGUAUAUAUCUGAUGAUGAUGGAAUAAUGUUCAAACAUUUAAUGAGGAUAUUUUAGCGCGUUGACUCUUUAAACAAACAUGUUUUUUGUCCGUAGAUGGGUUUGAAGCCAGGCAGUUCACCCGUGGGACUCAAGGACGCAGCGUGAGCAUGAGAUCGCCAAAUAAGCCCAAGGAGGCCCUGAGCAAAGUCCUGCCUCUGCGCUGGUCUUUUGGCUCCAAGGAUCGCAUCAAACCCCCCGUCCAGAGACAGCCUGGAGAGCUGGUGGAGUACCUGGAGUCUGGACGCCGGCCACGGUGCACCAAAGAGCCCAUCAUUACACUGGUGGCCACCCCGCCUCAGAGGAGCACCCAGGUACGAAGCUUUGAGGCGGGACAGGACUGCAGCUCUCCCAGCAGCAGCAGUCUGAGCUGCACUGACAGACCCAGCUCUGACACCUGCUACUCCCCGAAAAUCCCAGAGGGACAGAGCAGGCCGUUCGUGGAGAGGGGCAUCAACAGCAGCAGUCUGAGAGGCAGGGACUACAGCUCUCUGAGGCACAGGUCCUCCAAGAGAGCCAGGCAGGACCAGGGCCGGACCCUAGACCUGCAGUUCCACAGAGGAGCCCUUUUAGCAGAUCACAUCAGCCACAGUGCCCCUCCAAGCAGAGACUCCACUCUGAGAAGGACCAAAGUCCACACAGGAGGGGCAUCCAGACCACACAAAGACCUGUUACAGAUGGUCCUUCAGCCUGAGGACAGGAGGGGGCAGCGGGGACAGGAAGGCCGCAGCCAUGAGAGCCUUUUAUCAUUUUUCAAACCUGGUUUCAUGAGAAAAGACGCCCCAGAGUCGCCGAUCAAGACACACGACACGAGAAGAAUGAACGGCCAUGGACACUUGGGACGGUUAGCGUGCAGCAACUUAGCCAAACUCUCUCUCUCCAACGGGACUCUGACCACAGGAGACGACAGGAAGGCCGCUGUCCUCCAGAACUGCGACGCUCACAACUGCAAAGUCCAGCUGGUGAAUGGGAAGGUGGGGAUUCACGACCCCGUGGACAUAAAACGAGCGCACAGCUCCAGUAACAUCCAGACCAAGAUGGAUCUGACGUUCCGCAGGUGCGCGUCUCUACAGAGGAACGGGGACGUCAUCGUUCCUCCUUCACACCGCGUCCUGCUGUCGGACAAGCCAAGCUACGCCACCCUGCAGCGGACACGAUACAGUACCACCUCUCUGGGCAAGUAUGGAUCAUCAUGGUCCUGAGAUCAGUUUUCACCAUUCUGACACCAUUUUUCCUUUUGAAUACCAAAUCCUAUUUCUUAGUGUGUUUGUUAUUAUCACAUGAAAAUUAACCUGGAACAUGUUAUGGUUUGGGAUCAAUAGUGUAUUUUUAUCCAUCCCUUAGCCUGCAAGUUUCGGCUAAACUAGUUUAUUUGUUUUGAUACAGAAUGCUUUAGUUUCUUUUCCCAAACAGAGCCCCCAUAAUCUUGUUUAACUGUGCAGCAGCUGUCAGUAACCUCAAAGGUCGCUUUUUUAUAUCUGAGCUUUGCAAACUGAACAAUAAAAUCCUGUAGAGACUUCAGUAAUGGUGGGUAUAACACAACACUACACGGUGGUAAAGUUGUAAACAUUCACAGAAAAAACAAUAGCAUUAGGCUGUUUAACCUCUAAAAGGGAGGAUCAGCGGAGCAGCCAGCUGAGACAAUGAAGGUGAAGGUGAGGUUCUACGAUUCUUCUUCUACAAUUUUUUGGAUGCCGAUUUAAUUUAAAUUGGGAUUCUAUGAUAUUGUCGAUUUUCUCAAUCUUGAGUCUGAAUUUUUUACACCAGUGAAACAGUUGAAUGAUUAUGAUUGUGUACUGACUAUUCCAGGAACCAUAUUGGUAACACUUCACAAUAGCCAUAACUUAUUAAUGGUAAACAACCAUUUAUAAAUGGUAAGCAGAUAGUGUAAUAAUGUCCUAUCAUCAUUUUCAAAUAGCAUAUAGACCAUUAAUGAAUUGUAAAUUUUACAAUUUUAAAAACCUAACCCUAACCUUAACCCUAACUUUACAACAGCCAUCUAAGUAAUGUUUAUAGGUGGUUUAAAAACCAAACAUUAACCUCCAACCCCUACUUAAUACGGGUUCUCAAUCAUGGUAAGAUGAUGGCCUCCCGGUCUAACCUCUCCAAGGAUAAAGGUUAUGUUAUCCAGCAGUCAUUGGUUCGAUUCCUGGUUUGCUGCGUGUCUACCCUCCACUCUCUGCUCCUCACAUUUCCCAUGGCUCAUCAGCUGUCCUAUCUAAUAAAGGCAAAAAAUAUUGCAAAAUGUCAUUUUAAAAAUAUAAAAAAAUACAGAAUUUCGUAGCUUAACAGCUCUGCAUUGUCAUUAAGCAUCAGAUGAUUGAAUGAACUCCAACAGACAGGCUGACAUGUUGCUCUGCUAAUGUCGUCUAAUACAGUAUAUGUUUUCUUAGCCCACAAACAGAUGAACCUUAGCCUGUAAUCAUGACUUAUUUCCCAUAAAAUUACAACUUUUAUCUUGUGAAUUUAGGACCUUAUUUUUGUAAAUGUACAAGUCCUUUAAAAACUUUAUUUUCAUAAAUUUAUUAGUUAUCAGUUGAGUUUGACAGGCAUUAUGAGGAGGCUGAACUCUCCGGUUCAGUCGUGUUUUUGUGCCUCAGAAGUUCAACACCUCCAGUUGGCUUUCUCUGGUUUCUGUUUAAAGGGAAUAUUUCAUUUGAACUGCAAGUUAUUUCUGUGCUUGAUUUUUCUUCCAUCCUGAUCUUUGGCUCUUGUCCUCUUAUUUGCUUUCUGCUUGAAUUUGUUGUACAUCUGUCAUUUGGAUAGACUUCGUGGGUGUCUGUGGAAAAGUUUUUCAGCUGACGUCUUUUAGAAAAUACAAGGACUCAAUUAGUUUUGGCUUUUUUUUGAAAGAUACAGUCUUGGAAGUUUUCCAACCUGCGAGUUCUGUCCUUCAGGUUUCAUUUUAGGGGGAAUGUAACACCUGACUUAUAUGAUCAGUUUUUGAGUAGGCAAAAAAAUAAUAAACUAAAACUCCAAAUUCUACUUGUACCACUAUGGCGUGAGCAGUAGAAACAAAUGGUAACACUUGGGGCUCUAUAUUCGUACACGCCGGCGGCGCGACGGACAGUGGCAGACCCGUGCAGUGGUAUUUUCGUCUGGCAGUGCCUGGAGUACAGCCAGUUUGGUAUUUUCGUAGACUGAGGUGCACCGAGGUCCGCCAAGCUGGGCGAGGUGGCGCGGCAGGGGGAGGUGUCGACAGAAUCAGCUGGCGCAGUGACAUUUACGUGCUCGCCGCCGGCAUGGAAAGUGCGCUGCAAGCUUGCCAAUUCAAACCUGGUCAGCUUUUAGCACAGGCGGAGCGCAGCUGGUCUAGUGGUAUUUGCCUCACUGGCAGGUUUCCACAGUGUCAGGAACAUUUCAGUGCAAUAAACAAUCAACAACAACUAAUAAUCUGAGUCAGCACAUACAUUUAGAUCUAUUUAGAUAUAUUCUGAUCUAUAUCUGAUCUGAUGAGCACAUUUGGCACGCGUUUAGACACACAAGCUGACCGAAUCGACACAGCUGAAACCGCAUCAAAUUAAAUUAAAUAUUUAGUCAACAGUCACACAUGAUGAAGUUAACAAGAUAUUUAAUUUGUCCCCCUUUCUCUCUUCCUCCUUUUCUCAACAUUUAUGCUGGGCUGUGCCACUCACUUAAAUACCAAAAUGUGCCGGCACGCCGCCGGCAAGGCACGACAGUGAGGCACAACUCACUGACAGUGCCCACAUAGAUAAUGCAAUGCAACUGUUGUUAACAGUUAACAGUUUACAGACUAUGGUGAACUGACAGAAUGGCAUCAAACCUGUUGAUAGGUUACAUCUGCAUAUCCUAUAAAAGGGAAAUACUCAUGUUCAAAUAUUAUUAUACGCUGAUGGUUUUCAUUGUGCGUGGUUUUCACCCCCCUUAGCGCCCUACUUCCCGUGACCAUGGCCUGUCAUUAAUGAGGUCCUUUUGGGGCUAAAAUUUACCAACAAAGUUACAAGAGGCUUUUCCUGUUUGCUAUUCACAUCCACAGAUUGGUAGUUGGUCUGCUGUUGUUGACAAAGGCGUGGUGUCAGGGCAGACAGGAUUUGACUGCCUGCUAUCAUCAGUAACCACACAGCGGCUCAAGCUAAGCCUCAGAACAGAGUCACAAGGCUUUAAAUUACUGACUUCUUAUUUUUGUGUUUCUUAUCAGUGCCUCUGUGAGAGCCCAAAGUGACUGCUGAAUGAAAGGACCUCGAGACUGAUUUUCCAUCCAGAGAAGCUGCCAAGCGGAUGCGACGCUGGACAUCGAGUUUACCUUCUAGCUCCCCUUCAUUGGACUGUAAUCAGUUCUUACCUGUGUGUGUCUUAAACUAAAUCUAUGCAGAGCUGAACAGACUGAGGAGAAACACUGCUGUAAAAUGAUUCCGUUUUCUUCUUUUACAAAGAAAAAAAGUCUAUGUUUGUGUACAAAUUGUUUUUUUUAUCUGAGUUUAUGAUUGAAAAAGGUGAAGAUAGGAGAGAUUUGAUAAACCGAUUGUGUUUUUAAGCCGUUAUAUUUUCAAAAAAAAUCCAACAGAUGGUAGAAAAUGCUCAAAAAACAUGGCUGGCCUCAAUCAUUUUUACAGAUAAUGGAAUAAGACGAUAAAAUUCCAGCAAAAAGCAGGAACACUGCGCUGUAAAUUGGCUGCUUUAUUUUCAUGCGUCAUUUGCUUCAUCUUAGACUGUGAGAUUGUUUUAAGCAGUGUGACAUUUAGUUACAAUCACCUCUGCUUUCUGCAACCGAAAAGGCAAAAAAAAACAGACUAUCAUCUACUGUUUGGGAUGAAGGGACGGGUAAUCUUCUACGAUUUGUAAUCCACAGGGCCCGGUCGUUCAAGAGUGAAUCUGAAUGGUUAAAGCUACCAGGAUGAACAGGAUUUAAGAAAGUAAUGAAGUCUGAAAUUUGAUGUGGAUUAAAUCCUUAGUUUGUGCUUCUUAAAACUUUCAAUUUGGAGAAGAUUAAACCGAUCCCAACAGAGAGCUAGAUUUUGUCUGGAUUACAGAAACUUAACGGAGGAAAACUUUUACAAAACAAAACUUUUUUAAAGAAGUUAAUAUUGAAACCAUAUUUUUUAUUUUGCACUAAAUUACAGAAUCCUAUCAGUGACAUAACACAGUUUCCCACUAUGACCCCCUUCUUGUGAUGAAGGAGGAUCCAUUUAAAAAGGUGACCAGAUGUCUCUGAUUUCCUGGCUAAGGCUGUCCCUGGAAAUGUCCCAGAUUUACGCGUUUCAUGAAUGAGGAAAAAAAUGUUGCGUGUAGACUAGAACAACGGUUAUUACAGUAGCCGAGUAGGUAGGUGGUGCGAGUAAGCAUGUUGCACGUAUUCCUGAACAACAGUUUUUAUGGGGGGUUAUUACAGGGGGGUUUGUCCCUGGAUUUCAUUAUGGAAAUCUGGUCACCUUAAAUUAAAAGUACUUAUAGACUUAAAUCUGUAUACACUAUGUGUCAUCUAUGUAAUCAUUUUAUCACUGGAUUGGUUUGUAUUGGUUUUAAUUCCCCCCACAGAAAAAAAGCUUUUUCUUUUGGUUUGCUGAUGGAAAGUUGUUACAGCAACACAAAGAAAGUGGGUAGGUUUGUUGGGACUCGAAAGAAAGACGUGUAUCGAACAUCCCGAAGAGCAAUAAAAAAAAGGGACAAAUGUAAUUCCACCUCCUCUGCUCAGGCAAAACUAUGAAUCUACUGAAGGGUAAUCGCUGAGAACACACUGACACUAACAGCAAAAGAUGCAAAAAAGAAAACUCACUUUGAGGCGGUUUUCUCAUUCUUGACUGAAAAAAGACACAAACACGUAUUCUUCCUCUGCACACACACACACACACACGCAUAGAUGUGAUGGGUCCUAAUCACACAAGCUGUUAUCUUAAAACUGUAGGAAGUUUAGCAGCGAUCCAUCCCGCUCCUGCUGCCUAUUUAAUGUGUCUUUAAUUCACCGUCAUGAGUCGCUCUGUAACUGCACACACUCUUUUGUUUACUUAUGCAAUGUAAAUCUGUCACUGAGGAUUAUGAGGGAAUGUAAACCAGAGUCUACACACUGUAACUGUGCUCACAUGUCAUGCUAACAUUAACACUCUUUACCAAACUGAAUAAUGAAGGAUGUUUCUGAGAUGUUAUCUGGUGAAAAUGGCUAAAUUCUAUUUUAUUAUUAACUUUUUUAAAAGUCUACAUUUUGUACCUGAUGUGUAACCGUGUAAUUUAAGUACCAGAUUACAAACUGUAUGUUUCAGGUUACUGUGUAAAGUCAGAUUAAUAGAAACUGGGAGUGGAGGUUGAAUUGGACACACACUGAGUUCUGUACUGACCCGUCGAUAACGUCUGCUUCAUGUUCUGCGAGUUUGACAGAGUGAAAAUUAAAGCAGCUUUUCUCACGAGUGGAAUCAGCGGGGUGAAAUGAU